UGUGUGUGUAUGUGUGUGUGUGUGGGUGUCUGUAGAGUUAUACAGCUGUGUAAUGGCUGCUAACAGUGUUCAAGAGCCUUUGGAAACUAAACUGUAGUUUAUGGUGAUCAGAGGCAAAUGCUGAACUGCAAUAUACAGUGAGAUGCCUUGCUGUGAUGGGAUCAUCAGUUUCAUACUGAAAUGAGAUGUCUGGACUUGUCAAGCAGAUUAGAAGAGAGCAGGAGGUAUUCAAGGGGAACUUCUUGUUAACACGGGACAGAGGUACUGGGAAUAGGUGUUAAAGCCUAUCUACAUCCAAGAAUCCUGGGUCUGUGAAAACAAGACUUGAGAAAAGAGAAGAUCUCAAUUGGACUAGCUAAUCCUUCCCCAGGACAAUUGUAAGUACAUGCAUUUUGUUACAGAGGGACUGUGCUGGCAGUGGGGGGCAUAGUGCUUAUUGUAGAAUCACAAAGUUACAAGCUGAGUAUGCUGGAGGCUUGCAUUGUAACCUGCAAGAAUAUUAAAUUCAGCAGUCAGAAAGUGUAUAUAUAACAAACUCUGACUGCAAGUGAAGGUGAAAAGUUACAAUGAAGCCUGAACCAUUAACUAAAACACAGAUAAAGUAUCCCAUAGCAUGUGAAUGGGUAUUGAAGGUUUGAUUUAUAUUUACUAAACAAAUACAUAUUGUAUAAAGGCAUCGAGUUCUGAUACAUUCUUACAGGGGUCGGGAAUGCUGUGUCCUAACAAAACUGUGUACUGAAGAAUUCUACAUUGGGCAUGAUCCAUGGGGCCCUGUAGGUGAAGGGGUUUAUUUACUAAGCAGCGAAAUGUCAGCAUUUGGGUGAUAUUGGCUACAUUGGAAGAAUGCUCCAGUUUCAGCUGUUUUUCAAACUUAGAUCUGUUGGCCUUUAUUUACAUUCUAUUUAAAGUCCCCCAAAUUCAGUUUGGUGAAUCAAUCCCAUUACAGUGUAUAAAACCCAUUUAAUGUCUAAAAUGUAAACUUUGUAUCUAAUUUAUAUAAAUAUAUAUUCUAUCUCAAUGGAUGCAUAUUAGGUUUAUUUACUAAACACUGACUCCUGUUGAAUUGAAAGAUGGAUAUCUGAAUUGCAGAAUAUAAAUCAGAGAGAGGGGCUGUUUGAUUGCCAGGAAUAAUCCAAAUGAUAGAUGAAUAUACAGAGCCCCUGGCAGACUCCUGGUUGUGGCCCCUGGCAGGAUGCAGUUAUGCCAGACACUAUUAGGCAGAAUGUGACCCAGAAAGCCAUGUGUGAGGUUAAUGGUUCUUAUCAGUGCAUGCAGGUCGGUAUCUCCUCUGCCCCGGCCGCUCUCUCCCCCCUCCCAUGGUCCUGUCCCUGUAGUGAUGGCAUGCCGCUGCCAGCCCCCUGCCUCCCCCCUGUGUCUGUUUUAGGGCGGGCUGCUGUCAGCCAGAGGGGGAUGAUUUUAGUAUCCGGAAAUGAUGAAAAGAAGGAUCCAGAGAAGAGUGAGUGAAAGAGGAAAAAAAAAAGUUUCUUCCGUGCGAGGUAAAGAUACAAAGUAUCCAGAGAGUAUUUAUUGUAUUGCCCGGCUGCUCACAGCAACACGUGGCCAUAUACCUGGAUAGUCAGAUCAGGCUGGGGGGCUGGCUCUCAUUGGCUGAGGGUGAUGGGUGUAGAUAUCGCUUAGUUUAUAACUUAUUGUAUAGGGAAACUCUCCAUAAUAAAGAAUGUGGGGGUAACCCAGCUCUAUCACUGCAUGUACCUCCUCAUAUUAUAUGUAGGGGUACCCCAAUUCUAUAGGGUACCUCCUCAUAUUGUAUAUAGGGGUACCCCCAUUCUAUCAUUGCAUUUAUAGAGUACCCCAACUCUAUUACUGCAUGUACCUCCUCAUAUUGUAUAUAGGGGAUGGUGUGACCCCAUUCUAUCACUGCAUGUAUAGGGUACCUCCUCAUAUUGUUUAUAGGGGUACCCCCAUUCUAUCACUGCAUGUAUAGGGUACCCCAACUCUCUUACUGCCUGUACCUCCUCAUAUUGUAUAUAGGGCUACCCCCAUUCUGUCACUGCAUGUAUAGGGUACCUCCUCAUAUUGUAUAUAGGGGUACUCCCAUUCUAUUGCUGCAUGUGUAGGGUACCUCCUCAUAUUGUAUAUAGAGGUACCCCCAUUCUAUCACUGCAUAUAUAGAGUACCCCAACUCUAUAACUGUAUGUACCUCCUCAUAUUGUGUAUAUAGGGGAUGGGGUCCCCCCAUUCUAUCACUGCACAUGAAGGGUGCAUCCUUAUAAUAUUGUAUAUAGGGGUACACCCUUUAUAUCAUUGUGUGCAUAGGGACCAUCUUCAUACUGUAUUUAGGAGUACCCCCAUUCUAUCAUUGCGUGUACAGGGUACCUCCUCCUUCUACUGUAUUUAGGUGUACCCCCAUUCUAUCACUGCACAUAUAGAGUAUCUCCUUAGAAUAUUGUGUAUAUAGGGGUACCCCCCAUUCUAUCAUUGUGUGUGUAUAGGGUACCUCCUCCUUCUACUGUAUUUAGGUGUACCCCCAUUCUAUCACUGCACAUAUAGAGUAUCUCCUUAUAAUAUUGUGUAUAUAGGGGUACCUCCAUUUUAUCAUUGUGUGUGUAUAGGGACGCUCCUCAUUCUGUAUCUAGGGGUACCCCCAGGGACGUGUCUUCCUCGAGGCAAACAAGGCAUCAGCAAUGGGCGGUACUUUGCAGGGGGCGGCAGAAAAAGCCGCCCCCAAACGCCCAUUGUUUGCCUCGUGUCCUGGGGGGCUCAAGAGCUGGCCGGCUGGCCACUUUUGACCCCUCCCCAAUGAUGACGAAUAGGGGGCGGGCCGAACAGCGCAUAUGUUCGCCAUCCGUGGCGAACCGUUCGGCGAACCAUUCGGGACAUCACUAUUUGUCAUUGUAUGAGUGUGUGUCUUUCAAUGAGUAUAUGCGUCUGUCAGUGAGUGAGCAUCUGUCAGUCAAAGUGCGGCCUUGACAGGAAGGGGUGAGGAAAAUUUAAAUUGGGGGGGAUGUGCCCAAGCACCGUCCUGGCUAAGGCAGCACAAAUCCUAAAUACACCACUGGGUACCCCCCAUUCUAUCAUUGCAUGUAUAGGCACCCUCCUCAUACUGUAUUUAUCAUUCUAUCAUUGCGAGUAUCGGCUGAUACUCCCAUCAGUGUAUAUAGAGGUACCUCUAUUCUAUCACCACAUGUGUGGGAUACAUUCCCCUAUAUCUAUAGGGGGUACCUCUUAUUCUGUGCCUGCAUAUAUAGGGACAUCACUGUAUAUAGGGAUACCUCCUAUAGGAUGACUUUAUGUAUAGGGGUACCGUCUACUCUAUCACUAAAUGUAUAGGACACCUACUCCCAUCUCUGAAUAGAAGGCUUCAUCCUAUUAUUUCACUGCAUGUAUAGGGUAUCACCCUUGAUCCCUGUAUAUAGAAGUACCUUCUAUUCUAUUGCUGCAUGUAUAGGGUACCUCUUAUUGCUGUAUAUAUGGGUUACCUGCUAUUCUAUCACUGCAUGCAUAGGGUACCACACUAUCAUUGCAUAUAGGUACAUUUUUCCUCUAUCAAUGCAUGAAUAUGGUACCACUCCCAAUCAAUGUUUAUAGGGGUGCCUUUUUCUCUAUCACUACAUAUAUUGGGUACUUCCCUUCAAUCCCUGUAUGUACGAAUACCUCCUAUUCUAUGAAUCAAUGUACAAGACCAGCCCACCUCCUAAUCACUGUAUAUAGGAGACCCUCCCAUUCUAUCACUACAUGUGUAGGGUAUCUCCCCCAUAAUCCCCAUACUCCUUAUUCUAUCCAUGCAUGUAAAGGGCUAGCUCCUCCACUUUGUAUAGUGGUACCUCCUAUUCUGUCAGUGGGUGUACAGGGCUAUCUAAUGAUCACUGUAUAUAAAGUUACCUUCCAUGCUUUCAUUGGAUGUAUAGCCCACCUCCUAUAUCACUGUAUAUAGGACAUGCAUAGGGCUGUCUCCUUUCUAUCAGUGUAUAUAGGGGUACCCAUUUUGGGCUAGCUCCCCUUUUCAUGUAUUGGACUAACUCUCCUUUUCUAUCACUCCAUGCAUCAUGCUAGCUCCCCCUUUUCUAUUACUCCAUGUAUUGGGAUAGCUCCCCUUUUCAUGUAUUGGGCUAGCACCCUUUUUCUAUCACUCCAUGUAUUAAGCUAGCUCCCCUUUUCUAUCAUUCAAUGUAUAAGGCUACCUCCUGUUUUCUAUUACACCAUGUAUUGGGCUAGCUCCACUUUCUAUCACUCCAUGUAUUGCGCUAGCUCCCCUUUCUAUCACUCCAUAUAUUGCGCUAGCUCUCCUUUCAAUCACUCCACGUAUUGCGCUAGCUCCCCUUUUCUUUCACUCUAUGUAUUGGGCUAGCUCCCCUUUUCUUUCACUCUAUGUAUUGGGCUAGCUUCUCUUUUCUAUCACUCCAUAUAUUGAGCUUGCACCCCGUUUCUAUCACUACAUGUAUUGGGCUAGCUCCCCGUUUCUAUCACCCCAUGUAUUGGGUUAGCUCCCCUUUUCCAUCAUUACAUGUAUUGGGCUAACUUCCUGUUUGUAUCACUCAAUGUAUUGGACUGGCUCCCCUUUAAUAUCACUACAUGUGUUGGGCUGGCUCCCCUUUAAUAUCACUCCAUGUAUUGGGCUAGCUCCCCGUUUCUAUCACUCCAUGUAUUGGGCUAGCUCCCCUUUCUAUCACUCCAUGUAUUGGGCUAGCUCCCCGUUUCCAUCACUCCAUGUAUUGGGCUAGCUCCCCGUUUCUAUCACUCCAUGUAUUGGGCUAUCUCGCCUUUUCUAUCACUCCAUGUAUUGGGCUAGCUCCCUGUUUUUAUCACUCCAUGUAUUGGGCUAGCUCCCUGUUUUUAUCACUCCAUGUAUUGGGCUAGCUCCCCUUUUCUAUCACUCCAUGUAUUGGGCUAGCUCCCCGUUUCUAUCACUCCAUGUAUUGGGCUAGCUCCCCGUUUCUAUCACUCCAUGUAUUGGGCUAGCUCCCCAUUUCUAUCACUCCAUGUAUUGGGCUAUCUCGCCUUUUCUAUCACUCCAUGUAUUGGGCUAUCUCGCCUUUUCUAUCACUCCAUGUAUUAGGCUAUCUCGCCUUUUCUAUCACUCCAUGUAUUGUGCUAGCUCCCAGUUUCUAUCACUCCAUGUAUUGGGGCUAGCUCCCCGUUUCUAGCUCCCCGUUUCUAUCACUCCAUGUAUUGGGCUAGCUCCCCAUUUCUAUCACUCCAUGUAUUGGGCUAGCUCCCCGUUUCUAUCACCCCAUGUAUUGGGUUAGCUCCCCUUUUCCAUCAUUACAUGUAUUGGGCUAACUUCCUGUUUGUAUCACUCAAUGUAUUGGACUUGCUCCCCUUUAAUAUCACUACAUGUGUUGGGCUGGCUCCCCUUUAAUAUCACUCCAUGUAUUGGGCUAGCUCCCCGUUUCUAUCACUCCAUGUAUUGGGCUAUCUCGCCUUUUCUAUCACUCCAUGUAUUGGGCUAGCUCCCCUUUCUAUCACUCCAUGUAUUGGGCUAGCUCCCCGUUUCCAUCACUCCAUGUAUUGGGCUAGCUCCCCGUUUCUAUCACUCCAUGUAUUGGGCUAGCUCCCCGUUUCUAUCACUCCAUGUAUUGGGCUAGCUCCCCGUUUCUAUCACUCCAUGUAUUGGGCUAGCUCCCCGUUUCUAUCACUCCAUGUAUUGGGCUAGCUCCCCGUUUCUAUCACUCCAUGUAUUGGGCUAGCUCCCUGUUUCUAUCACUCCAUGUAUUGUGCUAGCUCCCCUUUUCUAUCACUCCAUGUAUUGGGCUAGCUCCCCGUUUCUAUCACUCCAUGUAUUGGGCUAUCUCGCCUUUUCUAUCACUCCAUGUAUUGGGCUAGCUCCCAGUUUCUAUCACUCAUUGAUUUAGUUUUGCCAUGAUUGGAAAUACUAUACUAGAACAAUUAAUAUAUGCUAGAAGGGCUAUUGAUGACAAGAAGGGUUAAGCAAUGACCUGCAUACACACCUUGAUGAAAGAGUACAGGGAUGUUGAUUGGCUAUUCUACUAGCUGUUGUUGGAAUGCAGCUCCCUUGAUUAUCUGCCAGAUUUGUUGUAGAGGAUGCAUAUCUCACUUGUUGCCCUUAAAGUCAUAAGUUGGUUAACCUCAACUGUACUGAUAAUGUGAGGAUACAGAUGCAUUUACCGCAUACUCAUGUGUUUCCUGUGCUCUUUGUUCAGUUCUCCUCCGUGAAGGUGGUUUGUCUUUGGAUACGUUUGUGUUUCUUGCUGAGAGACCUGGCAGAUGUCCCAAGUGGGAGAAACCUUUCCUCCAGAGCCUGUAGGGCCUGAGAAAGAAUCUGCAUCUGAAGAGAAGCUGUUGAUCUCACUCCCACAGGGUAAGUCUUGUGAAUAUUACUUUUUAUUUUCAGAGUACAUUUCAGAAAGAUUUUUUUUUUCUUGUUUUUUUUUUCGCUUUACGGUUAUUUAUAUGAUAAACAACCUUUUACCUUGUCUUGGAAUGCACAGACUCUGUCCUGUGUACACAAACAAGGUACUGAGAUGGCAUUCUAUUUGUAGAUUACUAUCCUUGGCAUUUCAGAUAUUUCAAACUAUUUUUCCCAUAAUGACUAACCAGGUUUAAGCAGCAGUGUCACUUCCAGUAAGCAACAUUUUUUCAUUCUUCACCGCUAUAAACAAUAUUGACGCUCUUAAAUAUUCCGUCAUGAUUUCCUUUUAUUCCAGAAGUUUGGUCAUUAAGGGGUUAAUACAACGAAAACAGAUAACCCAGGUGGACCAAACCACUAUAGGUGUCUCUUAGUGGAGCGCUAAGAAAGGCAGACUUAUCCCUACAUACAAUGGGGAAAUAUACAGUAAUAUAAUCCCUAUAUAAUGAAGAGAUAUACACAAUGGUGAAGUAUAUCAAGGUCUAGUAACAUAAAUUAGAAUAUAGUAGGGACCACACUCACAUGGUUAAGAGCCACAUACGAAUAGGCUCAAAUCACUUCAGCAUAGGUAUAUUAAGGUAAUACCAAAACCUUCUUAUGGUGUCCGGUAAGUAUCCUCACCAAAAAAAGGAAGAGAAACAAGAGAAAACAUCUUUGUGCAGUAUUAUCAAGAUAUUAAAUUGCAAAUACCCCUAUAAUAUGAAGUAAUUGUUCACCUUGUGAAGAGCCAGUUAUACUAAGCUCUUGGUAUACAGGUAGGUGUGCUAUUAAGGAGAGCACAACCCCUCUUGAUUCCAGGAAAAACAGCAGAGGACUAGUGGAUAAAAGUAUACUAAAAAAAAGCACUUUAUUAAAGCAACAGACAAUCUAAUAAUAAAAUGUGCAGUAAUACCAGUCUACCAUAUAGUCCACUUCCGAAAGUUUUGGUAUUACCUUAAUAUACCUAUGCUGAAGUGAUUUGAGCCUAUUCGUAGGUGGCUCUUAACCAUGUGAGUGUGGUCCCUACUAUCUUCUCAUUUAUGUUACUGGACCUUGAUAUACUUCACCAUUGUGUAUAUCUUUUUAUCAUAUAGGAAUUAUAUUACUGUAUAUAUCCCCAUUGUAUAUUGUGGUAAAUCUGCCUUUCUUAGCGCUCCACUAAGAGUGGUUUGGUCCACCUGGGUUAUCUGUUUUCCUUGUAUUAUACUUUGUGUGUAAAAUUUGGGGAUAUUUACACGAGUGUGAGCUGCUUUUUCACCUGCAUACAUUGUCUGGUUUAUCUACUAAGCGCCUUUUAUACACAGAGCACUCCUUUCUGUAUUGGUUAAUAUUGACUCUUUUACUGGGGUGAAAAGUGCAGCUAUGGAAAGAAAAAUAAACAUUUACUGAUGCAGCACUUUGGAACAUCUUCGUUUCACGAAGGUCCAGGUGUAAUGCUCCAGGUGUGCACAUGUGCCCAUACAUAGAGAAAUGCAAUAUGAUCUCAUCUCAUGUGUUUUUGACCAUUCUUCCAAAGUGAAGUACACACACAAGUGAUGUGCAUUUGGCACCGUGCGGGUUAAAUUAUUUUGCAUGGAAUACUCUGGCUGUGCCAGGAUAGUCAGGCAUGCAACGUAACUUGUAAAAUACAAAACAAUUGGGAAUUUUAGUUUUCUCAUGUUGUGACAGUUAUGGCUUAAGAAAUGACUGAGUAUCAUGGAAAAUUUAGUUUGGCUAAUUAUGGUAAACCAAGGUCAUCUGAAAUACAAGGUCACCUCAUUAGGGUAAGGUGACAUGUUCCUGACCUAAUUUAUUCGCCACGGGGAUCUAUCAGUGGAUCUCUUCACUAACCUGGGACUUGAUUGAAAAUUGAAAAGGGAAUUACAAAUGUCAGGAUAGACUGAUGGCCAGAUUGGUGGCCAGACCAUAUUCUCUAACAUAGCUAUUACUCCUGCUCAGAUCUUUUGAAAAACAAUUUUACAGCCCAAAAAAAUGGAUUUCUACAUUAAAUGUAAUUCUGCUUGCCCGGCUUUAAAGGGAUACUAUAAGUGACAGGAUUACAGAGCUGCAUUCCUGGCACUAUAGCUCCCUUGUGCCCCCCAUCAACGUGAAUAAAGGAUAAAAACUCUUUUUACUUGCCAGGGCUACAUUUUUUUACUUGUCAAUGGCUAGUAAUGAGUGGAAAUUUUGAGCCCUGAUGUAGUUCACAGCAGGUGUAAAACUACAACACGGAUGAUUAGUUACCAACCUUAAAGGUUCACACCAGACCACUAAAGCACAAUACCUUGUUGAAAAGCUUUAUGUGUGAAGAGUGUGUCCUAUUUUUUUAAAUUUUGCAAAAAGUGCAGAUUUCAAUGAAACUUUAAAUGAUUAAAACACUUUUUUUUAUGGAUUCACUUGGUUACACCCCCUUGACUUUCAAGCAGACAGCAGGUCCUGUUACUUCCUGGUUUGUUUAACUCAGUAGAGCUAAACUCAAGAGGUGGUAUUCUAUCAGAAAUCUAUAUCUAUCAGAUUUCUCUACCUACGUCACUUUCGGUGCACAUACGUCACCAGAAGUGACUCAAGAUCAGAUGAGCGUAUGCGUGCUAGCAGGCCUCGGGGUAUAGAGUUCUGACAGAAUUCUGGCAGAGGCGCCACACACGUUCGCCACAUCUGAUGAUGCUCGAUCAACUGGGCCGUUAAUCUGAAGGAUGUACUGUGCAUGCAUGCUACACAUCCAUCAGAUAUAGAAAUCUGAUGGGUGUAUUGCACAUGCUCACGGUACAUCCAUCAGCUAUAGCAAUCUGAUAUACAAAUCUGACAGGUGUACUGCGCAUGCGGUACAUCUAUCAGAUUUCUAUACCAAAGUGUACCACUGUGUAUUAACAUACCCAGUGUAGGCUAAUGUGGUGUUAAAUGGUGAUGGUGACACACUGGGAAUGGGGGGUUAAUGAUGGUAACACACUGGGGAUGGGGGGUUAAUGAUGGUGACACACUGGGGAUGGGGGGUUAAUGAUGGUGACACACAGAGGAUGGGGGAUUAAUAGGGGUGACACACUGGAGAUAGGAGGGUUAAUGGUUUGACACACUAGGAUGGGGGGUUAAUACACAUGGGAUGAAGAGUUAAUGGGGUUGAUACACAGGGAUGGGGGUUACUGGGGACAAGGCAAGCAACUCUGACACUGCUACCCCUGUAUCGUUGUCCUUCGGUGGUCUUCAACUUACCCACAACCCAAGAAACUCUGAAUGUAAAGGUGGUGGUGUAGGGUUUCUCCUAUCCCCUCAAAUUAUUGUAACCCUCUCCUGAUUGGUCUUCCCAAAAGCUGUACUGGACGGCUACAGUCCAUAAUGAACGCUGCUGCAAGACUGAUUUUCCUCUCUAGUCGGUUCUCUCACACCUCACCCCUCUGCCAGUCCUUACAUUGGCUUCCUGUAUGCUAAAGGAUUCAAUUCAAGGUACUAAUUCACACCUAUAAAGCACUGAACAACUCUAGCCCCUCUUAUAUCUCCUUACAGAUCCAUAAGUAUGUCCCUUCUUGGUCUCUCCACUCUGCCCGUGACCACCUCCUGUCCGUUGUCCUCACCCAUACGGCCAACUCACGCUUGCAGGAUUUCUCACGGGCAGCUCUCUUCCUAUGGAAUAGCCUGCCUACUGCCAUCAGACUCUCCCUUGUCUUGCAUCUUUUAAGAAGUGCCUUAAAAGCCAUCUCUUUAGGCAAGCUUAUGGCCUCCAAGACUAACCUCUACCUCACAUACCUGUCUCUUGCUCUCUCCUAAAGGGCAGCCCACCUUAUUUGACUGCAAAGUCCUGUCCUAAUGUGUUUUACACCCCACCUCCUAUAGAAUGUAAGCUCAAUUGAGCAGGGUCCUCUUCAACCUAUUGUUCCUGUAAGUUUUUUUUGUUGUAAUUGUCCUAUUUAUAGUUAAAUCCCCUUCUCAUAAUAUUGUAAAGCGCUACGGAACCUGUUGGCGCUAUGUAAAUGGCAAUAAUAAUAAUAUUAAUAUAUUUAGGGAGGCAUGGGAGGGCCAGGGGGCUAGAUGGUGCUUUUAACACUAUAGGAUAAGGGAAACAUGUUUGUGUUCCUGACCCUAUAGUGUUCCUUUACUGUCUUGUUGCAUGUCUGUGUGUAUAUUUCUUAAAAUUAUCUCAAAACAGUCAGGUGGUUUUAAAAUUAACAGGGUUUGUCUGUUAUACUUUAACCUUUGAUUUUGUACCCAAGCUGAAUUUUGAAUAUUUGAGAUUAAUAAAAUUUCUAAACAAAUUAUGCAUUGUUUGGGGUUUUAAAACCUAAUCUAUGUUUAAAAUAAAUAAAUAAAAGAAAAUCCAUAUGCCAAAUCAAGCUUUAUUCCCCUAGAAUUCUCCCAGUUCUGGCUAUUUUUGCUUAGUCUUUGAAAAUAUUGCAAGCCCAGAACACACCUGGGUCCAUGUUGUAACAUUAGCUCAGGAAGGGAACAAUAGGGGGGCUGUGUUUGGUAGUUUUUUUUUUAUGCCAAAGGCAGAGUUCGGAGGGAAAAGAAAAGAUACUUAGAGUGACAAAAAUUGACAAAUAUUCUGUACUAGAGCAGUUAAGAUAACAUUCAGGGCAAGUACAGGCAAAUAAAAGACACAUAGUUUCAUCCUUCUCUUCUUGGUAAAUAGGCAAGGACUCACAACAAAUACUUACAUUUUUUGGGGAUUUCAUUUGACUUUAUUUGAUGCUUUGUUAGAGAUCCAGAAGACUCACAAGUUUUAAACCAACUAGGACAUACGUUUAAACAACUACAUUAACCAAAAUAAUGAAAAUAUAUUCAAAGUAUGUAAUGUUUAUAAAUUUACAAUAAACUUGGUCAGAUUACAUUAUUGUGCACACCUCUCAGCUAGGGGAGUUUCUUAAGCCUGCCCCCCACCUCGCCGUUACCCAUCCAUCUCUAUUUCAGAGCAUUCCACUAAUGACAGAAACAGGAUAUCAUUAUCAUUGUGCAGCAGCAAGGAGAGAGAGGCCCAACACCAGAUAGUGCUCUGCGUGCUCACUCUGAUCAGACUCCCUCUCUUCUCCGUCUGUCAGAAUGUUGCAAGGUUAAGAGUUCUUCCAACUGUACAUUUGUAAUUCUAUCAGGCAUGUCCUUAUGCACUCUUCCAGCAUUCCUAGGGAUGAGACACUGGUUGGUUAGAUCAGUGCCCCUCCCCGAUGUCUAUGUGGAAAGCAUAAGAAAGAAGCAGGUAAAUAUGAAAGAAAAAUCUUAUUAAACGGACAGAUAGGUACCAUAGCAACUUAAUCAAACGGAAGUUGCUAUGGUGGCUAGUGCUGGCUCACCUUUUUCAAAUCAGUUUUAUGAAUACGGAUUUGCUCAGCGCAUCAGCUGACCGCUCUUAGUAAAUCAGCCACACCACUACCCAAUUCUGCAUGAUCUUUCCGUUUUAGAGAAUUGUAUAAAAUGGAAGGGCAUAGAGGCAUGGCGAUUCAGUGCUGGGACCCAGACUUUGGGGUUGAGCCAUUUAAGAAUGGAUUAAAUACCCCUUAAGGUAAGCCAGUGCCGGGGAUUUCCUGGCACCAUAAAAAAAAAAUAUUUUGCUGAAGUUGUUAUAGUGCCCAGAGUGUUCCUUUAACCUUAUUUUUUUCAGCCUGCAGAGUGAGACAUUGAAAGCUAAUGAUAAACUGAACUAUAAACAGAGGGUAGUUAGGCUGAUUCUUUUAUGGGAAAAAAAAGGUUUCAGAAGAGACAUUUACUAAUGUUUAAAGGGACAGGCUCCUUUUUCAAUGUAAUGAUUCAGGAAACUAUAUAAAAACAUACUUACCUUUUACUGUAAUCUGUUUGGGGCUUAAUAUGUAGGUUCCAAAUGGUGGCAAAAUAGGUCUGUGCAAAGGGUGAUGGAUAGAGAGGUGGAUUAAGCAUAACAUUCCCGUUAAUUUAUAUAAACCAUCUGAAUGUCCGUCAUAGAACACAAACCAACACAGAUACUCUAUGCUGCCGUGCAUUAUUUUGCAAUGGAGCACAUCCUGGUACAGUAUUUAUCAGGUGUUCAACAGCCUUUUUCCUGUAAGAAUUACAUGGUGGAGGAGGAUCCAGAUCCAAGUGUUUUUGCAAAAUAAAAAUAUUUAAAAAUAAAUAUUUAUGAUGAAUAUUAAGCCAGAGCAGUUAUCUUACCUUAAGAUACCUUUAAUACGCAUGCCACUUGUCUAGGCGCCUGGAGUAUUUUUCACUUGAUUGUAUUUAUAAAAGAAAGCCGGGGAAGAAUUACUUUUCAUUUUUCACCUAAUACCUUUCUGCUUUGACUGUCUUACAGAAAGUAAUGUACAACACAAUGUACUAAAGAGGCUGAGAUUACCUUAUUUACAGUUUAACACUUUGUAAAAGACCGCAUUGAUACAUGCUCUCAAAAGAAAAUCCCUUUUAUGUUGCCUGCUUUUUUUCUCAUUGGCUUAUUCUAAGAGACGAUGAAGUGUAAUUUCAUAUUUUAAAUAUUUUUUUUUGUGAUCAGGUUAAGAAUAGUGAUGUCCCGAACUGUUUGCCGAAUGGUUCGCCACGGUUCGCCACCAAUGGUACGCCGCAAACUCCAGUCAGCAGACACAUUCCAGCCAAUCAGCAGCAGACCUUCCCUCCCAGACCCUCCCACCCCUGGGACAGCAUCCAUUUUGAAGCUGCAUUCUUAGUGAGCUGUCCAGGAGAUGGGAGGGUCUGGGAGGGAGGGUCUGCUGCUGAUUGGCUGGAAUGUGUCUGCUGACUGGAGUCCAUAGCGAACCGUUUGUGGCGAACCGUUUGGCGAACAGUUCGGGACAUCACUAGUCAAGAAUAAUAAUAAUAUGCAGAAUUAAUGCUUUUUCCUAAUUGUCUGCUGGCUUAUCAGUGGACGUUGGCCUUUGACCUCACUGCCCUAGUUCAUUUUACGGAAAAACAUCUUUAUCGCUCUCUGCAGACUAUCUGUCCUUCUAGAGGUUUUUCUGAAAAGACAUUUAGGUUUAUAUAUCUUAGAUUAGCAGAUAAAAUCCACAGAUGUUUGCAAAGUGAUACAAUAGAUUGCUCUAAAAUACAUUUUAAAGGGCUAUAUCCCUUAUUCUAGAUUAUUUUAGAUUACUAAGGCUUGAUUGAGGAGCCUUUGGUGAUGAUGUAAUACUGCUGAUGUUUGUAUUUGCUCUCCACUUAUGUAUACAAUUAUUGGCAAAUAUUUUGUGAAGUGUGUAAAUAGUCUGUUGAAUAUACACUUAUAGUAUUGCUUCUGAUGAGAAAGUUUAGGGUUAAGCUCGGCACAUGCACCAGAUGUCAAUGAAACUAUAGCCUGUGCAAUGGGCAUGGGUGUUUCUACUACAGAAAUCACCAGGGUUGUUUCAAUCUGUAUUGAAGACUUAGCAUUGUCAGUUCAGUCCUGGCAUAGUCAAACAAUGCAUCGAAGGAGGAGAAAAUUUUAUUCCUCUCUGUAUGCUCUCUUUAUGGCGAAGAAUCAAUGCAAAGGGUAGAGCUUAUAAAUACAGUGUGGAUUGUUAUUAUUUUUUUUCAGACCUUAGAAACACGUCUACUAAAAAUAGGGGUAUAAGUAAACACAAUAUUAACAAUUCCCCUAAAAUAAUAAUGCGUAAAUAAUAUAUGAAAAACCACAAGGCUCUGGGGUGUGGGUUAGCCGUUGAGGAAACUAGAUGUAUAGGCAGAGAACUCCGGUGACACAGUCUGAUAAGCACUUGUCAGCUGCUUUUCAGAGAAAGUCAAACAAAUAAUCACCUCUAAAACUAAUUGGAAGCCACAUCAAGUCUUCUCAGUAAAAAAUCCAACCCGAAAGAGGCUUCUGUAGCCUUUUUUUUUUUUUCUCCACUACUCGACGCAAUUUAAGUUAUCCAAAAUGGCGCUGAGGGAGGACCGAGGAGAGUACCAGAAGACUAGAAAGAUGGUGCCUAAGAUUCCUUCACAUUGUGUUUGGAAGAUACAGCUAGUUUACUAGCACAAAUGAGAGCUGUUCUUAAAUAUAUUGCCCGGGAACUCACAAAAAGUUCCAACAAGGUAAAGUCUGAGAUCCAGGCUUUGGACAUUUGCAUGUCUACCUUGGAGAGGUGGGUGGAGUCAGUGGCCCAAGCACAUAAUGCGGCCCUGGCAUACACCAAUGGUCUUAACUGCUGGUUACCUGCUGUAAGACCUAGCAAAUCACUCUAGCAGCAAUAAUGUGCUAGGUCAUGCAACAUGGAAAAUUCCACUCGCUCGUCCUGCCAAUUGUCCAUCUCUUUCCCUUGCAAUUCUUUUUUCUGUUUAUGGUAUGAGGUUAUAUUGAACACUGCACCCCUUAUUCAAGCUAAAGGUCGCUGACAUUUUGGUUCCAAAGAACUUCUUUUUAUGUCCAGAAUCCAUGAUCAUAUGGAGUUUAAAGGGACUCUCCAGUGCCAGGAAAACAAACCCGUUUUCUGAUCCUGCAGUGCCCCCCAUCCCAUGUCGCCAAAGGGGUUAAAACCCCUUCAGCUACUUACCUGAAUCAAGUGCCGAUGUCCCUCAGUGCUGGGUCAGGCUACGUCCAUGCUCAGGGGAGACGUAAUGCGCAUGCGCGGCAAAGGCCGCGUGCGCGCAUUAUACCUCCCCAUAGGAAAGCAUUAUUCAGUGCUUUCCUAUGGGGAAAAUCUGACGCUGGAGGUCCAUGAGGACCUCCAGCGUCAGAUAACCGACCAAAGGUCAGUUUAGAUUCCGAAAACAGCCACAGAGGGCAGACUUAGAGCUGCAAUGUAAACACAGGACCCAGACCACGUCAAUUAGCUGAAGUGGUCUUGGUGCAUGGAGUGUCCCUUUAAGUAAGGGUCAAUACUCCUAUGUCCUAAAGAUUAAUUAUACUGGAUUCUAUAUGUUGAUGUAUUUCCUUUUAUAUAAUGUAAACCAGAGACAUGUGAUACUUAUGACGCGUUGUACGUGCAAAGUCUCUGAAAUAAAGAAUUUCUAAUAACAAAAACAAAUCCAAAAAUAAAGAUAAAAUAAUGCUGUUCAAUACAGACUUCAUGGGACAAGCAAAGUUAAAAGUAUUCUGUCUAUUCUUUCCCUUAUAUUCUUCAACUUCUCAAAAUGUUGUCUUUUUGGGCUCCUCUUCUGUUUGCCUAGUCAGGCAGCUGGGUUUGCUGUAACCCCAGCAUGUGAGCAGAGCACACUGCUUCCUGCAGGCAGGGGAAGCUGGGAUGUGACUUGGUAUCCCGGCUGCCCCAUGCCUGUGAAUACCGAAAGCUCUCUGAGGGGAACAGAAAGCAGCCUGUGCUCACAGUGCACGGCUAGCCUGCUCCCCCAACAGAAAGAAGAACAACUUCCUGCAGGCUGGACCUCUGCUCUUCUUCACAGCACCCAGGCAGGCUAAGGGGGAUUGUUUAUUGUGUGCAUGGUUGUAAAUUGGUGUGUGUGUGUGUUAAAUUGCUGUAUUUCUGUGUGUAAAUAAAGUGUGACUUUAUGUAGUGGUGUGAGCUUAUGUUUGAGUGACAGUGUGUGUGUUUGUGAGAGUGUGCAAGUAACACUAUGUGUGUAUGUCAGUGAUAGUGUGUGUUAGUGAGAGUGUAAGUGACACUGUGUGUGUUAGCGAGAGUGUGCAGGUGACACUGUGUGUGUGUUAGUGAGAGUGUGCAAGUGACACUGUGUGUGUAUGUCAGUGAGAGUGUGUGUCAGUGAUAGUGUGUGUGUGUGUUAGUGAGAGUAUGUAAGUGACACUAUCUAGAUUUCCAUAGGCAACUUUUAAUUUUUAACAUUUUGUAAAAAUUAAUUUGUUUAUCUGUAACUACAAUCUUUUACUUGCUACUUGGCAGAAUUCCAUCCUAAAGCUGUACAGGGGAAAGUUAUGUUGGAUUCAUAUCUCUUCCGAUUUAUAUUAUAAAAUGUGUUGUAGCAUGCCUGACAUGGAGGUAAUGUGAUUCCAUUUUUAUUUAUCUGUGGAAUAUUUAUAGAUGCAAUAAAACCGUUAAAUUGAAGGUAAUUAAACAGUUACAUUGAAAAUAAUAGUUGGUUAGUCUAAAUAUUUGGACCAAUUUCAGCCCCAGUGGUUACAAACAUGUACUCUGCCAUCAUUCUGAAGAGCAAAAUAGGAUAUUUUAUUUUAGAACUAAAUUUCUCUAGUUAUGUUUCAGUAUCUUUGGCAGAAAAUCUAAAUACUUAUUGUGCUGAAGCAGAAUUAAACUCUGAACACAGUGGAAUUGCAAAAGAUCUAUUUGGAACAAGAGUCACAUUUAUAUCCAAGUAUCUAAGGAUUAUUCUAAUUGCUAGCUUAGCGGCUAAAUCAAGAGUAAGAAAAGUAGAAUCCAAUAUGCUGAGCUAUUUAAUAUAGCACAAUACCAAGCAGGUGUUCACCUAAGGGCCACAUGUCCUAACACCAUAGUUUGAUGUGACCGUUUGGCUUGGAUUGGAUAGGUGGUUCCUAAGAAAGGAUCUGAAUGGCUUGGUAAGAGAUUUCAUUAGCAAAGACAGAAAAGGGAAAUUAGUUAAGACAACUAGGAAUUUAGAGAAAAAUGUAUCAGUGUCUUGUUUUGAAAAGUGGUGUAAAAGAAAGUCACCAGUGGAAUUCUGCUGGUAUCUAGGGGGGAUUGACCUACUUUUAGUGCUUUGCACCUUUUUUUUUUCUCCAGAAUAUAUCACUUUGCUAAAUAUUCUCCUGUGUCAUGGAUAAUCCUGAGUAAGGAAAGGGAGCCAACUGGCACUUGCGGAUUAUCAGGUUUAUUCACCAAACUGAGAAUUCAAAGUGAAUUUCAAAUUUAAAGUCAGAGUAGCCAAACUGCCAACAUGGCUGACUUAGAGAAUUUUUCCAGUUUGGCUGUUUUUAUCUUAAAAGGAACACUAUAGGAAACCAGACCACGUCAUCUCAUUGAAGUGGUCUGUGUGUAGUGUCCCUUUUCCCUUAACUCCGCAAUCAAAAACAUUACAAAAACAUUGCUAAUGCUGCCUCUAUUGGCUGUCUACCAGGCUGCGUCUAGAGGUGCUUCCUGCUGUUUCACAGAGAUUGGGUCUGUGAAACGACGCUGGGCAUCCUCACGCUUUGCAUGAGGACAUCCAGUGUCAAGCAAAACCACAUUGAAAAACAUUGAUUCAAUCUAUAAAGAAAGGCCUAAUGCGUGGAAUCAGGAAAUUGAAAAAAAGUGAUUUUUUUUUUUUUUACCAUUUCAUGGUUGGGGGAGUGGGGAAGAUGCAGCGGCAGAGAGACAUUUUAGUGUUAGCAAUGCAUCUUUGUAUUUCUAACACUAAAGUGUUCCUUUAAAUUGGAAAUUCACUUUGAAUUUAUCUUGAAUUUCCAUUUUAGUGGAUAACACUGUAUGUGAAACUAAAAUAUGGAGACUAAUUAUACCAGGGAACAAGGUGAUGAGUGUCAGUUACCAUAGGCAGAACACGUAAAGCAGAACUGAAUGAUAUUCAGUGUAUAUUCAGUAGUAAAACAUAAAGAAAAUGAAGAGUAACUAAGAGACGCUUAAAAGAGAAAGGAACAAACCAGCAGGACUGGAAGUAGCAGUGAUGUUUUGGCAACAGGGUUGCAGAACUGGUCUGAGUUACAUACCUGGCUAAUGAGAUAACAACAGAUUCCAUUUCUCAUUUUGCUCAUGAGAAGCCUGUAAGUUGUAUACAGUAGCUUUAUUCCCUUAAAGGAUCACUAUAGUGUCAAGAAGACAAACUCGUUUUCCUGACACUAUAUAAUCCUUAGGUCCCCGCCUCCCUCAGGGCAUCUCCUCCCGCUGGGCUGAAGGGGUUAAAACCCUUUCAGCCACUUACCUUUAUCCAGCGCCGGGCUCCCUCGGCGCUGGUGACCUCUCCUCCCCCUCCGACGUCAGCUCACGAGUGGAGCCGAAUGCAUAUGCUCUGCCAGAGCCGCACGCGCAUUAAAAACGCCCAUAGGAAAGCAUUUCUCAAUGCUUUCCAGUGGACAUUCUGCGUCCUCAAUGCGUUUUUCGCAUUGAGCAUCGGUGAAGCGCCUCUAGUGGCUGUCAGGAAGACAGCCACUAGAGGCUAGAUUAACCCUGCAAUGUAAACAUAGCAGUUCUCUGAAACCGCUUUGUUUACAGCUGCAGGGUUAAAACUUGGGGGACCUGGCACCCAGACCAAUUCAUUGAGCUGAAGUGGUCUGGGUAAUUAUAGUGGUCCUUUAAAAUCCAUACUUUAAAAGGGACACUCAGGGUUCCUAAGGUAGUGAAAUGCAAUCAAGUUGUGCCACCUAGCACAAUUGAUGCCAAUGAAGGUAGCGUUGCACGUGUACUUGUGAAAUCACAAACAUACACAUGUGCUGUUCUUCUCCCUUACAAAUAGAUGCAAUGUUUUGCUUCUGUAUUCAUGUACAGUCAUGCAUUGGCAUUAGGGAAAAUCACUCGAAGCAGUAAAGACCACAUGACUCUUCUGGACAAUUGUAGAGGAGGACUGUGAAUCCAAGAAGCAUAGAGGGAAAGCCACCAAAAUGACAGGUUGAGUUUCUUCACUUUAAAAAAAGAAGCAAUAUACAAUAAGUGCAAGGAUUACAAAAAACAAACAAAAAAAUCUUUGUUUUUCAUUAGAUUCUUGAAAUAAAACCCUUUUGAUCAUUACCGAAAACACAGGCUUUUAAAAUUGCUGUGACAAUAUGUUCUAGUGGUCUUGUCUGAAUAUAUAAAAUGAUUUAUAAACCGCUCAUCACUACUUCUAUGUGUUCUAAGAGUUCACUGGGAUCUCUGCUUUAUCUUACAGUAUGCUAGCAAGAAAGCUGGAUAGCAUUUUCUUUGUGCAAUAGUGAUAUAGCUCAUAGAUGUUGGCAGAGAACUUGCUUUGCAAAACAGAGACACAAUGGGACGCAUUGUUAAGCUGAGCUGCUGUAUGGCAUAAGUCAGCACAGAGACUGGAACUAAAACCCUUCUUUUUGGAAGGCCCCUUUGGCAGGGUUAAAGCGUGGAGUCAUGAGUUAAUGUCUUGGCCUUUCUAUAUGCUGAUUAAAAUUGCUGGAAUGCCAGAUGUGUACAGGAAAUGGACGUGAAACUAAAAUGCCUAUUUUCACAUAAAAUUUGUCUCUUUUUUUGUUCAGUUUGAGUAGCUAAACAUUGAGGCAUAUUAAGCAGCAAUGGGACCAGUCAUAUUAUUGACACAACAUCCAAGUUGGGUUGCUAGGCAGUAAAUCAUUAAAAUGUAUAUUUAUUGAACUAUGUGAACUGUUACUUAUAUUCUGGGGCCUUUUUAAAUGACUGGGAUGUCAGGACUAUGCAUAACGCACUAUGAAGAAAUCAUUGGGAGUCUAAAGAGUUAAUGAGGCCCAAGUUUGCCAACUACAGCAGUUAUGGAUAUUGUUUCAGUGUAGGUUGUGUGGCCCUGCCCUACUGUGAUAUUUGACACUCUCGGAGACUGUCGAUGCAGAAUAAAUUUAUUGUUUUUCUUUAUUUUUUUUGUUUCUCCUUUCACAAUGACGCGUGACUUCUUAAAGCAGCCCGUCAUCUCAAUAAUAUUUAUGAGUAUUCUCUUAGCAGAGUAAAAUGAAUAGCAAUUCUGCCUUUCAACUCCAUGGGAAAAUUGCUAUUCAGUAAGUAGAUUAAACCCCUACUCUGCUGAGCCAAUCCAGCCCAUAAUUGUUAUGAAAUACUCAUAUGGGAUGUGUUGGAAUUUCAUUGAAAUUGCAACCGUUAUCAAAAGUUAGUCAAAUCUUAUCAUAAGACAAAGUAGAGACCUCUCUGUGUUUAACUUGAACAGUUAAUAAAAGGCGGAGCAUCCACUGUCAGAUUUUGUCAAUUCCCACAUCUGUCAGUAGUUGGUUUUGGAAUCUGCAUUACUCCCAUUCAUGCCCAUAUGUAGAGCAGUGAUGUGGACUGGUGGGUGAAGUGCAGGAGCUUGAGAAGGAAGAUGGCAGUGCCCUUAAGGGGAGGGUUUAGGUAUGUAUAACUCACUCCUCUUACCAGAGCACCAUGUACUGAAUGGGGAUGUCACCUUUUGAAGGUCUUGGCAAGAUGCAAAGACCCCCUACCCUCAAGGUAAUAUAGCCACUUUAAAGUGUAAUAACAUUCACUUCUUUGCUAUGGAUUUUUAUAUAUGAAAUGAAAAAACUUUGUACAAAAAAAAAAAAAAAUAUAUAUAUUUAUUAGAGUUUAAAAUCCAACACCAACAGUGGAGGAGAGACAAAUCAAAAAGAACAAGCAAUAUACAUAGAAACCUAGAAUGUGACGGCAGAUAAGAACCAUUCGGCCCAUCUAGUCUGCCCAAUUUUCUAAAUACUUUCAUUAGUCCCUGGCCUUAUCUUAUAGUUAGGAUAGCCUUAUGCCUAUCCCACGCAUGCUUAGCCUCCCUCACUGUGUUAACCUCUACCACUUCAGCUGGAAGGCUAUUCCAUGCAUCCACUACCCUCUCAGUAAAGGAAUACUUCAGGAUAUUAUUAUAAUAACGCAAUAAAGGGACACUAUAAGCACCAAAACACUUUAGCUUAAUGGUUUUGGUGUAAAGAUUAUGCCUCUGCAGUCAUUUCAUUUUGUUUUUGCAGUCCUAGUCACACCCUUCUGCAUGUGACUUACAUUUCCUGUAAAUAGAGAUCUAAUGCUUAAACUUUAAUUAUUUCACAUUCUGUUAAUUUUUUUUAUAUUUUAUCUCCUGCUCUGUUAGUAGCCUGCUAGAGUUUGGAGGAGCCUUGUUUGUGUGAUUAAAUUUCAAUUAACUGAGCAGGAGAUUAAAAACUUCUCAAGUAAACAGUGUGCUGUCUCAUCUAAUUGAAAAAAACAAAAAACAAUACACUUUUUUCAUAUUGGCUGUGAAAGACACAACCAGGGGAGAUGCAGGGCCGGACUGGGGAUACAAAACAGCCAUGGAAAAAAAAUCUAUGCCAGUCCCAGAAGUCACUGCGCCACGUAUUGUCACAUGUAAUAUGUACAGCUAUGUGUUGCCACCCUAGGAAUAUAUAAACACAAUAUAUAUAUAUAUAUAUAUAUAUAUAUAUAUAUAUAUAUAUAUAUAUAUAUAUAUUACUCAAUCAUUAGAUCAGGGGUUCCAAAUUGUUCCUGUGGAACACUGACACAGUGUAUCAACAUUUCUGCAGGAGGAUCUUCAGUGCUGCUGGCUGAGGUUGGUGUGCUGCUCAGUCCUCGCUGCUCCCUCUCCCCCUCCAGGCGGCGUGCUCUGUCUGGGAGGAAGUGCUGUCCUUCCUCCCAGCAUCCAAUACUACAGGGGUCUGGUCGUGGUUUUAGAUGACCGCAGUGACUGACCGGACCCCUGUUUAGCGAUACCCAUAAGAUGGCCCUAAAUGCUUGGGGCACCCGACGUGCAAAUCGCUGUGGACGCCCAAUUUUGUUCUCACAGAACCCAUGGGUAAUUGGGAAACGCUGCAUUAGAUGAUUGAGUAAUCUAUAAACACAUUAUAUAUAUAUAUAUAUAUAUAUAUAUAUAUAUAUAUUAUGUGUUUAUAGAUUACUCAAUCAUCUGGGGUGGCAAGACUUGCAUGCAUACAUAUACAUAUAUGCCUUACAUAUUAUUGAUAUAUAUAUUUAUUUUUCUAAUAUGGUGGGUAGGGGGAUUGUGAGGUUGGUAGGGGUUCACUAUGGUAGAUAUGGUAUCUGUAUGGUGGGUAGGGGGGCUGUCAGUGGGUAGUUGGACUGUAAGGUGGGUAUGAGGUUCUGUAUGGUGGGUAGGGAGACUGUGAGUAGGUUCGGGGACUGUGAGUGGGUAGGAGUUCUGUAUGGUGGCUAGGAGUUCUGUAUGGUGGCUAGGGGUUCUGAAAGGUGGGUAUGGGUUCUGAAAGGUGGGUAUGGGUUCUGUAUGGUGGGUAGGGGUUCUGUAUGGUGGGUAGAGGGCUGUUAGGUGGGUAGGGAGGCUGUGAGUGGGUAAGGGGCUGUAAGGUGUGUAGGGGGACUGUGAGGUGGGUAGGUGGGCUGUGAGGUGGGUAGGGGGGCUGUGGAGUGGGGUAGGGGCUGCUGGGUAGGGGGGGGCUGUGGGUAGGUGGUAGUGGGCGGUGGGGUAUGGGUACUGGGAGGUGGGUAGGGGUUCUGUAUGGUGGGUAGGGGCUGUGAGGGAGGUAAGGGGGUUGUGGAAGGGGUAGGGGACUGUGAGGGGACAGUGAGGUUGGUAGGGCUUCUGUAUUGUGGGUAGGGGGGCUGUGAGGUCAGCAGGGGGGCUGUGGUGUGGGUAGGGGCUGUAAUGUGGGUAGGGGGCUGUGAGGUAGGCUGUGAGGUGGCUAGGGGUUCUGUAUGGUGGGUAGGGGGGCUGUGAGUGGGUAAGGGGGCUGUAAGGUGAGUAGGGGGACUGUAAGGUGGGCUGUGAGAUGGGUAGGUGUUCUGUAUGGUGGGUAGGGAGACUGUGAGGUGGGUAGGGGGAUUGUGAGGCAGGUAGGGGAAGGGUAGGGGAAGCUGUGAAAAGGUAAAUAGCCUUUUAGUUUUCUGUAACUAUUUCCUGCUGGUCCGGUGGGCAGCUUUCCAGUGAGGUCAUCAACGUGUGUGGGGGCGCAGCUUCCAUUCAGGAGGCGGAUCUUGCAUGUGGGGGCGGGGCAUGCAGCCGAAAUUGAUUUUCCCUGUGAAGGGAGACUGACAGGUCUCCCUGCUGUCUGCCUGGCCAGCUUGCUGUGGCCCGCCAGGAAAUUUCCCAGUAUCCCGGUGGCCAGUCCGGCCCUGUGGAGAUAUGGUACAUAUCUCAGAUGAUAGAUAUGAAAAAGACUGCACCAAAAUUCCAUUGUAACACUUGUAGAAUAUAUCCACCCAAAAUGAGAAAAGACAAAUGGUGCAGAUAGUGUAAUUCUAUAUAAGUAUGUAGACUCCUGAAAAUAUUGUUACACUAUCUGCACCAUUUGUCUUUUCUCAUUUUGGGUCGAUAUAUUAUACAAGUACUACAAUCAGAUUCUGGUGCAACCUACAUUACAAAAAUAUUUAUAUGGAUUUAUAAAUUAUGGAAAAGAGAGUGUAUAGUUUUAAGUGGAAAAGUCACUUCUCAGUGUUCUUUCUUCUUCCAAAGCCUUAAUAGUUAAUAUUAAUAAGGAUGAGAGUCAAGAAGGUAAGUAAAAAAACAUACUAAUUGCAAUAGCACAUUUGUGUUCAAAGUGUCAUUGUCAUUCCAUAAUGCUCCAGGGCCAAGGGGUAGGCAACCUUUGACACUCAGAUGAUUACAUCUUCCAUCUGCUGGCAAAGCACCAAGGAAGAUGUAGUUCACAACAGAUGGAGUUCCAAAGAUUGCCCAACCCUGCAUCUGUGUAAGUGUGCAUGCGCCCUUGUCAUUCCUUCAGUAGUUUUGUGUAUAUUUAUGGCACAGUAAGGGUUAAUUUAAUUUGCAUGAUAUGCCCGGGCUGUGCCUGGACGACUGAGCAUACUAUGUAAAUUAAAACAUACAACUGCUGAGAAUUGUAGAGAGAUUAAAGCACUUCCUCAUAGCUAACCAUUAGUUAGCUGCUGGCUUGUGCAAAAAUCUCAGUAGUGAUAAUUCUGCUCUAAAUGUUAUAUAAACAGUAUUCUCAUACCCUCUUAACCAACAGACCCUGGUGGGCUAUGCCAGCUGGAGUUUUGUGCCUGCUUCUGUCUAUAUUAGUUGGUUACAUGAUUAGAUUUUUUAAUGUGUCUACAGCAUAUUUUGCUAAAUGGAGCUGUAUGUGACAUAAUUAGCAGCUUAUUAUACAAUAUUGUAUGUUUAAUUGACCUUGCAAUGAACAUCUGUUCCUGUAUUACAGAUCAAUGUAAAACCAGUGUUAAUAAAAAUCUUAAUAAAUCUACAAGAGCUAUGUAUAUCACAGAAUGCGCCUAGUUCAUUUGUAAACAGAUGGUUUUAGUCAUAUUAAUCCAAAUAAACGUUCGUUAGUCAGGUAUGAAUCUUUCAAUAUAAUGGCACUGAUUUACUAGCAGUCAUCGACAGCAUAACUGUCUACUGUAUAGCUGUCUUUGUCUAAUUCCAUCCGUACUUGAGGAUAAAUCACGGUGUGACAGCUCCAAUAGGCGACUUUUUAAAACUUGCCAUUAGUGAAUAAGCAACCACUUAUCUAACCUGACAUCAUGUACGUUGGUGGACCUUGUGUCUGUAACCUGUCUCUGCAGUGUAAACACUGCCUUUUCAGAGAAAAUGUAUUGUUUUCAUUUCUGGUUAGUAACACGUCUAGUGACAGUCUCUCAGAUGUAUACCAGAGGUGAUUCCUAGUCAAUGCAGGACAUAGAGGUGCUGAACGUUCCCCAUUGAGAUGCAUUGAUUGACCCACCGCAGCAUUUUGCCGGGCAUGCGCAAUAGCCUCCCAAUGCUUUCCUAUAGGAAAACAGUGGAUUUGUUGAGAUCAUCAAGAUUGAUGAUCUCAGCCAUGGAGGUAGAGUCAACUGCAGCAAGGGAUUAAGAGUGAGUAAAAACACCUUUUUAGUGCAAUCUGAGCAGGUCCUGGGACCUAAACAGCCACAUACCAGGACGAUAGUGUCAGAAAUAUAUGUUUGUGUUCCUGACACUGUAGUGUUCCUUUAGCCCCUUAAGGAUGGCGGGUGUGCUAUGCCGUCCUUGGGGACCCUGCUCUAAACGCCGGCGGGGGCAUAGCACGUCUCCGCCGUCCUAUGUACUUACCCACUCGCCGGCGAUCGUGGUGGAGGGACUCACCUGGCAUGCCAGGGAGUCCCUCUGCAGCCGUUCCGGCCCUCCUGGGCCAUGUGAUCACGAGGUCCUUGCGAGGAUCUCACAAUCACAUGGACGGCAUACACGCUCACAGCAAUGCCAGCAGGGGGAGUGCCUAGAAUGACAGCUGCCUGAAAAAAGUUAAAAUAAAGUUUAAAAUGGUUCAAAAAAUAAAAUUAUAAAUACUUAGACCAUAUGAAUAUAUAUUUAUAUAUAUGAUCUAAGCAAAUAUAUACACAUAUUAUUAUUAUUAUUAUUAUUUUGUUAUUAUUUAUAUAGCGCCAACAAAUUCUGCAGCUCUUUACAGUGGGUGGACGAACAAACAUGUAGUUGUAACCAGACAAGUUGGACACACAGGAACAGAGGGGUUGAGGGCCCUGCUCAAUGAGCUUACAUGCUAGAGGGAGUGGGAUAAAGUGACACAAAAGGUAAGGAUAGUAUUAGACUAAAGACAGUUGCAAGAGAGGAAUCAGUAGGGAGCUAUUAACCGUUUAAUUGAUACACUUUUAUGAAGAAGUGUGUUUUUCAUGAUUUUUUUGAAGGAGUGGAGACUGGGUGGGCAUCUAACAGAGGUGGGAGUACGGACAGAAAAAAUACGUAAGUCUUCAGCAGAGUGUAAGGGCCUAGACCGGACAAACUUGUGUAUUAGGGAGGAAAGAUAGGUGGGAGCAGCAUUAUGUAGAGAUUUGACAGCAAUUACCAGGAUUUUAAAUUGAGCCCUAUAUCUUGCAGGAAGCCAAUGUAGGGACUGACAGAAGGGUGAGGCGUGGGCGGUGCGAGCGGACAGGAAGAUGAGCCUCGCCACCACAUUCAUUAUGGACUGUAACAGCGCUAGUUGGGAGUACGUAAGACCACUGAGAAGCGGAUUACAGUAGUCAAGGCAAGAAAUGACAGUGGAAUGGACCAGCACCUUAGUCUCAUCUGGUGUUAAGUAGGGUCGGAUGCGCACAAUGUUUUUGAGAUGGAAGCGGCAGGAUUUGGCGAAAGACUGAACAUGAGGUGUGAAGGAGAGGUCAGAGUCAAAGAGCUCACCUAGGCAGCAAGCCUGCAUGGUGGAGCUGAUCAUAACACUGUUGACUUGGAGGGAGACAGACACAGGAGUAGCAACACUUGAGGGAGGCGGUCAAAUUAGUUUUUUGCAUUUUUCACACACAAACAAAUAUUAACACUAACUUUGGCUAGUGUUUGUGACUAAGUGGCUACUAAAAAAGACUGGACAUACCCUAUUUGCAAUACCUUGGGGUUUCUACUAUUGCAAAUGGUAUGUCGUCAUGGGGGUAAUUCUCAUUCCUGGGUUACCAUACAGUCUCAAAGGCAACAUAACCAAUCUGAUGAAUUUCAACGUGAAAAAACUGAAAAAUGUAACAUGCUAGAUUUGACCUUGUAACUUCCCAAAACACCAUACAACCUGUACAUAGGGGGUACUGUUUUAUAUUGCUGAAUACAAAUGUGUUUUUUAUUGCAGUAAAAGCAAACCGUAUUAUGACAUUUACAGUUUAUUUUCCCCCAUUUUUUUUUAUAUAUUAUUCAAAUUAAAUUAUGUUUUAUAGCUAAAUAUAUGCUGUAAAAUGAAAGCCCUUUUCCCCCUGAAUAAAAUGAUAUAUAAUAAGUGUGGGUGCACUUAAUAUGAAUGAGGUGAAUUACAGUUGAACAGACAUAUAGUCAAAUUCCAGGUUUUGUUUAUGUUUUGUUUUGAUCACAACGAGUACAUUUGGCUCAGUCCUUAAGGGGUUAAUGCCUACUGAUGUUUACUGCAAUACUGUCUAGUGACUUUCCAGCAAUUCCUCACUGUUUAGCUCAAUGCCCUUUAAUCCCAUUUCUUUAUGCAAUGCAGUAACUGGAAAUCACAUUAUAACGUGACUCUUCCAUGUACCCAUAGGCACUAAAGCUUUCCUAAUAAUAUAUUGUGGUGCAUUGAAUUUGGGCAGAAACAAGUGGGAAAACUCUCCAAAUAAAAUAUAUGCAACUCUCGUCCAUUUCAGCAGGAGUUUUGCAAUUCAGUCUUCAGCUCACCACAAUUUACAUUUAGUGAAGAAAUCCUUAAAUCUUUUUUCACCCCUAUGUGGUUUUAGGCACUGUGACUUUAAGGAGUGCAUUUCAUCACACACAAUGCUAAAAAUAAAAUGCACACCUGCUUAACCCUUUGAAUGCCACUCAAAGAGGAGAAGUUUUUGAGAUGGACUCUAUAAGAAUUCAUAAGACUCUAAAGACAAAGAGCAAUGGCACCAGGAUCUAUAGCAGGGGUGGGCAACCGUUGGCACUCCACAUGUUGUGGACUACAUCCCCCAUAAUGCUCUUACACCCAUAAUGCUGGCAAAGCAUCAUGGGUGGUGUAGUCCAAAACAUCUGGAGUGCGAAGGUUGCCUAUGCCUGAUCUAUAGAAUGCUUUUGUUUGUGAUUGAUGUUUCAUGUGGACUUUGGUUUUACCUCUUCUUUCAUCAUACUGAGUCCCAGGCGAAUUACAGUGACAUAGAAAUUCUACAUAUAUUUGUGAUCUACAUUGUAACUGAAAAAAUAAUUACAUCUACAUUGUCUGAUGCAGAUGUACAGUUCUGUGUUCAUGAUUAACACAUGUUUUGACUUAAAAACAAAAGUAUACUUCUGAGAAUGCCAAUAAAAUUUAAUGUUAGACCUCUGUUUGCAAUUUCAUAGCGUUCUGCAGGUUUCUUUAAAGCCAGUCUUCGUUUUAUUUGUAAAUAUUUUGAACGUUUGUUUACAAUAAAAUUAAAUUUACUUCUUGGACACUUUCAAUCAUAGCAACAUAAAUACCUUCUUUGUCUGCACGAAGUAUUUAAAAAAUAUAUUAAUUAGCUCUCUUGUCUCUUAGUUUUGUUGUGACUCAUUGCUUCCAAUAAAUGGAGCAAACAAAAAAUAUAAAUACAAAAUUAAUAUUUUUUUUCACAAGUAGAAUGUCAUGUGCAUUUGGUUGAUUAAUUUAUAUGAGCCAUUUAUUUGCUCAGUUAUUCUAAAUACCUCAGGGUGCUUACUCAGUAACCAUUGAAACAUUAAACUAAAAAUCUUCACAGCUAUGAAAUGCCUUACAGCAAAGAAAAUCACUAUAUUUUCUUUUAACUGGCAAAAACUAACAAAAAGACAGAAUAUGCAUUUUGCAACAUUGUACCCAAUUUCCGAUGACACACAAAAAUAAAUGCAGUCGAAUUGCUAAUGGAAUUGCACACCUAAUCAUAUGCUUAUUUUCUGCAUUAGUCACAGUCACAUUUUGUUUAUUGCAUAUGACAAAAGUAUUAUUAUAGGCUGACAUAAUUCUGAUUCUUCGAGUAAUGUAAUGUUUUCUACCAUGAACAACAUGUCUCUAAUAUGGGUGUGGAUUACUUUUAUUAUGACUGAAAUGUUUAGAUACUUCUAAAGAUUCCAGAAGAUUUCUCUUUUGAGAAUUUCAUACAGAUAUACAUUGAGGUAAUAGAAUUGAUAGCAUAUAUAUAGCUUGGGAGAAAAAUACAUUUCAAAAUCAUUUUUUCUCUUACUUACCAAUCACUUCUUCUAAAUCGGGAUGGGGAGCCUUCGGCCCUCCAGAUGCUGUCGACUACAUCUCCCUUGAUGCUUUGCCAGCAUUAUGACUGUAGGAGCAUUAUAGGAAAUGUAGUGCAGAACAUCUGGAGGGCCGAAGGUUGCCCACCCCUGUUAAAUCUAAAUAGACCUCCGUGCUGAAGAACUGACAGACAUAUUGAGCAAGACAAAUCUCCCACAGGCUGUCCUGCCUCCAUGCAUAGCAACCACAGCACAUGUUCUGUGAUUGCUAUGGUUACCCCUUAGCUAUAACUGCAAGCACUGGCUAGGGCACAUAAUAACCGAGAGACUGAUAUUACUCUGGUCAGACUUGGAAAGUUAUUUUGAGACUUUUUGAGCAACUACUCCACUUAAACCUUGUUUUAAAGGGACACAAUACGCACCCAGAGCAUUUCAUCUCAUUGAUGGAUGCAGUGUCACUGUUCCCUUAACACUGCAAUGUAAAUUAUUGCAGUUUUAGACCAGUUUACAUUGCAGUGCUAAGACAGCCUUCAGUUUCACAGAGUUUGAAAAUGAUGCUGGAUGUCCUUAUGUUUGCAUGAGAACAUACAGCGUUAAACAAAACCCCCAAGAAAAGCAUUGCAGGUACAUUAGGACACCCAUCGGCUGAUGUUGGCGGAGGAGGGGGUGCGACUCAGCGUUUUGUGAUUUCAAUAUUGGAAUCAGGUAAGUGAAUGAAAGGUUUUUUUUUUUAACCCUUUCUUGAACGUGGAGAGCAGGGCAUGGGGGCAGAGGGACACUUUAGUAUUAGGAAUACAUCUUUGUAUUCCUAAAACUAGUGUUUCUUUAAGAAAAACAGUUUGACCUUUUACGUUCUGUUAUAACGGCGGAAAAAGAAGCAAGCUGUCUGGGUACACAGUGUUAAUGUCCUAAAUUUCUAUAUUUUUUAUUAUUAUUUUCUAUUGAGACCAAUAUAAUAAUGUAUUAUUAUUGCAAGUUAGGACUACUUUGUAUACUGAAGAUGUAUUCAAUUUGGAAUUUUUCCCGUAAUAUUAAAUUGACUUUUCCUGCCUAUUUUACUGGAAUGCUUUUUCAAGUGUGGUUAUUUUGUUUUCGAACAAUGGGUGGUUAUCAAAACCACACACAUAUUUUAUGAGUUUGGGAUGGUUACGCUUUACAGAAAAGCUUCAUACAGAGUUAUUCUAACUCUCGUGUUUGUUUGCGUAUUUUUCAGACGAGAGGCAAAAUGUAAACUAUUUGUGAUGCAGUACACAAUGUUACAAACUAAGCCUGUCUAUAGUACACCGUUUUUAAAUACAUGCAGUGAUUUCAUUUAUUUUCAUCCAAACUUCAAACAUUCUGUAUUGGUUCUUUAAAAAGGAAAUACCUUGGAUUACGAAUGUAAUGAUUUAAAUGGGCACAAAUAUACCAAAUACAAUUAGUGGCUAUUCUAUCCACCUUACUUUCCAGUUGUAGAAACAUUACAUUUCUUUUUACUUUUUCAUUUUGUUGUAAGCACUCAGUGUCUACUGCUGUAGGAUGGGAUGCCAUCUGUUGUCAGUUAUCUACAGUUGUAUACCGUCUCACAUUCAUUGUGGUGGUAAACGUCCUCAGCCACUGCUGAGAACUCUCUUGCAAUAGAGACCAUUAAACUUAAUAUUUAAGCAUGUGGGUCAUUACUGGUGCACCUGCAUGAGAGAAUGAAGAGGUGAUUUUGUCUGUUGCACUGGCAGGCUCCAUCCAGUUUUGGGUUGAUAAUACCUAUUUUAUCAUAGAAUCAAGAAAACAAGGUAACAGCACCUACCACUCAAUAUGCGCGGAGGCCACCUCCACCAAAGUCAAUACAGAUAUCAAAAAAGAAAAAGAAAUUCCAGCACGCCCUUUCAGAUGGUGUCCCUUAAUUUAAGUGCCCAAAUUAGUUGGUACAGUAUGCUGUUCCCUGGUUUUCUGGGCUGCUGUGUUCUCUUUGGGUGCUAAAAUAAAGGGACACCAUCUGAAUGGAUGUGAAAGAAUUUAUUUUCUUUGUCCUAAACACCCAUUUUAUCAGGCCAACAAAAUCAGCUUUUGGACAUUAUCAAGAGAUGAGAUGUUAGACCUUUGUGUUUGUUACAUAUUGACGAAUAUUCUAGGGAAAUGUUUCAAUCACAGGCUUUUUAUUUAGCAAUUUUGUCAAUCUGCUUCAGAAAUUUCAUAUACACAAUAUAAUUUGUAACUUUUCUGGCAGAUUCAAAACAAUUUGCGCACGAGGACAGUUAUACACUUUACAUCAUACAAUAGCCGCACCUGCCUGAACAAUGCCUAAACUGAAUCUGUAUGUUAAUAUAAUCUAUACAAAUAUCAGUAAACUUCUUUAGAAUUAAGUACAGUCCGUCACCAUCACAGACCAGAGUUUUAAGUGUCUGUAUGCAUUGAUUCAAUUCUUUCCUACGGGGAGUUUGGAUGCGUGUACAGCUCUCACCACACAUGUCCAUCAGAUCCCCAAUGCUCCUUUACGUUGCUGAAGGUGGAGAGGUAAGAAGCACGGAGGCAGCCUCAGCACAAGAAAAAAAGGUAAGUAAAACAUUUUAAAAAUGAAAAAAAUUUUUUUAUCACAAAAACAUGUAUAUGGAGUGGUGAACGUGUACUUUACCAAGGACAGGUUUAUAUUCCGAAUGUUUUAGUGUUCCUUAAGUGUGCGAAAACCACUAUACAGUAUUCUGCAGCUCUUAAAUUAUUUAGCUGCACCUAUGUGGUAAAUUGUUCUAUAAUAAAUUUAUAAUUUUUUUGCUGUGAAACUUUAUUCUUUACUAACUUAAUAAAGUCUGAGAAAUGUUCUGAAUUUGUGAGGUAUGCUGUAAGUAUUGUUAUGUUACACUUGGAAAAAAACAGCAACUUUGUGUUAAGCUCUCCGCUUCUUUCUUAUUUAGUCGGAUGCUUUCUUGCUACGUCUGUUCAAUUUAGUAUUGUGUAAUAAGGCAUACAUGUAUUCAAGAGAAUACUGAAACUCAUUUGUCUCUUUCAUGUUUGUUAACCAGUAUUUCUGCACUGGAUAUGUGGGAGCAGAAAAUGUAUUUGUCAGAAUUGAAUUUUCAUUUAAAGUUUUUUUUUUUUGUACUGCUUUACAAUCCCAGUGAUAAUGACUAAUUCUUGUGACUUUUAUAUAUUUAUAAUACCGGAACAGAUCACUGAGAUUUCUUUGUGAUAAAAAAAACAAAGUCUCUAUCUGCACCUUACCCAAACCUUUUAAUCGUAUAUGAGUGGUUGGUGGUUUCCGCCACGAUCUGCUGCUAAGAUUAACUGGUUUCAGUCAUAUUGUGCAUGUUUAUAUCAAUUUAUACCUCUCGGGAGUCAUUCUUCGAUAGGUUAAAAAGUCCCUAAUUUUUACCAUAAUUCUUCUGUCUCUAUUGUCUUGGAGCUACAAAUAUUUGAUGUCUAUGCGUGAAUGGCAGAUCAUCACGGCACUAAUACUCACAAAAAAAGGUUUUAUUUAAAUUUUUAAACUUUGACAUUUGAAAUUAGCCUGCAUAAAUAAAAUGCUCCACUCUUUACACUGAGCUACAUUUUCAGUUAUACAAGUUUACAUGAGGAAUAUUUUUUUUUUUUUUCCUCCGGGCAACGCCUCCGACUGCACUUGAAAAAGUAUAGCGUCCUUCAUUGGACCUUUUAAAUGUAGGUAGGUAGAACCUUUAAAAUCUCAUUUGUUGAUACUGCGCAAAGUUGUUUACUAAGUGUCAGUGACUAUUUUCACAAUUUACAAUUUCGUGGUUAUGCCGAAAGAUCAGAAUGCACCUAAUAGGAUUGCUCUUAUAAAUUUUCUUAGAAAGAAUGUGCUGGCAUUCUUCUCGCUGUCUGAGUUAUUUACUACAGUGAGAAUUGUGUGGAAUUCAAAGUGAAGCAGCUAAACCGGAAGUAGUGAUAACUUGGAGAAUUUUUCAAGUUUAGCUAUUUUGGCCUUACGUUCAGUAUUCGUUUGGAAUUCAUUUGGAACUCCUAACAAUUUUCACUUUAGUAAAUAAACCUGUGUAUGUUUUUGUAAGUUUCCUGCAACAAUGAAAAGAGAAUGUGAGACAGAUUUCUAAAACACUAACAAAGUCUUUAAUGAGGUAGGAGAAUUGGUACCAAAUCACACUUCACUUAUCUUUCCCGGUUCAUAAUCACUUCUCCAGUACACUCUAUAAUCACGUUCUCCCAUUAGUAAGUAACAUGCGCAGCUCACUUAUCUAUAACCGAAAAUACACUUACAGCCCCUAACCCUCCAUUCACCGUACAACAAAGCAGUGAGUCGUGCAUCAUUCUCAUACAAAACACCACAACAAUGGCAUUACAUCUUCUAGAAGUCUGCAAUCUCUGAAAAGGACUCUCAAUAUCUUUAUCUUACUCAAUCUUAUAGCACCUGUUGAUGAUUAUCUAUGGUUUUAGUGUGUUAAAUGUGUAGCUUUGUGCUUACACUGUAUUGCUAAAUAACAUGUAGCACUAAGAGAUGAAUUAAAGGUAUACUCUGAGCAACAACACACUUCAUCUUAAUGCAGUGGCCGAACUAAUGUAGGGAGGGCACUGGUGCAAGAACCUCUUUGGGCAUCCUCUCUAGCACAAGGAUGGCCAAAUGGUAGAUCCCCAUCUGUUGUACAACUUUCACGAUGCUUUGCCAGCUGGGGAUCUACCAUUUGUCUAUCGUUGCCGGGUUGUAUUUGUGAGCAGCGUUUGUGCAUUUGAAUGUAAUCAUGUUUUGUAUGGAAUAUGUGUAUGCACAUGAAAGGGUUGUAUUUGUAUGCACUGUUGCCAUUGGAAUGCAGUGGUGUACUGUCUUUGAAUUUAGGGAUGUGUUUGUAUGUAGUAUAAGUUUUUAAAUGUUAACUUUUGUGUAGUAUUGUUAUUUGAAUGAAGGGGUGAUUUUGUACAUAAUUUUGGUGUUUGACAGCAUAGGUGUGCUUGCAUGUUGUGUUAGUAUUUGAUGGGAUGUAUGCAUAUAUAGGUACAUAUUUACACAGAGACACAUACACAUAUACACACACUGUCACACACACACAAAUACUAAAACUGACACACAUCAUAAUUCUUUUAUUUUUAGCCACCCUCCUGAUAAAAUACCUUUUAUGUGCAGGAGGGUGACUUCCCUAGGGUUCGGCUGAUGAGAGUGUGCGCCUGCUGAUGGCUCUCUGUUCUCAUCCUUCUCGUGUCUCCUCCGUUCUCCCUGCUUUCUAUGUAGCUUGGAGGAAGUGACAGACUCCAUUUCCUGCCAAAUCUACAGGGGCCCAGUUGUGCUGUUAAAGGGCUGCUCUUGACUGUGCCCCUGUUCAGCAAUACCCAUUAGGUGGCCCUAAUGACAAUUGACAAAUUUUCUACACACUCUCCACAAAAAUAUCUGUUAGACUUCAUAUAAGCACACAUUAAAGGGGAACUCCAGUCCCCUAAAAGACUUAAGCUUGCUGAAGUGCUUUAGAAGUUACUUGGCAGUUCCUGCAGGCUUAUUUUAUAAAAAUUAGAAUUUGCACGAUUAGCAUGUAGUAGCUGCCUGACUGACAGACAGUUUGUCUGAUUGUUGGCCAUAACAGACAUCCUUACCAGCUUAUGUAAAGUUUACAUCUGUCAGGGAUCUGCAGUGACAGGGUCUGUGCACCAAAACCACUACAUUAAGAUGUUUUGGUUUUAGUAGUAGUGCACUUUUAUAAUUGGGGGCAAAAACACCUCCCUGGCAUCCAGGGAGGUUUUCUUCCUCUUCUGUCAGCUCCACAGAGCUAAUGGAAGCAGCAGGCUUAUCCCCCAACCCCCUCCUUCCCCCAAUAAAUUGUACAACAUGCAUUUGAUCGCACCUCCAUCACAGAAACUUCUGUUUAGAGUCUUUUCCAGCACAGACUGAUAUUGUUAUUUACUAUAGUGAGAAUUCAAAGUGAAUUUCAGAUUUAAGAUCAAGAUGCCCGAAAUGUAAAAAUACUCUUAAUUCUCUCCAUCUAUGAUUUCAGUUUGACCUCUCUGGCUUCUCACUUUAUUAACGAACUAUGUGAAAGUCUGCGCUGGGGAAUAACAGGAGAGCUUCCAAAUGCUGCUGCCAGCAAGUCUGCAGCCUUUGCAAGCUGUUUUUUUUUUUUUUUCAAAAACGACAUACGUUUUCUUUGGGGUUAUAUUUACAAAAACUGUAUAUAAAACUGUAUGUGUAUGUGUACUCUGGAAUAAAUCAAUUGCAUGUUCAGCAAUGAUAGUUCUUUUUGAUCUACACAUUUGCUUGUUCUUACAAAAUACAUGGAUCACGUUUAAUCUCUACUCACCUGUUUCUCCUAAUGCUUAGGUAACAUAUAUGUUUCAUGUUUAGUCUCAAAGGAUAAGUUCAAAAGAAAAAAUACAGUUUAUUUCUGUUUUAAACUCAGCGCUCAGAAUUCUAGAUCCGAUUUAUAUUCUAAUUGAGAAGAAAACAACAGCUUGCUGACAAGGCUGCAUCUUCCAGAUGUACUGGAUUCCAGUGUGAGUCAUGCUCACAAUACUUCAUGACAUUUCAUUACCAUGCAAAACCUUUCCUGGAACUUCCACUGACUACUUACAAGUUAACUGUAGUUUCACUAUAACACCCUUUAUGAGAAGUAAAGCUAUAUACUUAUUAAAAAGGAGAUUUCAGUCCAGUAAUAUUUUAUAAGAAUGACUGUUUUAUUUGCUUUAAAACCGCAGUAACUGCAGGUGAAUCAUUUAUUGAAAUACAUAUUCAUUUGUUUUUAUUACUUAACGUCUUUAUGUCUCUGACGGGCUAGGACAAUAUUCUGUUUUUGUCUUUUAGCCAUCCAUCGUCCUUACCUGUGGUUUCCAUGUUACAGAAACAUGUCUUAACCUUUGAGCUCCUGGUAAUUAACAGUAUUUAAAGUAUUUAGGAUAAGCUACUAGUAUCUCUUAUGCCCGGGUUUCUUUCCUUUAUGUUGAGUGGUAAGUCAUUCAAAAGUGAGAUUGGUCAGACUGAGAAGUAUUGCAUAUCCUUAGUACAGGGGUAGACAACCUUUUAGCAGCACUUUGCCUUAAUACAAUUGUGAUAGCUUGAGGUUGCUGUAUUCUGCUUGUGUUAUUUGUACAGCAGUUGCUUUGUAUCGUUGUAUUUGUGUGUAUAUUAGCUAUUAUAUUGUACAUGUUCAUGUGUAGUUUGUGGUGUUGUGUGUGUGUGUGUGUGAUCCCUAUGAAUUAGGGCUGUGUAUGGGGCUGCUUGUGGAAUUGUUUGUGUAGAUGGAAAUGUCACAUAGUGUGUUUGGUGUGUGUGUGUAUGUGUGGGGCUAUUUGGGGUAUUGUAUGUGAGAGGGUGCAAGUAUGUGGAUUGUUAGUGGUGUUGCGUUUGUGUGGAUUGUGUGUAUGUUUGUGUGUGGGCUGUUCGUAUUAUUUGUCGGAGAGGAGGGUUAUUCUGCAUUUCUGUGUAUGUCUAGCAGUGUGGGUGGUUUCCCAGGGUUACGGUGAGGACCAGGCUGGCCAGGUACAGGUCAAGCACAGGAGCUGCAACAGCAGCUGUAGGCUGCUCUACUCCAGUGUCGAUUCCCAGUCACAAGUGCUGCAAUGCAUAAAUUAAGGAUUGUCCUUCACCACCUUUUCGUAUUAGCAGAUAUUUGAAGUUUCACUGGGACUCCUGAUAGGUCAGACCCUGUUUGGCUCUGGCAGCCUUGAUUGCCGUGCAAAGACACCUUGAGUGCCGUGCAAAGACACCUUGAGUGCCGUGCAUGACACACGUGCCACAGGUUGCCUAUCUCUGCCUUAGUAUAUAACUACUUUUGCUUUAGCUAUUGCACACCACCCUAUCAAGAAUUCCUGAUCUAAGCUAAGUUCAUGUGAGUUUGAGUAAUUGUGUUGAUAGUACAAAGAAUAACAUUGUUAUAAUCAAACUGCUACAUAUGGAACUGUUACAAAUAAUUAUAUAUAUAUAUAUAUAUAUAUAGAGAGAGAGAGAGAGAGAGAGAGAGAGAGAGAGAGAGAGAGAGAGAGAGAGAGAGAGACAUUUUUCAGGAUGGCAUUUUUUGUAAGUACAGAGGAAGUUGAUACGAAAUUAGCUUGAGGAAGUGAGACACCAUUAAUCAUUCAUCACAAUCUAGGAUAAAGGAAGCUUGAAGCCCUGGUUUACUAUUAUCUGACAAACGAUUGUAUAAAAUUCAUGGAUAUAUUGUUAAUGAAUUGAGUUGGGCAUGCUUUCUUUAUAACGUAUUUCAUUUUGUAAAAAAAUCAAAAGGCAUUGCAAAAAUCCAAGUACAGAGGGUUUUAAGCAUCUCAUGAUCAGCUAAUAAAGCUAUAUGUAUUUGAGAUGUCAUUCAGUUGUAUUUAAAAUGAUUCAACCCCCAUUAAAAAUCAGGCUUUUUGUCAAAAUGGACAGAUUGUCAGAUGUUUGCAAUGAACAAAUCAAACAAAAGUAAUUGAUAUAUCUCAACACAACAAAUGCUUCAAGUGGUUUCCCCAUGGGAAAUGUAACAAUAAAUCAGACAGUUACAAUGUGUUACAGUAACAAUAAGUAGAUGAGGGCCCUGCUCAGGCAUGCUUGCAAUCUAGAGGAGUGGAGUAUAAAGACACAAUAGGUAGGGCAUCAGGGGCUCAGCAAACAAAGAAGUUGGAACAGUAGCAGAACUGGAGGUGAGAGUGUGGCUCUUUAGGAGAGAGCCAGAGACAGAUUUGUGACAUAGAAGUUACUCUAGGAGGCAUAAGAAUUUCUGAACAGACGGGUUUUGAGGGACUUCUUAAAUGAUUGAGGACUAGGGGAGAGUAUGAUGAGGGUAGGUAGGCCCUUUCCAAAGCAAAGGAGCCGCCCAUGAACAGUCCAGCAAGUACGAGUUAGCAGUAAGGGUGUGAGCAGUGCAUAGGAGAAGGUCACUGGCCGAGCGGAGAUGACAUGUUUAGCUUAAUCGUCUGUUUAACUCCUCUUAAAAACUAAAGGGUUUAUUUUCAGGUUUAGGCUCUGAGUGCUGUAGUGUGAAGGUGGUUUUACAAAGUACUCAUCCUCCUAUGUUUGUCACGAUUACUGUGUGAUCCAACAGGCAAAACUAUAUUAACACAAAUAACGUAUACCGUACCUUAGAAUGGCCGGAGUUAACAUAAAAGAGCCAAGGUCGGGGACACAGAAUGAGUAAAUAAGAAUAAACUAGCCAAGGGUCAGUAUACCAGAAGUAGGUAAGUAAAGUAAAAAACAUAAGCCAGAAAUUAUACCAAGUACGUGCUCUCUGACAACCAACAAGUGGAAACCAUGACAGGGCACUGAGAAAAGGCAUUACAGGGUUUAGUGAUUGGUUAGUACAUGGCUUUUGACCCCAAAAGUCGAUAUCGAUAACUUUCUGGGAGGAUCGGGCGGCACUCUGCCGCGAUCCAGGUAAGUUAAACUUUCCCUUUUCAGUGCGUCUGCCCUGCUCAUGUGCGGCCACGCCAAUCAGGGACUUACUUUUAUCUAAAGUAUCAGUACAGCCGUACUGAUCAGGCGAAGUCACGUCGAUACAAACCCCCUGCGCUGUGACAAUGUCUUUUGUUACCCAGUCAGUCUCCUAUAACUGAUGAUAUUAGAGUUGCAUGAGUGGUUAUACAGUGUGUAUCAAAUAAAGCUCCUCCUGCAAGGCAUUUCCUGUGUGAGAGGAUGUUGGUUUGUAGAUGGAAAGUGAUCCCAUUCCACUUUCUGUCCAGCUUCAAAUACAGACGCUGGAGAUGCAGGGUCAGCACUGAGCUUUACACCCUCUAGAACUGUUCCAGCAGGUCUUCUAUUAAGGUUGACUGGGCUACAGAGGGAACUGGCUAAAGAUCCUAGAACUUAUCUCCACACUAGCCUAUUUAAGCUAAAGAAAAAAGCACAUUAUUAGUUCUGAAAACAGGUGCCUACUCUGCCUAAUGGGAAAUCUGGACAUAAACUCUCUCUCAAUGCACCCAAAAUAAAUUGACAAUUGAAUGGACAAUGUUGGUGUUUUUAAACCACUGCAGGUACCAUAUUUAAUGUAUGUUGGGAAUGUCCCACCAUUAGGUCUUACUGGUCAAGUGUAGAUAUUAUAACUAAGUGUCAAGUGUCUGACAGAACAUAUAAUUACUUCCAGGCUACAUAUGUCUGCACAUAGAUCUUCAUGUCUGUCACUAAAAAUACUGCUUCUAAAACCUGUAUAAAGUCUCUUCCUUCUUUAUUGGAAAAACAAUGUCUCAGCCAAUCAUUGAAUGCAUGACUAAGGUUGAAGAUGUUCACUUUGUAUAAGAAUUACUUUCCAUUUCCUCUGACAAUAUGGAAAAGUAUACGGCAAUUUGGGUUGAACAGUUGACAUUUACAUCCGCCCCGAUUUUCCACUCGAUUUACAAUAACUAAACUCGUCUGUCAACUUUUCUUCUAAAUUCCUGACUUCUACCUACUUGAUGUUUUACUUAUUCUUUGUAGUCUGUGUUUUUGUGGGUUUUAUUAUGAUGUUGGAUGAAUAAAUCUGACAUACAAAUGGCUUUGUUUUUUCAUUUAUUUUCAUAACAAUUCAUGUUACUGUACUUACCUAUUGACUGUAUUCGCAUAUCUCUCUGCACCCGAUGACUCUUUUGCAACACUUGAAUGGACUGGACCUUAGAAUGGCCUGAGUGACCGUAAUGUACUGACAUUUGUGGGAAAAAUAAAACACUGUUUUGUAAAUAUCCCCCAAAUGACUACAUACAUUUUUUUUUUUUUUAUGUAUUAAUUGAGAAGCCUCUGAAUCUGUGCAUGCAGGCGAGUGCUUCUGUUCAUGGCCGUGGGUGCCUGGUCUGAAGUCUGUGGAGGCACUGGAGUUGCUGAAUACACUGGUAUGAGGUCUGUGGAGGAGAAAGCAGGCACGCUCAAGUUGAUUGCACCUCUCACGUCUGUUUGCUCAGGGGAGCUAAUGGAAGGAGAAUGCAGACCUCUAUUAAUGUUUUAUUGAAAGCCAGGGGGUGUCCCACAAUUUAAUUAUAAAAGUUCAAAUUUAACACAUAACUCAUCAUUUUUAUAAAAUGGGAUUGAAAUAGGAUACUCCUCAAGCUGAAGUGUUUUAUGGGUGUGGAGUAGUCCUUUAAAUACAAUUUAGCAUUUUAAAUAAAAUGUACAAAAAACAAAAAUAUUGCAUUUAUUUUCAAUGACCACCCUUCCUAAGGUCUUCAACUGCUGCUGUUCUUCAAGCUCAGUAAUAAAUAUCAUUAAUUUUGUUUAGCACUAAUUUGGGGACAUGACCAGUUGUUAUCCUUCUGCUUGUUUGCAUGACAUUAUUGCAUCUCUCUGGUUAUAAUUGCAACAGUGAGUAACUCAGUGUAAUAAUGUCCACAUCUUCUCUAUCACGAAGAGGCGAUCACAAAAAUGUAUUCUGGUUGUAUUCAUUUUAGCAUGAGUUAAAGUCUGAAUCUGUUCUUAUCUUUGGUGUUAUAAUGUACACAUGUUGAAAGGAAGUACAUAAAUGCUUCCCACCUGUAGUAAUUAAAUGACCCGUCUUCUCUAACUGUCCACUCUAGCUCAGUGUACCAGUGCUGUUUCCAGAAUAGAUGUCUGGUCAGAUGCAAUGUUAUGCAAUAUAUAAAUAUAGAUUUAUUUACUGCUUUUGUCCCUCUUUUGGUCACUUCUUGCUUGAUUUGCGGAUAAUAUCAAUAUUUAGUGGCAUCAAUCAUCUUUGUUUGCUGAUCAAUUAUCUUGUUUGGUGACAUGAGUGGAACUCCAAAUACCAAAUCAAAUGAACAUGUUUGGUCAUCACACUAAGUGUUUGUUAAAUUAGACUUUCGUAUGGCGAUUUGGAUAUAAGGAAUUUGGCUGAACAGCCAAUUAGCGCAAAUUUGGAUGAAUUGUAAUUUGGCCGAAACUGAAUAUGCAUUCUAAAAAGUGUCCCAAUUCUCCGUGUACACAUGUAUGAGCAAAUUGGUAUUAUUUUAUUUAUAAAAAAUAGUGUGAAUGAAUUCAGAAUUAAUCAGUGUUUUAUGUAUCAAAGAUUUUAAUAAUUCUAAAAUAUAGAUACAUAUGACAUUUGAUGAAAAGGGUAUCUAGAUGGUUUUUUAGUGUAGGGAUACAAUCUUUUUUUUUAUCCAAGUCAUAUGACAUUGUACAAAGGGAUUCUUUAGGCAGCACUGCAUCUUUUCAGAUUUAGUUUUUUUUAAUUGAAUCAUUUUAUUGUCCUUCUAUUUCCUCUUGUUUUAUGUAUUUAUUUCUUAAUUUGCCUUAUUUUUUUAAUUAUACAUAAGAAAAAAAUAGGAAUAGCUUUUUCUUAUGGCGGGUGUGAUUUUUAAGCAAAGUUUAUUUCAAUUGGUAAUUUGCCUAAGAUUGAUUAGUAAAAAAAGAGUCCUGUAGAAUUGCAAACGAGUGACAUAAUAAAUAGAGGGGAUAAAGAUAUUGAGAUCUUGCACAAGGAGGAAAAUAAAUAUAUAAAAGCAAGGGUGUAACCAUUAAGAUAAGGAAAAGAUAACUGAAAGUAAAAAAAAACAAAAAAAAAACCACAACCACAACAUGCCUUCUUUUAGGGAGCUCUGUAAAGAUUUGAAGACGAUAACAAAAAAGCAACAUAGUUUUUAGAUGUGUAUGGGACAAUUGUGUAACUAAAAAUAAUAUCAUUACAAUAUUACAUACUAACAGGCAAACCUCUGUUCACGUGUCCGGGGCAAAAUUAGUCAUCAAUGAAUUCCAAUCUAGUUCUGACAGACAAGAAGAUAAAAACAAAACAAAAGCUGGAAUGUUUUCAAUUUUGCAAAUUACAGAUAUUUAAUAUUUAACAGAGUUUUACCUCUUUCUUUUGGUACAGAAAAAUGUGAAAAUGAAAAUAUGAAUACGGGUGACUCAAAACAAUCAUUUAUGAACAAAGGAGUUCAAACAGAUUUAGAAGACCAGUCACUUUUGGGAGAUAGCUGUAACGACAUGGCAAUUAAAAGUGAGUUUUACAUCUCUUCAGUGUUUUAUGUGUAAAAAUGAUUUAACGCUUCAAGUCUUUUCACUAAAGCCAUUGCUGGAUCAACAUAUGAUGAACUGUUAUUUGGAGUAUUGAUUACAUAAAGCUAAAUGUUCAACUCAGUCCAAGUUGAAAAGAAAGUUUACUAAUUGUUCGUUCACAAAGUUAAGUUCUUGUAGACGUUGCUAGCAGUCAGCUUUUUAGUGCCCUGUUGUCAGCUAUUUGGUGCCCCACGUUGUUACUUAUAGGGACACUUUGCAAGCCACUCCCCUCCCCCUUCUUCUACUGAUUAGAUUUCCUGGGCUGUCCAAUCACAGACUUUCCAAUGCCGCCCAAUGAGAAAACUUUGGGAAGAAGAUUCUCUGAGCAAUUGCAGCCUGUUGAGCUUAGUUUCACUGAGCUAAACAACCAGGAAGUAAACGGACCGGUUGUCUAAUUGAGGGGGAGGGGGUAACAAGGUUAAUUUAUAAAAGUGUCAGCUGAAAAUCUGCACUUUUUGUAAAAUGGAAAAAAUGAGGACACACUCCUCACAUAUGAGGCCUUCAAGCUAAGGUAUGUUAGGUGUAUGCAGUGUCCCUUUCAGUAAUUAUUUUAGUAGUUAAGUGAGUGAGAUUUUGUUAAAGGGUCAGUGUAGGCAUCCAGACCACUUCAUGUCAUCAAAGUGGUCUGGGCGCAAUGUAACUGUCAUUUUAUGCAUUCAGCUGCAAGCAUUGACGUUUCAGAGAAACGGCAAUAUUUACAUUGCAGGGUUAAGCCUGCCUCUAUUGGCUGUCUACCAGACAGCCACUAGAGGUGCUUCCUGUUUUUUUUACAGAGUUUGACUCCAUGAAACGACAUUGGAAGUCCUCACACUUUGCCAUUCAGCAUCUUUGAAAUCCCCAUUUUAUUUGCUGCCGGCAGGAGGGGGCAGCAGAGGGACAAGGUUGUCUAUCCUUGUCUUAGACUAUAGUGUUCCGUUAAUAGCCUGUUGCUGAUAAUUGUCUUGUUUAGUCUUAAAUAUACUGUGUUGUUUUAUAGUCUAGCUAUGUACAUAAUUAAAAAUAAGUUCCGGGUCUCAUCUUUUGAAAAUGUUCUAAUUUUAUUUGACAAAUUCUAUAGAACAUUGAUAACUUGUUUUUAAAGUAUGGUGAAUUAACUAUUCUUGUUUUCAUUAGAAUGAUAUGGUGUGUUUUGUACAUGUCUAAUGGUGCUGUACUUUCUACCUUUAUAUUGCCUGAGUUAAAAAAAAAAAUAUCAGUCUUUUCAACUAUAUUUGUGUCUGCUGGGUUUGUGUAUAUGCAACAUGAUACUAGCCUCUAGAUGUUCAUGCUCAAAGUGCUUCCAGCUGUAUUUAGCUCCUGUUAUUUUGUAAAGCAGUUAUACUUUGAAUCUUAAAGAAAAAAAAUUAUCUAACACGUACUCAGUGGUACAUUUUUUAUUGUAAAAAGUCAUAAAAUAGUUAGAUGUUUUUUGUUGGAUUUUAAAGGCACACUAUAGUAUCUGUAUUCCUAACACAAUAGUGUCCCUCUGCCUCUGUGGCCCACUUUUGCAGCAAUAAAAGGCUUAAAAACCCUAAACACUUACACGAUUCCAACACCGAAGUCCAGGCCCGGACUAGCCAUCGGGCAUACUGGGCAAAUGCGGCCCUGCUGUGUGCCUUCAUGGGCCAGUGGGGAGAUCUCCCUCACCGGCCCAGAGGCACUGAUAUGGGGCCGACGGCUUGGGAGGGAGGCAGGAGAGGACCCGGGGAGCUCUGCUGGGUCCUCUCACGAGGUCUGAGUGUUGCCGCGGUUACCACGCCAACGGUCAGAUCUUGCAAGAGUGAACUCUAGCCCAGCGGGCCAGAGUGCACUCUCACCACUAGGACCACCAGGGAAGGCAGCACGGCACCCUCCAUGGCAGCACGGCUCCCCCCCUCCCCCUCCCAGGCUAAAGGUAAGAAGGGAGGGAGGGAGGGAUACAUAGGUUUUUUUUUUUUAAAUACAAAAAAAAAUACAUAUUUAUACAAACACUGUGCUAUUUACACUGAUACUAAGAGCACUCACACACAGCACACUCAUACUAACAUCACCCUCAGACACACACAGCACCUUCACUCACACAGCACCCUCACACACACACACACACAGCACACACACACACACCACCCUCAGACACAGACACGGCAACCUCAGACACAGACACGGCACCCUCAGACACACACGGCACCUUCACACACAGACAUGCACCUUCACACACACAUCACCCCACACAUGCUGCACCCUUCACACAUACACACAGCAUACUCAACACACUGUGUCCUUCACACAUACAAUACGUCCAAACAUAUAUAUAUAUUAUUUUUAAUAUUGCCAUUUAUAUAGCGCCAACAGAUUCUGUAGCGCUUUACAAUAUUAUAUACUACAGAACCACUACACAUUAUAUACAUACUGCAUCACUACACAUUACGCUCCAGAUACACUCUAGAUCCUUUACCCUAUAUACACUCUGAAUCCUCGAUAUAUAUAUAUAUAUAUAUAUAUAUAUAUAUACACACACACACACACAAUCUCCUAUACACACUCUGGGACCUUUACACACAAGAUUCCCUACACACACUGCACCACCUCCACACAUUACAUUCCUGAUAUACAAACUCUGGAUCCCCUAUACACAUACUACAUUCUCUAAACAAACACUCUCUCUAUAACCCCUACACACACUACAGCCCAUAUGCACACACUCACUACAUCCCCUAUACACACUAUGCCCUUAUACACACACUGUAGCCCCUAGCCACACAUAUUACACCACAAACACAAAUUAAAUUGACCUAUUUACACAAUACCACACCACAACCAGCUUACUCUACACACACGCAAUCCCACAAGCAGGCUCCAAGGAUAUGCACCAUACGCUUUUCUGGCCCUUUUGUCCUCUGGUAUCACCCUGUUUACAGCCACAGACCCACAUUUCUCUCUCCCACCUCACCCUGUUUACAGUCACAGACCAACAUUUCUCUCUCCCACCUCACUCUGUUUACUGCCACAGGCCCACAUUUUUCUCUCCGUUCUCACCCUGUUUACACCCACAGAGUGCCUGUACUGCACCGUGCAGGGAGAGUGAAGAGACCUGGGAGGGGGAACACGCGUGCCCCAGGUCUCUCACUGCAGGGAAGAGUUGGGAGGUGAUACUGCGAUAGUUGCAGGCCACACACAGGCAGGGGCCGCAACUAUCGCUGUAAUAAAGCACAAUAAGUAAUGCUGGCCCAGAUAGGAGAUCUGAUGCCCUGCCAAUGCAUCCAGGCCCCUGACUGCCACAGGCGCUCUGUCCUAAUUAAGGUGUCCCCAGGCAAACCCGGCACAAGUGCGCACGCCUAUGGAUGCUAUAAUAGGUUAACACCUACAACACUGAAGACAUAUCAUUGCUGGGUUUAAGGGGGAGGUAAUUAACAUAUCAAAAUAUUUAAUUGAAUAUAUUCUUUAUCAUAUGAUAAAUUAUAUCUUGUUAGUCGUUGGGGCAAAUAGGUGACGCUGUCAUGACUGUUUCACCUUAACACUGCAAUUUAGAUAUACAAUUCACCAUUCAUCCGUACAUUAAAACUGCACUUAUGGGAAAAUUUCCACACUGAGCAGCAAGUGCUCACCAGUUCCCCAAAACCUUUAUAAUGUUCUUCUUUGGUUCACUUCAGCACUCUAAUCAAAGUCCUUUUACGGCAAGGAAACCGGUCAAGCAUCAUCCUCCUACAGAGCUCUUAAAAUGUUGAAUAAACUUGCAGGGAACAUAAACCCAAGGAUCAGGCAAGCUGGAUUAAAGCCUAUAGCAGAUUUAAAUGCCUUCAUUAUAAGUGGCAAAAUCCCUCCAGAGAGGCAACGUUUAUGCAACUUUUAGCAAAUACAAACGUGCACUAUUCCAUUAGCAAACACUAAAUCUGAAUGCACUUUUUAAAAAGGGUAAUUUCAAUAGCAUUUAUUUGGCUCUGUUGCUGACUUUCUUAUUUAAACAUGACCAUUAAGAGUUAGAGUGUUGGUGAAAUAAACUUUGCAAGAAUUAAUGCUGUAGGAAUAUGUGUAACAUACACAUUAAAUCUAUACCACAAUUAGAUCACUAUAUUUUGUUACAUUGACAUAUUUGAACUAAUUGUGUUACACACUUACAUUUCGAGUCAUUCAUUAUACUUUAUACGUAUACAUUUUUUCUCCUACAUUUAUUUACAACAUGUAAUCUAGAAGUCCAGCAUAUAGUCAACGUUUGUAUUCUGCCUACACUGUGUUGUAUAAUUUUCCACAUAUUUAUUUUUGUAAAAGAGAGUGUGCCAGUGAGACUGAGCUUAAUGUUCUAGAGCAGCGGCAACCGUUGCCAUUUCACGUGUUGUGGAUUACAUCUCCCCUGAUUCUUUGCCAGCAUUAUGCCUGUAAGAGCAUUGUAGAAGAUGUAGUCCACAAACUAUGGAGUGCCAAAGGCUGCCUACAUCUGGGCUAAAGUUUUUCUGUGAGAAAAGAAAGAAAAGACAUUUGAGAAGAGGUUGAGGGAAGAAGUAAAGAUAGGUCUUAAGGAUCAUAGCAUCUGGCAAAAAAAAAAAACAACAAGAUUUCUUAAUGCGCCAAUGCCACUACGUCAUUCCUGGAUAAAAUAAAUUAUACUAUAGAGUUGUAUUAAUAUGUUUCUAUCUUCAUUUCAUGAAGUAAACCUUUGCUCACAUGUGAAAUGCUAAAGUUGCCAUGGAAAAAUGUAAACCAUUGCAGCAGUUUCUUCUGAGGAAUUUGAAAAAACUUUCAGACUUAUUCUCUCUCUUCCUCUCUCUCACUAACUUCUAUGAUACCCUGAGACCAAAGGUCCUCAAAGGGGUGGCAUAAGCACCAUAACCACUACAGCCCCUAGGAGUCCCCUGACACUUGCACAGUAAGAAAUAAAUGUUUUUGAAGUGUUUGACACUUAUGUUGGACCCGAGGGCACCACCAAUCUUAUCGCAUCUUCUCAUAUCAUAGAUCCAUGCUAUCGAUCCAUACUUCUAAAUUAGUGAUGCCACUCUUUGGACAGAAUGUAUUGGUUAAGAACAUCAGAUUAAACUGUCAGUCAAUGAAUUUGGUCCAAAUAAGAUUAAAUCAAUAUAUAUAUAGCUAAAGGGUAACUUUACUUUUAUACAUAUAUCUAAAGGACUUGAGGUGCUCAGGGGAUCUGGGUAACUAUCAAGCUUUCAAAAUAGUUUUGACUACUUACUCUUAGCUGUAAACCCAGGCCGUAAUGUUUAUAUGGUACCUACAGUGAUCCUUUACGAAAAGCUUUCCUCUUCGAUUAUGCUUGUCAACUUUUUUUCAUUAAAACAUGUAUUUAAAGGACCACUAUAGUGCCAGGAAAACAUACUUGUUUUCCUGGCACUAUAGGGUCUCUAGCUCCCCCCCACCCUUAGGAUACCCCUCACACCGGGCUCUGAAACUGCUAUGUUUACAGCAGAAAGGGUUAAUCCUAGAUGAACCUGGCACCCAGACCACUUCAUUAAGCUGAAGUUGUCUGGGUGCCUAUAGUGGUCCUUUAAUGAAUGUGAAUAAUUGUUCUGUUAUCUCUGCAUUGAUGUGGGGGAUUAUCUUUUAUUACAUUCUGUAAUGACUGGUUAUUUUGAAUAUUUGAUGUAUUGAAAAUUGAAGACCAAAGAAAUAAUUUAGGAAAGCAGAUAUUUGAUCCAAAUUGAAUAUGUUUAACUUGAUCUAAAAGAGUUGGCACAAUUGCCCUAGGCUGUACAACGUGAGUGUGUUUUAAUAUCCGUCAAACAGAAAAGGAUAUCUAAUAUACUUUAAACAGAUACGGAUAUCUAAUAUCUGUCAAACAGAUACGGAUAUCUAAUAUCUGUCAAGCAGAUACGGAUAUCUAAUAUCUGUCAAGCAGAUACGGAUAUCUAAUAUCUGUCAAGCAGAUACGGAUAUCUAAUCUCUGUCAAGCAGAUACGGAUAUCUAAUCUCUGUCAAGCAGAUACGGAUAUCUAAUCUCUGUCAAGCAGAUACGGAUAUCUAAUCUCUGUCAAGCAGAUACGGAUAUCUAAUCUCUGUCAAGCAGAUACGGAUAUCUAAUCUCUGUCAAGCAGAUACGGAUAUCUAAUCUCUGUCAAGCAGAUACGGAUAUCUAAUAUCUGUCAAGCAGAUACGGAUAUCUAAUAUCUGUCAAGCAGAUACGGAUAUCUAAUCUCUGUCAAGCAGAUACGGAUAUCUAAUCUCUGUCAAGCAGAUACGGAUGUCAAGCAGAUACGGAUAUCUAAUCUCUGUCAAGCAGAUACGGAUAUCUAAUAUCUGUCAAGCAGAUACGGAUAUCUAAUAUCUGUCAAGCAGAUACGGAUAUCUAAUCUCUGUCAAGCAGAUACGGAUAUCUAAUAUCUGUCAAGCAGAUACGGAUAUCUAAUAUCUGUCAAGCAGAUACGGAUAUCUAAUCUCUGUCAAGCAGAUACGGAUAUCUAAUAUCUGUCAAGCAGAUACGGAUAUCUAAUAUCUGUCAAGCAGAUACGGAUAUCUAAUAUCUGUCAAGCAGAUACGGAUAUCUAAUAUCUGUCAAGCAGAUAGGGAUAUCUAAUAUCUGUCAAGCAGAUACGGAUAUCUAAUAUCUGUCAAGCAGAUAAGGAUAUUCGGCACCUAAGUGAUUAAGUUGAUGAAACUUAACUUUCGUCACUUAAAAUAAUUCCUAGUUCAAUUAAAUUUAGUAGAUUGUAAGGUUUAUGAUACUGAUGUUUGCCAAGUAUUUAUUAUGUUAUUUCCCUUUUAAAUAUUGGAAAAGGUUUGUGGAAUAUUUUGAUGCUGUAUAAAUGAAAAUAGUAAUUCUUAUAACCAUUAAAUUAAUAUCUUUAAUUGUACAUUAGUGAGUACUGCAAACUAAAUAUUUAGUUUUGUAGUAGGAGAAAAUAAAAUAUAACAACCUUAGUUGGUAUAUAUAGUCCAGGAGCUGAUCCACCUAAAAUGGCUUUACAAAUAAACUCCAAUGUUGUCUGAAAGGAGCUAGAAGAAAUAAAUGUAAUAAUAAUAUGUGGUGUAUACACCUUUAAAUCUGCUAUAGGCAGAGUAAAUGGAGUAAGCACCAGAUGCUAUACUUUACAUGUACCAACUCCAAAGUAUUUGAGAAACAAUAUAUGAGACUGUCUCAUAUAUUGUUUCUCAAAUACUUUGGAGUUGGUACAUGUAAAGUAUAGCAUCUGGUGCUUACUCCAUUUACUCUGCCUAUAGCAGAUUUAAAGGUGUAUACACCACAUAUUAUUAUUACAUUUAUUUCUUCUAGCUCCUUUCAGACAACAUUGGAGUUUAUUUGUAAAGCCAUUUUAGGUGGAUCAGCUCCUGGACUAUAUAUACCAACUAAGGUUGUUAUAUUUUAUUUUCUCCUACUACAAAACUUCUUAAGACAGGUGUUUGGUGAAUUCCUGUAUCUAUCCAGUUUUGAGCAACUCACCUAAGUCUGAUUCCCUCGUACCUGUGUGUUGCAUUAGGCAUACCAGUCUAUUCUAAAUAUUUAGUUUAGUUAAUCACCAAUUACAUUUAUGCUCUGCAAGAAUUUCGGCAUUGGAAAACUCAUUCGGGAAACUAAUCAGAAAAACAAAAAGAGUGCAAAAAUGUGCCAAACAUUUCCCUGCCAUUUGGCUUACAGAUUAAAUGAGAAAAUGUUACCAAUACUAAGAUAAACAGGAGAACUUGUUCCGUAUCUAAAUUCAGAAUCACACGCCAAAAGCUUGGCCAUCAUACAUUUUGAUUGGUUCGUGAUCCAGCUACAUUUUUGGUUGGAGUUCUGGAAUUCAAACUACCACCCAAUUGGCCCAGGUUCAGACAACUUCCAGUUCGUAACAAAACAAAUCUUUAAGUCUAUGUUUGAAUUCAAAUGCAGCAGAUGUUUAAUAUGUGGUUGCCACAUAUGAAACAUUGAAAUAUUUACUUGGCUCAAAACCUUUCCACCUGUCUAAAUUCCCUGCAUGUUACAGGCCUGUUUUUUUAGGUAGAAUAUAUGACUAAUGUCAUCAUGGCCUUUUAAUGAUCUAUGUCGAAUCCUUCUGCAGAAACAAAACAGCAGCAAUUUUUACUGGAAAUCAGAGUCAUCUAUUUUCAUUAUAAAGGAAUGAUUUUUUUUUUUUGUGGAACAAAUUGGAAAGUCCUUUCAAGUUUCUGUUUUGUUGUACCUGAACACUUUUCUAAAGCAUUUCUGGGUGAUAGUGUUAGAGCUUGCUUUGUUUUCAUAUUAAGAUCAGAAAAGCAUAAAAAAUUCAGUGAGCAGGAAAAUGACUUAAAGGAUUCUGCCUAGUUAUUACAUUAAUGUAUGCUUUCUGUGUCAUAGAAGAUGCAGUAUAUGCUAUUUACCACAUUGAAUAUAUUCGAAAAUAAUUGCUGACAAAAGCCACUUCACAAGGCGGCUGCGAAGUACAUCUUGUAAUCUGAAUGUUAAUGUUCUAGAUAGCUAUGCAGAACUACCUAUUGAAGUUGUUUAAAGCCUCACGCGACGGACAACUGUAUUAGUUCAAAAGAACAAAUCGAAAAAUAGGUAAAGCGUCAACAUAUUGCUUGAUCCUUUUUUUUUUUUGUCAUUUUGUAUUUUAGAAAGAGCUGAUGCAUACUUGUUCUUUUAUCAAAAUUUCAUUAAAUAGUUACAUUAGAGAAAUUAAAAGCUACUAAAAAAGUAGUAUGUUUGAAUAGUUGUAACAAUCAUUUUACUGAAUACAAGCAGUGUAAAACAAGCACAUUACCCUUCUAAUAGUCCAUAGAAUAUGUACAUCUCAAAUAUCAUUUGUAAUUCUAGAUUGUAUGUAAAUAAUACACAAUCUAGGCACCAAAACCGCUUAAACUUAAAGAAGUAAUUUUGGGGCAUAAAUGCCAUGCCUCAUUUUUAACACAAUGUAAAUCAUUGCUGUUUGAGAGAAACAGCAAUAUUUACAUUUGUUCUGAAACCAUGUCUUAAGUGGCUGUUAGUCUGAUAGUCACCAAAGGCUCUUAUUCGUCUAAAUGAAGACCUUUGAAAAAAAGAAAGACUUAACAUUAGGUGUCUUCACCUAAUUAGCUAAUACCCAGUGCUUCUAAUGCUUGAUGUAGAGAGGUAUUGGUUUAACUGCUUCACUUUAAGAUGCAUGCGACUGACAGAGAAAAGUAAUUGCUAUGCAUUAUCCCCCUGUCUCCUCUAUGAGAAGCAUUGGAUUGGAUAGAAGUCACCAUUACUGAUGACAUUAUAAGUGACAGAGCAGAUGCUCAAUAAAGCAUGUUCUGGUUCUAGAAAACAUGUGAUUUUAAUAAUAAUAAAUAAAAAAAAUUGGUUGCAGGCUGCAGAAAUCUAUUCAAUAGCAUUCUAUUAUUUACUAAAGGUCACACAUUUAUUUUAAUGUUCGUGUUCCUUUAAAAUGACAGAUAAACACAUUUUUUUAAAUUCCUUCUUGAAAAUAGUUGUUCUGCUUCUGCUGGAGAAAUUACUAAGGGUGUUUAAAGACAUAUGUGGUCUUGGGGCACCAAGGGAAAUGACAAGAUUAAAAAUUGAAACACUACUUCUUGAUUUGGGAACAACUUGGGUUGGGAACACUUAUUAUUAUUAUUAUUAUUAUUAUGUUAUUAUUUAUAAGCACCAACAAAUUCUGCAGCGCUUUACAAUGGGUGGACGAACAGACAUGUAGUUGUAACCAAACAAGUUGGACACACAGGAACAAAGGGGUUGAGGGCCCUGCUCAAUGAUCUUACAUGCCAGAGGGAGUGGGAUAAAGUGACACAAAAGGUAAGAAUAGUAUUAGACUAAUGACAGUUGCAAGAGAGGAAUCUGUUGGGGGCUAUUAACAGUUUAAUUGAUAUGCUUGUAUGAAGAAGUGGGUUUUUAAUGAUUUUUUGAAGGAGUGGAGACUGGGUGAGCAUCUAACGGAGGAGGAAAAUGAGUUCCACAGUUCUUUAGUAUUCACUAAAGAACAAGACAUUAUGGUGGGCUGGACAUGGAAAACAAUCCCUAUCUUUUCUGAAUUUGACAUUUUCUCCAACUCCGUUAUUUUAGCCUAAAUGUUACAUAUUGUUUCUCUUUUCACUUUUAGCUUGCUAUAUAGUGUAUAAUCCCUCUAGAACGGUUUAUCAACCAUGUCUCAAGGCACGCCAAUGGAAGUUAUGCAGUUCCUAAUUCUGUUCCAAAAGGAAUACUGAUAAAUCCAAAGGUGUGACUCAAAGAAUUGAAAUGGGACUCACAAUCUACACUGCUGUUGCGGGGUAAAAUCAAAAACCUCUUUAAAAGCUUGAAUUCUUUACUCGUCAUCCAUUUCGACCCAAAUGUUAUUACUUGCAUAACAUACAAUAAUUCAUGUACAUUUACAGUAUUCUAGCUGUGAAAUUUCCAUUUCUUCUCACUUAUAAUGGUGCAGCAUACUGGAGACAUUUCAUUUUUCACAGAAGUCAUUGCUCUUUAAAGUAGGAGUCAAGGAGUUACUUAUCAGCAGAAAUGUAUCGGCUAAGUGUAGUGAAAUGGGAAUAUGCAUACUGACAUAGAUAUUUCUGGUUAUGUAUCGUAUCUAGUUGUCUGAGGCAAGCACUACAAAAAUCAAAACUGAGCAAAAGUCUCUGGGUACAUUGAUAGUAUAGUGGAUCAGCAGAAAUGCAAAAUGUAAGAAAACAUUGGGAAUAAAAUGUGCUUCCUCAGCAAUAAAAGAAAUAUGUGAAUAAAGCAUCCAGGGGUACGAGCGAUGAUCUUGUCAAGUUUUUGUUGAGCAUCUGUUUGUUGUUGAUAACCCAGGUCUCAAAAUUAGUGAAUGUAAAAAUGAUUUGCAGUCUUAUUUUACCCAUUGAUAAAUGUUCUAUAGCCAACAAGAUAGCUAGUUGGUUAAUGCACCGACUGGCAGUGUGAUCAAAGCUCAGUGUCUCAAGUUCUGUUGCCAACAGUGUCAAAUCAGCCUAAAAUCAUUCUAAGGAUGAUAAGGUGAGUGCCACUGAUUUGGCAGUAAUUAUUGUACCGAGCAUAUAGGUAUAAAGCAGUGCGUGAGCUACUUAUCAGAUGCCAAAGGUUUUGCUUUUAAAUUGUGCCUUAUAAACAGAGUACAGUACCAGUGAAUGUAAUAGCACAGGUAUUUAAUGUCCCUUUAAGAUGCAGUAUUAUGAAAUAAUAUAUGUUUAUAUAUAUGUGCAGUACAAUUGUACUGCUCCUAGUUUUAUGUGUUUGUAUCUAUUCUUUUGUAAAAAUUAAACUUCCUCUCACAUGUUGUAGAUUCAAGAUAUCAUAAUCUAUAGAUUAUCAUCAUUGGUGACACUGUUAAUAGGCAAAACAAAUGCAUAACUGUUGGCAUGAAUAUUUUAGAGCGUAAUAGUUAUUCUGUGUGUUUUUAUUAAAAAAUACUGUUACAGAAAAAAAAAAUAAUAUUCUUGUGAUUUAUAUUGUUGAAAUGUCACACUGUCCCCCUGUUGGUGGGAAGUAUUAAAAAAUAUUAUUAAACAUAUUUAUAAAAUAAAUAUAUUUAUAAAUAUAUAAUAUGUAUAUAUAAUAUGUAUGUAUUAUUUUAUUUUUUUAAUUAAUUAUUGUAAUUAUACGUAUAUAUAUGUGUAAAUAUGUGUAUAUAUAUCUAUUAUAUAUAUAUAUAUAUAUAUAUAUAAUAUAUAUACAUAUUAUAUAUAUGUAACGUCAUUCUAAGUGUAUUUUAAUAUUAAUAUAUGUUUUAUAUUUAUAUAUAUAUAUAUAUAUAUUUAUAUUUUCCCAGGUCCCAGCACUCAAUGUUCCUGGUCUUUUCCAUGCUCCGGUGCAAGUAAUCUCUGACCAAUAUAUAGCAUCCAAGUAGAGAGCACUCUGGAGUCUUCGUUUUAUAUCAAAAUAAAUACUGCUUUAUUGUGCAGAAUACAAAAAUGUCGACGUUUCAGUCACAAUAGACUUUUCUCAAGACAAUUCAUGCAAUGAAUAAACUGUGAUUAUAUAUGUUACAACAAAAUUCCUAUUGGAGAAAAGUCUAUUGUGACUGAAACGUCGACAUUUUUGUAUUCUGCACAAUAAAGCAGUAUUUAUUUUGAUAUAAAACGAAGACUCCAGAGUUCUCUCUACUUGGAUGCUAUAUAUAUUUAUAUACGUAUAAUUACAAUACCGUAUAUACUCGAGUAUAAGCCGAGUUUUUAAGCACAUUUUUUGUGCCGAAAAACCCCAACUCGGCUUAUACUCGAGUCAAGGUCUGUAUUAUGGCAAUUUACAUUAAUUUACAUUGCCACAAUACAGACUGGGGGCUGGCAGCGAGCGCUUACCACUCCUGCAGCUCCUGUCAGCUCCCUGCUCCUCCGCGCCGGUCCGGUCAGCACCUCGGUCAGCUCCCAGUGUAAGUCUCGCGAGAGCCGCGGGGUCAUAGUGCGGCUCUCGCAAGACUUACAGUGUGAGCUGAGAGAAGAGCUGCACGGACCGGCGCGGAGGAGGAGAGAGCUGACAGGAGCUGCAGGAGUGGUAAGUGCUUCCUGCCCGCCCACCUCCUCCCCCCACUGAACUGCCAAUGCCACUGGACCACCAGGGAAGGAGAGCCCCCCUCCCUGCUAUGCAUCAAGCAGGGAGGGGGGACGAAAAAUAAAUAAAUUAAUAAUAUAUAAAUAAAAAUAAUAAUAAAAAAAUAAUAUAACAAAAAAAUUAAAAUAAUAUUAAUUAAUAAUAUAUAAAUAUAAAUAAUAAUAAAAAAAUAAUUAAAAAAUAAUAUAACCAAAUAAAUGAAAAUAAUAAUAUUAAUUUUUUUUAAAUUUUUUUUAUAAAAAUGCCCACCCCCCACCAAGGCUCUGCAACACAAACACACACUGCAUCACACACACACACACACACACUGCAUUCAUACACACACACUGCACUCAUACACACACACUGCACUCAUAUACACACACUGCAUUCAUACACACACACUGCACUCAUACACACACACUGCACUCAUACACACACACUGCACUCAUAUACACACUGCAUUUAUACACACACUGCGCACUCAUACACACACACUGCAUUCAUCAUAUACACACACUGUAAAUAAAUAUUCAAUUAAUAUAAUUUUUUUAGGAUCUAAUUUUAUUUAGAAAUUUACCAGUAGCUGCUGCAUUUCCCACCCUAGUCUUAUACUCGAGUCAAUAAGUUUUCCCAGUUUUUUGGGGUAAAAUUAGGGGCCUCGGCUUAUAUUCGGGUCGGCUUAUACUCGAGUAUAUACGGUAAUUAAUUAAAAAAAUAAAAUAAUAAAUAAAAUAUUGAAACACAAUUUAAUAAAUUAUAUAUUCGUAUGCAAUUUCAUUCUAACUGUAUUUUGUUAUUAAUAUAUAUAUAUAUUGGUAACAAAAUACACUUAGAAUGACAUUCUAUAUAUAUCUAGCUAUAUAUAAAAUACAAAUAACCGCAAAUAUAUAUAAAUACAUAUAAUUACAUAAAAGAUUACAUUAGUAUACACGUAGAAUUUAAAUACCUAUAAAUGCAUAUAUAUUAAAAUUCUACGUGUAUAUUUAAGUAAUCUUUUAACAUAAUUAUGUGAUUUUAUUAAUUAAAAUUUGAUUGACAUGCCUGACAACACACGGAGAAAGUGCAGAAAAUUUAAUUUGCAAGCACUAUAUUUGACCCUGUAACUCUCCAAGACACCAUAAAACCUGUACAUAGAGGGUACUGUUUUACUCGGGAGACUUCGCUGAACUCAAAUAUUAGUGUUUCAAACUGGUAAAUUGUAUUACAACAAUGAUAUUUUAAGUAAAAGUGAUUUUGUUUGCAUUUUUUACAAACUAACUGCACUUUUAUGGACUAUAUUAUUGUUGUAAUAUGUUUUACUGUUUUAAAACACUAAUAUUUGUAUUUAGUGAAGUCUCCCGAGAAUAACAAUACCCCCCAUGUACAGGUUUUAUGGUGAUUUGGAAAGUUAGAGAGUCACAUAUAAGGCUUGCAUUUCAUUUUUUUGACAUUGAAAUUUGUCAGAUUGGUUAUGAUGCCUUUGAGAGCGUAUGGUAGCCCAGGAAUGAGAAUUACCCCCAUGAUGGCAUACCAUUUGCAAAAGUAGACAACCCAAGGUAUUGCAAGUGGGGUAUGUCCAGUCUUUCUUAGUAGCCACAAACACUGGCUAAAUAUUAGUUUUUUGCUUUUUUCACACAAAAACAAAUAUGAACGCUAACUUUGGCCAGUGUUUGUGACUAAGUGGCUACUUAAAAAGACUAAACAUACCCCACUUUCAAUACCUUGGGUUGUCUACUUUUUCUAAUGGUAUGUCAUUAUGGGGGUAAUUCUCAUUCCUGGGCUACCACACCAUUUAAAAGAUAACAUUACUAAUCUGGCAAAUUUCAAUUUGAAAAUGGAACGUUCUAUAUUUGACCCUGUAACUUUCCAAAACACCAUAAAACCUGUUCAUGGGGGGUACUGUUGUACUCGUGAGACAUCGCUGAUUACAAAUAUGUGCAUUGUUUUGCAGUAAAACCUAACAGUAUUAUGACAUUCACAGCUAAAAUGUCAGACAGAUACAAAUUUAAGAAAAAAAUCUUAUUUUCUCAUAUUUUUUUAAAUUUUAUUCAUAAUAAAUUAUGUUCCAUAUAUGAAUAGUUAAUGAUAAAUUAAAGCCCUGUUUCUCCUGAACAAAAUGAUAUAUAAUAAAUGUGGGUGCACUUAAUGUGACAGUGGUGAAUUACGGUUGAACAGACAUAUAGCGCAAAUUCCAGUUUUUGUUUACGUUUUGUUUUGAUCAGAACGUGCACUAUUGACUCCGUCCUGAAGGGGUUAAGCAGAUGAGUGAUUGUCAGCAUUGAUAGGAGGAGACCUAAUCACUGCCACCUGUCAUUGGUGUGAGGUAUGAUGGCUAAUUGGAAUGUAAUGUCUAUAUUAGUCAGAGAGAGACCUAGCCCUGGGUUGCUUGGGACCAUCAUUUUGUACAGAAAAAAUCAAAAAACAAAUAAAAAAUUGUUUAUUGCUGAACAAUGGAUUAACUCCAUGGAACUGCAGGCAUGAAAAACUCCUCAGCGAGAUUAAGUGGUUAUGGUGCAUAGACUAUCUUUUUAAGUAUAGAACUUUCAAGUAAGCAUUAUUGUAAAAACAAUGUGCAGUGGGCAGAUCUGGAACAUUGUACACCUUAUUGUAGUACAGUUUGGAAUCUGUAAAACUGGAUUAAACAUAUAACUUGGUCUCCCCGACCUUUGUAUGUUUUCACUGGUAAUCUUCAUCUCUGUAUAAGAAAGCAUCAUGUGAUAUAAAACCCUUGCUCAAGUUUUAUUCUACUACUCAAUUAAAUGUUGUUGUAUACUUCCCAGAUGACAGAAUUGUCAAACUGAAUGCAGACACGGUAUCUGGCUGUGUUUGUUUGCACAUGGUAUGUUAUAGGUGUGAGCAUAAUUUGUCUAAUUAGUGUUGAGAGUGCCUGUGGAGCGCCUGUGGAAUGUAAAUGCGGACUGUGCAUCUGUCAUCUGCAGUCACUGUUCACUGCCAAACUUCAUUGUUAUCAUUAUUUAUUUUAUCAUUAUUAAAAUCUUUGUACCAUUAUGUAAGGGCUGCUAAUUUAUGUCCUAUUUGCUAUACAUCCACAAUUUGUUUAGUUUUUUUUUUUUUGUCUUUUGCUAGGGAAGGGUUGUUGCUGAUAUCAAAAGAGAAUUUGAUACACUUCAUUGUAAUGCAACUAAUCAAUUUAGUUUGUAGUUUUCUUAAGUAAGUAUUAAUUAAAGCAGCACUGUCACUGUCUGGGGCCUUUGCAGAAUUUUCAAAGACCCCCAAUGGUGACAUUGGCACUGGUGGUCCAGUGGCUGAGCGGUCACUGUCUGGGGCCUUUGCAGAAUUUUCAAAGACCCCCAAUGGUGACAUUGGCACUGGUGGUCCAGUGGCUGAGCGGGCAGGGAUAGGUGAGAUUUACUUACCUAAACCUAUCCCUCUCGAGUUCCACCAUCAUCUUCUGACUGGUUCCCUUCUGCUCUUGGCGCUUGGCACUGCUGUACUCUCAAGCAUGUGAAAGAGUGACGCAUUGUGGUCUAUGGAGUAUCCCGCAAGACUGCAGGAUUCUCCAUAGACACAGCUAAUAUCUUUGAGAGAUUGGCACUGCUAGACGGCGGUAGCUCUGCACAGUGUCUAGAAGUUUCAGGUGUAAGAAAUAUACUGAGACAAAGUAGUCCCUACACCUUCAGUAUGAGUAUGAGCCUGUUUUAGAAAUGAGUAGUCUUUCUGGUAAACCAAGCCCCUUCAGCUCUUUACUAUCCUAGUGUCCUUUGUUUUUAACAUCUCAUAAGUAAGUUGUUUUGGUAUUUUUUAUUUAUUUAUUUAUUUUGUAUAAGAAUGUCUGUCUGUCUCACCGAGUUUCACAAUAAUAAAACGCACAUUACUGUACCUAGAAGGGACACUCAAAGCUGUGGUGAUAUGAAGCAACAGAUGCAGUCAAUUAGUCACUGACUUUUUUAUAAUCAUUUUGACAAACAAAACAGAAGAACACCCCUCCCCAGGACUGUAAUGUUGUGAUGAAGAUAUUUAAAUUCCUCAUUAUGCAUCCACCACUGCAUGUUUGGGAUUCCUCCAGUUUUGGGCAAGCCAGAUGAAAAAAAGCUACAUAUAAAAGAAUCAACACCCGUGGUAUGCCAGUCACCUCAUAACUACAAAAAUAUGUAGCAUUUAUGGUGCCUUUUACAUAUAAGAAAUGUUCAUAGAUAUUUACAUGUGUGAAUAAAUGGUGUUGGUCUGUAUAAAUUUUUUUUUUUUUAAUAAUGUAACUAAUGUAAAUGGCACUCAGAAUCACUUAAUUCACCUCAUGUUUUGUAGAAUAUACCUAGCUCUUGUCACACCUCCAGAAACACCCCUAAGAUAAAUGUCUGAAUAUUAUGUUCUUUGUGAAACCAAUAUAUACUGUGCGUAGAGUCAUUCAUAUCAAACUGCAACCUAUCAGAAAAAUGAAUCUCCUUGUGUUUAUAAAAACAUAAUUCAUACGUUUCUAAAAUGCCUGCUGGGACAUAUUGUACAUGAUUUAAAUUCAACCCUGAGGAAAAGGAAAGAGACAUAUAGUGUAGUAUGUUCUAUAUACAUAUAUUACUUGCAAAACAAUAUAAAAGGACAGUCUAAAUACCAAAAUUAAUCUGUGCAAUAGCUUGAUGUGUUUCGUCUUCACCAAAUAAUUUUUAUUUAUAGCCAUCAGCUAGUGUGUAGUUUUAUUUCUCUCUGAAAAGGAACUGAAUAUUUAAAACAUGAUGGACCAGGGUGCAUGUGCUGACCAUAUGAGCCAAAGCAGCUUUGUUGUUGGUAUGGUGGAAGAUGAAAGUGUAAUUGUAAUACCUGCUUUCUAUCUGUGACCUGACUUCAGAGCUGGGGCACACAUGCUCUCACAGAAGAAGUGCACAUGCUAAUAGGGUUUUCAAUAAGGAAUCUUCAAAAAAUAAUUAAAAAACCACUUCUUCAUAAAAGCGUAUCAAUUGAACUGUUAAUAGCUCCCGACUGAUUCCUCUCUUGCAACUGUCAUUAGUCUAAUACUGUCCUUACCUUUUGUGUCACUUUACCCCACUCCCUCUAGCAUGUAAGCUCAUUGAGCAGGGCCCUCAAUCCCUCUGUUCCUGUGUGUCCAACUUGUCUGGUUACAACUACAUGUCUGUCAUUAUUCAAUGCUUUCCUAUGGGGAUUCCAGCACCGCUGAAGGUCCUCAUACAUAGCGUGAGGAUGUCUAGCUGACCAAAAGUCGUCUAAGAACCCAGAAGUCCCUCUAGUGGCUGUCUGGUAGACUGCCACUAGAAGAGGACUUAACCCUGCAAGGUAAUUAUUGCAGUUUAUAAAAACUGCAAUAAUUACCUUGCAGGGUUGAGGGUGAUGGAAGUUGGCACUGAGACCACUUCAAUGGGCUGAAGUGGUCUGAGUGCCUACAGUGCCCCUUAAAUACCUACUUACUGCAUUAUCCUUAUUUGGGCUUGUAUUGUAUGUUUUAAGAAAUAUGUUGUAUGUCUCAUAUUCUCUAUUAUUAAUUUACUAUACUUAUACAUUCCUUGGUAAUGUAGAUAUGGUGCAUUAUUCUGUGUCUUUUUUUUUUAACUUAUCCAUGAUCAACUCAUGUUUGUUUGGGAACCCCACAAUUCCAUUAAAGUAGCACUGUCACCUCAAAGGUAAUCUUGAACAUUUCAUAAAGGUAACGUUUUAUGAAAUGCUUAUAAGGAAUGCAUUGGAAUUUCAUUGAAAGUGCAGUAAAAAUAUAUCUUAAGACAAAGUAGUGACAGAACUUGACAAAGUUUGGAGCCAGGGCCUGAUUAACAUAUUAUUAUUAUUAUUAUUAUUAUUAUUAUUAUUACGAGCCAAAAAUUAUGCAGUUCUGUGCAAUAGGUGGACUAACAGACAAGAAGAUAAGUUGGAUGCACAGGAACAGAGAGUCAUGCUUAAACAAGCUUUACAUAUGGGCUGAUGGAGCUCCAGCUAUAGGCCCAUGUCUAAAGAAGGUUCACUACAUUGAGGAUAUCUGCCAUGCAUAGCCCCAGCUCUUCAUCACAUCACAAAACAGUGGUUCUGUGGUGGCUAGCCCACAGGCACUACAGUAUAGCCCUCACCUCUCCCCAUAUGUGAUCUUUGCUGAGUAGCUAAUUUGUUUCUCAUCUCUCUGCCUACACUACUGUCAAUAGUGCUGGGAGACAGGAAGUGAUAUCACAUGAUCUCACUUCCUCCCAGAACUCUGUGAAAGCAUGGAAGGUAGAUCCUGCACUAGCUGCACCUCUUUUCUUAAUAUCCUUUCCUCUGAAUCAAAGUAAAGGAAAAUAGCAUGAACUUUGAUAAAAACUAUGUUUUGGUGAGAAUGUGGGUGUUUGCAUGAAUCUGUAAGUGUGUGUGUGUGCGCGUGAAUCUGUUAGUGUGCCUAAAUCUGUGAAUAUGAAACUGUUAGUGGCUGUUACUCUGAGUAUGAAUCAGUGUUUGAGUCUGUGUCUUAAUAUGUGUCUGAUUCUGUGGGUCUGUGAGUGUUUGUGAAUCUGUGUCAGUGAAUCUGUGUGAGUUUGUGCAUUUAAAUCAGCGAGUACGUGUGAAUCUGUGUGUAUAAAUCUGUGCUUGUGAAUUUAUGUUGUGAAUCUAUGAUUGUGUGUUAAUAUCUGUGAAUCUGAGUGUGAAUAUCUGUUUCUGAAUCUGUAAAUUUAAAUCUGUAUGUGUGAAUCUAUUUGAACUUGUGUUUGUGUGAAUCUGUGUAUCGGUGUGUAUGUAUUACUGUGUAUCAAUGUAAGUGUAUGUCUGCGUGUCUGUGUGUGCUUGAAUCUUUGUGUAUGUAAAUCUGUUUAUAUCUGUAAGUGUUUGAACCUGUGUGUGUAUAUAUAUAUCUGUCAGUGUCUUUGUAUCUGUGUACAUCAAGCAUGUCAAACAUGCGGCCCACAAUGAAUAUAUUUGCGGUCAUUUGCCCUGGAGCCGCUUUUUGCUGUGGCUGUAACCAGCCACAAGACAUGAAAGAUAUUUCCUGUCUGAUCAUUGUCUUACCUCCCACGGCCACAAGUGGACAGAGUGGCUGACUGUCUGCAAAGCAGGCCAACCACUCCAUUUCCCUCCUGCUUGAUCAGAGAAGAGCAGAGCUGGAACUGGAAUUGGUGGAAGGGCAGCUCGUUUUAAGGUAGAAGAAGAAGGGUUUGGGGGAUUUUCCUGUGUAGUGUGUUAAAUUGUGGAGGGGGGGCAGUUUAUUCAUUUGGGGGGUCGCGGGGGCAGUGUAUUCAUUUGAGGGAGGGAGGGGAGCAGUGUAUUUAAUUGGGGAGGGAGCCACACAUAUCCAAUAAUUUGAGUGUGUUAAUAUGGGGGAGUGAAGGGGCAAUGUAUUAUAUUGGGUGAGGAAGUGGGCAGUGUAUUAGAGUAGUGGGAGGGAUAGUGAAUUAGUUAGGGGGAGGGAGGGGGGCAGUGUGUUAGAGUGGUGAAAGGGGGGCCAGUGUAUUAGAGUAGUGGGAGGGUCUGUUAAAUUGGAGGAGGGGGCAGUGUAUUAGAUUGGGUCUGCAUGGAGGCGCUGAACACUCCCCAUGGAGAUGCUGAUUAACCAUGCAGCUUUUUGCCACACAUGUACAAUAGCCUCCCAAUGCUUUCCUAUAGGAAAGCAUUGGAUUGGCUGAGAUUGUCUAUUGACUGUCUUCCUGAGACCUACCAAAAUCAUUGGCACCAUGCCCACAAACUUCUUAAACUGGUCUUGGUGGAGCUACCACUGUGAGGUUUCGUCACUGCCCACAACCAUCAUUAGUGAUGCCUGUGGGAAUAAGGAAUUAACUAUUUUUUGAGCCCCAAAUUAAGAAAUCAAUAUUUUAAACAUCAAAUUGAACAACUCUGAUAUUUUAGAGGUGACUUCUAAAGAGAACGACACACUUCUGAUUCUCAUGCCUCCCCUGUACUCCCUGAUCCCCAUUUCCUCCCCCAUAAAUAUAAAUCAGAAAGCAAGACCUACUUGAGGUGGAGAAAAUCUUAAUAUGGUUCUUUCUUUCAUGGUGUGGCAUGUAUCUGUACCUCCGUUGGUGGUGUCUGCUGCAGCUCCUACCCAUAUAGGGACCUCUUCCUCCUUGCCACAGCAUUUAGAAGUGGAUCGGCGGGAGGCCAGGUAUGUAUGUGGACCAUGGCAUACUGAAAUGCGGCAGACGCCAUCUUAACUUAGGAUCCACUCAAAAGUAUUGUAUUUUUUUUUUUUUAAACCCCUGCAGUAACAUUCCAUGUAUAAGACAACCCCCAAUUUUAGACAAAAAAAAGUAGAUAAAUAGGUAGUCUUAUACAUAAAGAAAAUACGGUAAUUUGAAAAGCUUAUCCAAUAAUAACUCAAAGACUAUAUUGCUAUAAACCUCUUAUCUUCUUCGUUAACCUUUGUUGGCAAGGCAUGCACAAAAUAGUGCGCACUAAAUUAUAUUGACAGAGUUGCUUCUUCUUCUGGUAGACUGCAGAAUAGAGUUUAGAUACUCCGCCCCUCAGGAACUCCCACAUUGAACAGCUGAUGGCCAUGUUUCAUCAGCAAUAGGUAUUUAAAUGGAACAACAAGCUGCUCAUGUUCACAGGCUCCUGACUUUUUUAUUUUUGUUACCACUAUGGUUAUUGAUUUUUAGGUGUUUAUUUAUAACUUUAGUAGGGAGAGUUGGUUCAGGUAGACACUAGCGGUUAGACCACGGUGUCGAGGUAACUUUUAGGGUGAAUUGAGAGAUUGAUUGAUUUAUUUAUUUUUUGUGUGAGGCUUUUCAUCUGCAUUUAGACCUGAUUACCCGGUCCCUUGUUCUCUGGGGACCCUGUGCCUCUUCUCUCUCCCUAACCUUGUUUACACUACCUUCCUGUCAGUCGGACACUAGGGGAACUGGAGCUUAGAUGCUAGCUAGUACUCCAGACAACUGAUCCCCUGGGCACCGUUUAGUAGAUCUCCCUUUUUUUCAAGUUAUACUUUUUGCUUGCAUAUCCCUUUUUAUCCUUAGAUUGAUCAAAGGUAGGGCCUCCCUUGCUCAUUUCUUAUAUAGUGGAACUUUCCUGAUGUUGGUUUCCCCUUGUGGGACUCUACACAUCACCUACUCCUACUACCUACAUAUUUUAGAGGGUUACCGCCUCAUUGGAGCUCCCUAUUAGGUGGUUACAGUGGUGCAGCUCAUGAGCCCUUGACUUGUAUCCGGACUCCUGACCUGCACUCUGUUUACUUUAUUUCUCCAUUUUGUGUUGCUUCUUAGUAAGUUUAAUCUUGGGAAAUAAUGUAUUAAAAUUACUUAUCAGAAGCAUUGUCAUUGCGCUUAGAGAUACAGUCAUUGAAUAUGAGUACACCCUCUUUAAAUUCUAUGGUUUAAUAUAUCCGGACAUCAUAACAAUCAUCCUUAGAAAUUAAGAGUCUAAGUAGCAGACAGGUGCUGCUAAUCAAAUGCCCUUGAUUACUUGAUCAUCAGCAAGUGUGGCCACCUCUAUAAAAGCUGAAGUUUUAGCGGUUUGCUGUUCUGGAGCAAUCAGGUGUGUGUUAACACAAUGCCAAGGAGAAAGGACAUCAACAAUGAUCUUCGAGAAGCAAUUGUUGCUGCCCAUCAAACUGGAAGUGUUAGAAGGCCAUUUUCAAACAAUACAAUUUAAAGUCCACCAUUUAAAGUUAUUGCAAAGGAAAUAUUAAGUUAAAAUUGGGAUUUUUGCACUAGGCAAAAUCUUACCAGGCUGGCCCCUUGAUUUUCAUAUUUAGAUAAUUCAUAUAAAAGUAAAUUAUUGUAAGACGUUAGUGACCAUAUAAAUAAUCUUUCAUUCUAAAAUGUUCUUAUUAACCUUGUUUUCAACUUGAUUUCUGAUUUGUGCAAACCUGCACUAGUGAAAGUAGAAAAAAAAAGACGAUUCCUUCCACGCAACAAUAAAAGGAAUGCAGUGAUUAUUUUAAAUUAAAUCUAUGUGCGUAAUCCCAAAUGGAAAGUCAGUGAAAUGUAAAAUAUUGAAAUCGGCUGGGUAUUCUGCGUUUUCCUUUAAAGAUUUUUCUUUUUCAAUAAAACAUUUCAAACUCUUUAUUGAAUGUCAAAUAGGAAUCCUUUCUCAAAAGAAGCAGAAGAUUGUGAAUUCUUCGUAAUAGAGUGUAUAGCCAGUUUUUUUGCUUUUUACACUACUGUUCUCUUACAUUCAGACAUGUAUUGCAUCGGUUGCUGAAUGGUAAGAAUGCAGUUUUUGCUUGUGUGAAAGGAUGUAAAAUGGAAUCUUUUGUAAAAAGGAAAUAGUCUCUUACGAAUGAUAUAGCAAAUGUUGAAAGUUAACAGAAAAAAAAAUCACUUUUUUUUUUUUAAAAGAAAAGGUUUGUCAAAAAUUUUCUUUGUACAUUUAAUGUGUGUGUGAUUAUGUAGUAUGAAAUGCAGAGUUGGUAAAAUUUCUUGAAUAUACAGGCAAAAUAUGAAUAAUUCAAAACAAAGUCAUACAUUUCAACACUGCAUUGUGUCUUUUAUGGCUCAGACUGAAGAUACCAUUGUUCUCGCAGUACAGCUGAAAUUGCACAAGAUACACCUCGGAAAAUGCCAAAUGGCCUACUUCUGAGAGCUGUCACAUACCGUAGAAACAAAAAACAUGAGCGGUUUAAUGUGCCCAUCUACACAUUUUCUUUUAAAGAAGCAUACAACAACAUAAAUACAACAAAUAUUUUUGAUGGAACUAUGGCAUAACAGAAACAAGCAUAUGCAAAAAAAAGAUGCGGUUAAUGUAUUGAAUAAAAAAUGUAUGUUAACAAAUAUAUUGCGUGUGUGUGUAUAUAAAAUAUUGUGUUCGUAAAGGCAGAGGUCUGAUUCUUAUGGUAAAUAAUUUUAUUAUAAAUAUUCAGAGUGCACAUCAACAUAUUCAUUGUCUGUUAUUACAUUCAUUGACAUAUACUGCCACUUUAUCUGAACAGCAGUAGUUGAGGACAGAAUUUGGGAAAAGCUUUAAAUAGUUAUGGAACUUACAGUGGGUCCUUUUAUUUGAGUUGUCUGAAAUUGGUAUUUGAGAAAGUACUGAGAAUAAAAGCCGGAUUCCAUAUGAAAAAAAGAAGCCUUAAUCCACAUGGAUAGUAAAAGGAAAAAUUGUAUCUGUAGUUCUUGCUUUUUACAAGGCUCUGGUGAAGUGCUGGACAGGCACAAAACACGUUUGUGCUUUGAUCCAGUGCUCCCCCCAUUUGUUCUAGCCAUUUUGUAAAAAGCAAGAACUAAACGUACCAUUUUUUUUUUUUUUACUGUCCAGACAUUUUUAACUGUAAGGCAUUUUUAUCUACAUGUGAAGUCCAACGUCUGUUUUCAUUGUUUCAAGCAGUGACGGAACCUGCAAAUGCCACUUCCCAAAAGCUGUAGUUUGUGAGAUUUUUGUGUGGUUAACCUAUCUGCAGAUUGGUCGUUAUUUUUGCCAAAGUAUGUGUGGUAGAACCGCUGCCGUUCGUACAUUUCCCCCUUCUUUAUUAUGUGUGUUGUCCUAUGUCCGUUCGGGAGUGCUUCCACGAAGGCAAUCCAUUCACCUUCUGAACGGGGACCACCCCAAUGGCCCAUUUAAAAUACAAGCAAGAUUAGAACAAUUAGAACGUUUGCACCCUGACAUAGUGCCAAAACCGCAAGGGAAGACUUGGCGUGUGUACCCCCUGGGUGGCCGCCCUUCUGUAUAGACUAAUGCCAUCCAGGGGGAGCAUUCGAGAAUUGCUUCCCUGCUUGUUAGUUUCCCGAAAGAGGACCUCCCCAAUGCCCCAUUGGAAUUUUCACACCAAUCAAUUAGAACAUUGAAUGUUCUAGCUAUUCUUCAGAUAUGGAAAUUGUAAGCUAUUUUUUUUUUAUCACAUGAAAGGUAUCUAUAAAGGAAUUCAUUUUAAUGCAAGCAUUGAGGGUUUUGGCAUCAAUUUGGUGUGCAGCAAUCUAACAGUAUGAAAGGCAUCUAUACCUUACUUUCACUAAAAUCUCAAAGGUAAACAAAAAGGGCCAUCUAAAGGAUAAAUAUCUGGUAAUAUCAAAGGUUGCACUCACGGAUUCAUUAAAAAAAUUAACUUUGAUUGAACCUUCCUUAAAAAAUCGACGUUUCAGUCCUACUUGAGGACUUUCAUCAGGAUUAUGAUGAAUCCUGAUGAUUUUCAUAAUCCUGAUGAAAGUCCUCAAGUAGGACUGAAACGUCGAUUUUUUUUUUUUUUUUUAAGGAAGGUUCAAUAAAAGUAAAUUUUUUAAUGAAUCCAUGAGUGCAACCUUUGAUAUUACCAGUUGGAUACUUGGAGCCCUGGGAGUGCACCCGGUUUGGGAAUUGGAGCCUGAGUGCAAGGUACAGUGUUUUUUUUUUUUAUAUAUAUAUAUAUAUAUAUAUAUAUAUAUAUAUAUAUAUAUAUAUAUAUAUAUAUAUAUAUAUAUAUAUUACAUGAUUAAAAUAGUUUUCAUAACAUUAUAUCAUUUUAAAUGUUCACAAAUAUCAAAUCCUUUGGAAAGCUUAUUCAGCAAUAUUAAAGGAACACUUUAGUGUUGGCAAAACAAAUGUAUCCCUAACACUAACAUGUCCCUCUGCUUUUGUGCCCCCGCUACCAUCAUCCAGGAUAUUAUUAAAUAACCCUUUAAAAACUUAUCUGAUUCCAGUACCAAGGUCCCUCGUUGCUGGGUCGGACUUCUUCUCACAUAAUGUCAGUCGAUCAGGGGAACCUAAUGCGUCAUGAGCAACACAGACAUAUUAAACCUUCCCCAUAGGAAAGCUUUCCUUUAAUACUUUCAUAUGGGGAUUUAGAAGACACUGGAUGAGGACCUCCAGUGUUAUUUCUCAGAGUUAAACUGUGUGUAAAUGAAGGGAGCACCUCUAAUGACUGCCUGAGAGACACUUUGAAACUGCAAUGUUUUGCAUUACAUGGCUUUGGGGACAAGGUCACUGCACCCAGACCACUUUAACGAGAUGAAGUGGUCUGGGUGCCUAUAAUGUCCCUUUAAAUCGAGGCUGUACAAAAGCCCUCCAAAUGAUUUAUCUACAGAAGUCACUUCUAAUGUCUUUUAUGUAGAUAAAUCAUUUAGAAAUUUUUCUAACCGUAUUGUAUUAUUUGGAAAGCUUAUUAAAUGGAGACCGUAAUCCCAAAAGCAACAUAAAAAAAUACAAACAGACAAAAUACAAAUGUAUGCAGUGUUACAGUACACUAUAAUAUACCAUACUGUAUCUCACGCAUCAAGAAAAAUAAGAUUUUUCAUAGAUCUCUAGCUUUAAACAUUUAUGUUAGUUUUGAAGGAAUAUUGCUGGAUUAUUAAACACUUUUUUAAAACUUAAAAUACAUUGUUCAAGCUGUUCAUGCUUUUUGAACAAACACUAACAUGGAAUCAUUAUAAUUUUCCAAGGCACAGUCAUAUGAUUUCUUUUUUAUCUUGCAAAAUGUUUCCCCUCUGAGACUACUGAAGACAUAAUAAUAAACACAAUAUGGUAAGCUGUAACAAAGUCAUUUUCUGCAGUCUCUCGAAGUGCCAUUUUGUGAGAAAGAAGGUAAAUUGUGUUCAGGAGUCCAGCUUAACAGGUGAAAAUGUUUAUAGAAUCCAAUCCCCUUGGAGAGGCAUUGUCAUUGCAAAGCAUUUGUGAGAUCAAACAUAUAUUUUUCAGUUAUACAUUUAGUCAACACAUGGCAUCCACAAUUCUCUGGAGCCAUCACAGCAAGCAGAAUUCUCAUCUCGAGAAAAGAAUCUGAAACCUUGUUUAGGGAACUGUAUUAACAGUUUAGCAAAACCGUAGAUUGUCCAUACAUCAGGUAUAUUUUGUACAUUAUCUCAACUUUUAAAAAAUAGCUAAAAAAAUAUAAAGCAUAUCAGAUAUAUUGGGGAUAUUUGUCUUCUUCCUCUUAUUUAUAAACUCUUACUUCCAGAUGAUAUUCAUGAAUUAAGGGACACUAUAGUCACCAGAACAACUACAGCUUAUUGAAUUUGUUCUGGUGAGUUGAAUCAUUCCCUUCAGAGAAAAUGCAGUGUUUACAUUACAGUCUAGUGAUAACUUCACUGGCCACUCCUCAGAUGGCUGUUAGAGAUCCUUCCUGGAUCAUGGCUGCCUAAAAUGCAUCCAAACAUUCAGUAUCUCCUCCCUCUGCAUGCAGACACUGAACUUUCCUCCUAGAGAUUCAUUGAUUAAAUUCAACUCUAUGAGGAGAUGCUGAUUGGCCAGGGCUGUGUUUGAAUCAUGCCCCUGAUCUGCCUCCUUGACAGUCUCAGCCAAUCCUAUGGGGAAGCAUUGUGAUUGGAUCAGGCUACCACUUCUGAUCAUGUCAGCAUACAGUGGGCAGGUCUAAAGGAAACAGGCACAAAGCAUGCAGCUGCAGACUUUAAUAAAAGUAAGAAUUAUUAUAUUUAGGGAGGCAUGAGGGGACCUGGGUGGCUAAAUGGUGGUUUUAACCCUCUAGGGUCAGGAAUACAUAUUUGUGUUCCUGAACCUAUAGGGAUCCUUUAAUCAAUCUAUCUAUAUAGAAUGGUAUAGACUGGUGUCUAUUUGUACCCUCUCACCCAAACAGUAUUCAAGUUUAUGGGUGCAUUAGCAUCCCCCGCUGCUUAAAGUACUCAUUAAUAAUUCCUUUCCUUCAUCCCUUCAUCUUGCCCAAUACAUAUAUACAUAUGUAAAAUAUAAGUCUUGUAUUGACUUUUUUUUUAGCAUUGGAAACCAAUUUUAACUUUGUACUAUUCAAACAUUUCUCCAGCCAUCUGCAAUGAUAUCUGGAGCCAAACCAUACUCCUUCCUACUAGUAAUCUACUAAUCCUUCCCAAACAGCCACAGGCUGCUUUGGAAGUAAACAACAAAGAUUAGAUUAGAUAAACAUGAAAUACAAAUGGACUUUGGGAGUAUAAUAAUUAUCUAGAGAAGAGUUUAAAUGAAGCUCAAUUUAGCCCAUUUAUUACCAUGGUAUUUACUAAACUGACUAAAAUUGUGCAGAAUGGAAAAAGUUAAUUAAAAAUUUUAGGUAAAACUGGAAACAUUCAACAAUUCAAGUAUUUUUACAGUUUAGCUAUUUGGGCAAAAGAUUUGUGAUUUCCUUAUCGGCACUCCCCAGAUCAUACAGUUAGUGUAAUAGAUCCUCUAUUUAAAAUAUAUAAAUAAUUGAGAAUACAAUGUAAAAUAAGGAUUGUCUUGGAAGCAAUAAAAUUUUGUCUUUUUGAUAUUUAUUAUUAUUAUUGUUCACCUUCAGAAAAAGUCAUCAUGUCAGCCUCUCUGUCAUUUUAAGAUGAAGCAGCAUCUGUCUCCAAGUCUCUACUCUGUGUCUUAACAUUUAAAAGUACACCUAUUUAUACCUUAGGUUUCUCCAUUUUAGGGUUACCGUAGUUCAUAUAUGAAAAAGUAACACUUCUUUUACUUUAUUCAUUUUAGGACCUCCCUUAACUUGGCAAAAAUACAAGACCAUAACUAAAGGGUGCAUACGUCAUGGAAAUUUUCCUGACUUAGUUCAAGAUGGCAUCUUAAAGUCUGAACAUCCUUAUCUACUAAGGUUACCACAGUAUAUUACGUACUGAAAGAGUCGUAGUAUAGCCUUAAAGCUUGUUUAUGCAUUAUUGUUAUUGUUAUUCGUCUGGGACAAAAUGGCGUAAACAUAAUAUGCACUGAGGUUAUUGCUUAAAGAAACAGUUAUGAUUAACAAUAUGUUCCAUUUCUAACACCUUGUCAAUUUGCAAUAUCUCUUAAGGACAAAGUACACAGUUAAAGAAAUACAUUUCAUUCUAAAACUUGUAAUGUUUGCAUUUGCCCAUAACAAUAUACACACACACAUGUAUAUAUAUAAUAAUUCAACGUAUAUAUUUAUGUAAUAAUUUUACAUAAUUAGAUCAUUUUAUUAAUUACAAUUUGCGGGACCUGCCUGACAACCCAGGGCGAAAGUCCAGGGAAUUUAAUUUUCUAGCACUAUAUUUAACCCUGUAACUUUCCAAGACACAAUAAAACCAGUACAUGGGGGGGUACUGUUUUACACAUGAGACAUUGCCGAAUACAGAUAUGUGUAUUUUAUUGCAGUAAAAGCAAACAGUAUUAUGACAUUCACAGUUAAAAUGUCACGUAGAACUAAAUAAAAUUAGAAAAUUCGUAUUUUCUCCCAUUUUUAAUAUUUUAUUCAUAUUAAAUUGUUUCAUACCUAAAUAGUUGAUGUUAAAUAAAAGCCAUGUUUCCCCUAAAUACAAUGAUAUAUAAUAAUUGUGGGUGCACAUAAUAUGAAAGAGGUGAAUUACGCCUGAACAGACAUAUAGCGCAAAUUCAAGUUUUUAUUUACGUUUUUGUUUUGAUCACAACGUGUACAUUUGGCUCUGUCCUUAAGGGGUUAAUUACAAUUUGCGGGACUUGCCUGAUAAGCCAGGCAGAAAGUCCAGAGAAUUUAAUUUGCUAGCACUAUAUUUAACCCUGUAACUUUUCAAGACACCAUAAAACUUAUACAUGGGGGUACUGUUUUAUUUGGGAGACUUCGCUAAACACAAAUAUUAGUGUUUCCAAACAGUAAAAUGUAUUACAACAAUAUCAUCAUUGAAAGUGAUAUUUUUUGCAUUUUUCACACACAAACGGCACUUACACUGACUAUAUAACUCUUGUGAUAUAUUUUACUGUUUUGAAACACUAAUAUUUGUGUUCAGUAAAGUCUUCUGAGUAUAACAGUACCCCUCAUGUACAGAUUUUAUGGUGUUUUCAAAAGUUACAGAGUCAAAUAUAAGGCUUGCGUUACAGCUUUUUCCACAUUGAAAUUUGCCAGAUUAGUUACUUUGCCUUUGAGACUAUAUGGUUGCCCAGGAAUGAGAAUUACUCCCAUGAUGGUAUACCCCCAUGAUGGUAUACCAUUUGCAAAAGUAGAUAACCCAAGGUUUUGCAAAUGGGGUAUGACCAGUCUUUUUUUAGUAGCCACUUAGUCACAAACACUGGCCAAAAUUAUCAUUCAAAUUAGUUUUUUGCAUUUUUCACACACAAACAAAUAUUAACGCUAACUUUGGCCACUGUUUGUGACUAAGUGGCUACUAAAAAAGACUGGAUAUACCCCAUUUGCAAUACCUUGGGUUGUCUACAAUUGCAAAUGGUAUGCCAUCAUGGGGGUAAUUCUCAUUCCUGGGCUACCAUAUGGUCUCAAAGGCAACGUGACCCAUCUGGCAAAUUUCAAUGUGAAAAAACUGAACAAUCUAACAUGCUAUAUUUGACCCUGUAACUUCCCAAAACAGCAUAAAACCUUUACAUAGGGGGGUACUGUUUUACAUGUGAGACAUCGCUGUUUCUGUUUUAUUUUGAUGAAAAUGUGUACAUUUGGCUCAGUCCUUAAGGGGUUAAUGGUAAUGGUUGUACUGAUAUCUUAAAACAUUAUCCUUUGUUUGGACUUUACAAACAUCAGGAAAUAAAUAUAUCACUACUGUAAAUAGGAAUGAGUAUGUUGUAUAGAACUCUAUGGUCUUGCUUAUUUCCCAUGUCUUAGCAAAAAAUAAGCAAGGAUCACACAUGUUAAAAUAUACAUAAAAGAACUGUAGCUAUAAAGUAUUUUGCUGUGUAAUCCUGUCUCUUAUAAUGUUAGAGUUUUUGUUUAUCAUCCAUUUCCGAUUUAUGGUAUGCUGUAUUAGAAUUAUGGACAUACUCUAUUUAAUGUAUUCAAUAUUUUUUCCAUUAGCCAUGAGCUGUAGGAAAUUGUUUACUCAACUUUUUUUGUUUGAACAGUGAGCAGAAGAUAUUGUGGUCUCACUUAUGGUGCAUAUUCUGUGACUUGCCAGAAAACCACUUAUCUGAAAGAUGGAUAGAUGGGUAGAUGGAUAGAUAGAUAUACAUAGAUUGAUUGAUACCACUAGUUGAUGUUUAGUGAAUAGAUUCCUUUAUCUAUGUUCUAACAUGACAAGACAUCCCCAAGGCUUAGCACCUGCUCAUACCACUGAAAUUAUAUGUCUCCCAACAGUCCCAGAUAUGAUAGAAGAGACAUGAUUUGGGGUUUCUGUCCUCCAGCCACAAGUUAGAUCUUUGAUGUUCACUUAUGGGGACAACAGGGAAAUGUUCUUUGUAAGUGCAGCAUGAGCACAUCACUAGACUUGCAUGUACUGUGCAAACUGAACCCAGCAUCACGUCAACACGGCUCUGCACAUUGGGUACCUGGAUCACACAGUGUGUCUUGUAUGUCCUCUACUGACCAAAUGCACUCUCGUUUACCUCCCAGUGCUGGGAGCUGUGAUAUUUCAACCUUCCACGUAGUAUGUUGUUUAGACCAGUCUAUUUCCAAAGAUUUCCCAGUACAGUUAAAGCAACGACCACCUGAUACUUACGUAACUAUAUUUCCCUUUAAAAACAAAAUCAGUCCUGAACAGCGCUAGUUCUGUUAGUUUUCAUUGUAUCACCUGUGGUGUUAGAUGAUCUGUUGAUUUUCACUGUGUUGAUUGAACCGUGCUAGUUUAGCAUUAACGUUCACAUGAUGCCAGAGAAAACACAGCUUCGAAAUUUCCCACAAUUAAAACCUUUUUUUAGGUUUUGGAAGCAAAAUGUUGAUUUUUUUUUCUGCUUUGCACUUGCAAAAGGAAAACUUUUUUUUUUUUUCAGUUGAGUGCUCAUAGUUACACUGGAGUCUUUUGAAGAAAUUGAGAAAAUAACUAUCGAGCCAUCUGUUAAUUCACUACAAUGAUCUGUGGAGAAUUAAAACCAAAUUUGCAAAUGUUAGGCCAAAGUAGGUGUGAACAUAGACUAUUUUUUUGGCCUACAUUUUUUUCCAAUGUACAAAAGUUGAUUUAAUGUUGUUGGAUAAGCUUUCCAAAUGAUUUCAUAUAUUUAGGAUAAACUUUUUUUUUUUUUUAAAUUUUCAACAUAUUGAAAUAUAAAAAAUACAUCAAAUAUAAAAGAAAAUGUAUUAAUAUAAAAAGUAUCAAAAUAUUAAAUAAUUUAAAUAUUUUUCAUAAUGUGAAAUCAUUUGGAAUGCUUAUUCUACAUUAUUACACAAAAUCGAGGGGAUUAUAAAAAAUUUGCAGAUUUUUGUGCAAAGUAUAUUAAUUGGAAAAUGUGCAAUACCCUUCUCCUCAAUUUUUAGUUUAGUAAAUAUCCCAUGUUGGAUAUGUUGAUAUUUUACAAGGUAUUUUUUUUCCUUGUUAUUUUUCUGCAGUGUGAAUUAAUAGUAAUCUGUACAAAUUUAGUAUUAAAUGCAUUUUUUGAAUGGUUUUAUUUUUUUAUAUUGAAUUAUACCAUGCCUUUUUCUUUAAGUGCAAUAAUGACAUCUAAGUAUUAAAAAAAAAAAAGGCAGACAUCCAAGUCGAGACAUGAAGGAUGUUGCACUUGUAAAAUGUCUAUUCUGUUUUCUUUCUAAAAUAUCUUUUGGCCUAUAUCCUCUGGCUGUGGUUUUAUAGGAUCGUGUUUAAUCUUUUUCUUCUCUUCUCUUUAUCUUUAAGCCCAACCCCGGCGCUUGCCUCAGCCAGAAACUUCAGCACUGACACAGAGCAAGGAAGAAACUGGCAGGAUACAAAAUGGUCAUGUAGGUCUGACUAGCAGCAAUGGAAUUCACAAUGGGGUCAAACAUGCUGUUGCAGAUCACAGAAAGUUAUCCGCUCCUGUUUCUCAAAAAAUGCACAGGAAAAUUCAGUCCAGUUUAUCUGUGAACAGCGAUGGCAGCAAACACAGCAAAAUGAGUUCAGCCUAUCCUCAGAAACCAACCUCUUCACCCGAAGGUAAGCUGAUUAAUUCCAUAUUAAUUACUCUAUGCAGAUACUUUACAAGAGCACAUUUUUCAGAAGUUAUAUUUUUGUGAAUUAAACAUAUGUGGGGUUUUUUUGCAUUGGCAAAAUGUUACAAAACUGUGCUUUAUGUUACUUUUUCCUGUCUGUUAUUUAAUAUGUUAUUUGUUUAUGUUCUUCCCUCAACUCUUCCUUCCUGACAUCUAUCCCCUUGCAGCGAGAGGGAAUGAUGUCAGAGGAGGAGGAUCGGGCUGCCAGGACAACUCGUUCUCAUAUUAUAUGUAUGUGGUGGCCAAGUGUGCUGUGUGUAAUUCCUGAGUGUUAUAUGCAUGUGGGUGUGUAAUGGUUGAAUGUUUUGUGUGUGAUUCCUGAGUGUAAUAUGUAUGUUUGUGAUGGAUGUGUGGUCUGUGUGAGAUAUUGGUGAGGUGGCUUUGUUUGUAUGUUGCAACUCCACCCUCACCAUUUCAUUUUGCAUUUCUGAAAUAAAUGUAAAAUGUUUUUUGUGCUCCCCUCCUGCUUACCUUUUUUGCAGGGGGAAGCUAGGAUCCCUGGUUAUCCAGCAGAAAUUCUAAAUCUUAGGUUGUCCAUGGGUUUCUUAAUUCCUGGUGGUCCAGUGGGGUAUAUAAUUUACCUAUCCCUUCCAUUCAAAUUACUUUCCAUUCAUAGCAUCCCCCCUACCCCUGCCACUCAUAGUCCCCGCUACCCCUUCCAUUCAUAGUUCCCCCCUAAGCCUUCUAUUCAUAGUUUUGCCCUACCCCUUCCAUUCAUAAUUCUCCCCCCUACCCAUUCAAUUCAUAUCUCUCCCCCUACCCCUUCCAUUGAUAGUUCUCCCUCCUACCCAUUCAAUUCAUAGCUCUCUCCCCCCCUACCUCUUUCAUUCAUAGUACUCCCCCCACCCUUUCCAUUCAUUUUAAUCCCCCACACCAUUUCUAUUUAUAUUAGUCCCAUCCACCCCACCCAUUCAUAUUAGUCCCCCCUACCCCUUCUAUUCAUAGUACCCCCACCCCAUCCAUUCAUAGUACCCCCCACCCCUUCCAUUCAUAGUACUCCCCCUAUCCCUUCCAUUCCUAGUACCCCACCCCACCCUUUCUAUUCAUAUUACUCCCCCGAACCCUUCCAUUCAUUUUACUCCCACCCACCCUUUCUAUUCAUAUUAGUCCCCUUCACCCCUUCCAUUCAUAGUACUCCCCCUACCCCUUCCAUUCAUAUUACUCCCCCACCCUUCCAUUCAUAUUACUCCUCCCCCUAACCAUUCCAUUCAUAUUACUCCCUCCCACCCCUUCCAUUCAUGUUACUCUCCCAACCCUUCCAUUCAUAUUACUCCUCCCCCUAACCAUACUAUUCAUAUUACUCCCUCCCACCCUUCCAUUCAUAUUACUACCCCCUACCCUUCCAUUCAUAUUACUCCUCCCCCUAACCAUUCCAUUCAUAUUACUCACUCCCUCCCACCCCUUCCAUUCAUAUUACUACCCCCUUCCUCUUCCAUUCAUAUUACUCCCUCCUACCCUUUCCAUUCAUAUUACUCUCCCCUUAACCAUUCCAUUCAAAUUACUCCCUCCACCCUUUCCAUUCAUAUUACUUCUCCUCUAGCUCUUACAUGCCCCCACCUCUUCAAAUUUAAAUCCCUCCUCUAACCCUUUCUUCAUUCCAACUGCUUUUUUUCAGAGCCGGCGACUGACAUGAUGGUAAUGCCGGCUCUGCUCUGCCCUGCCCCCUUCUGUUGCCCCCCCUCCCUGCUGUUAUAGCUGACAUAGCAGGAGAGGGGGGGCCUGUCAAUCUCUGGUGGUGAGUCACACUGAGAGCCAGGUAGUCAAGUGACACCUGGUGCUCCUACGCAGAGCCGGAGGGGGAGGUGCUCCCCCUCCUAAUGUACAGUGCAUGCAGUUCCCUUAUGGAGCCGCACGCUGCCUUGGGGAACCAGGAGCACAGGUCGAAGGGGGUGCAAAAAUCACUUGUCAUUUUGACAAGUGAUUUUUGCUCCCCCACCCCUCGGCCUGUGCCAACGGCAGGUGCCAAUUUCGCCACCCCCACAGUACGUCCCUGCCAUCACAUGCACCUAUAUUUCUCAGAUUUUUGACCUCAUGGCAUUACCAACCUGCUGCAUUAACCCCCCAAAUCCCUCCCUCCCCCCGCCUCAAAAUCUUUUGUUGUCCUUAGCAUUCACUCGUGCUCUCAGAAUGUAUACUAUAUUCAGUGGCAUCGCUCUCUGUUUAUAGCAGAUUAAUCCUAUCCUCAAAAGUCCUCAACUCAACUUCACUUCAUAUAUUACCUACCUUUUCAUUUGAACAGAGAGAUGUAAAGUUUUGGUACGUCAGCAUCUAUUCCUGCAACAUGUCACCUGUACAUCCUGACACAGCCAUGCACACAUUCAUGUUAAAGGUCAUUACAAAUGUUCCCUUUAAAAAAGACCAACAAAUCUCUCUAAUCCUCAAAGGAUAGCACUUAGAGAGCAUAAUAAUCGAUUGCUAGACCAGUGAGCGAGAAAUGGGAAAAUAAAAACAAUGUGUUAAAACUUUUAGUAAGACACUAAUAUACAAUUAUCUGUUUGUGUAACAAGAUGUAGAAUACUUAUAAAACAUGCGUAUGUGAUAUUCCCUCUAUUUUAGUGCCUUAGUCUUACACCCAGGAAAUAAAGGUCUAGUAGCUGAUUUAGAGUGUGAUGAGGUCAUGUGUCAACACAUUACAUAAUAAAACAUGCUGUCAUUUUAACUAUGCUAAUGGAAACCAGUGGAUUAGAUUGCCAACACUAAGGGUUAAAUAGCAAAGUAGAUAUCUGAGAGCAUAGUUGAUUUGUUUGGCAGAGAACAGUGGGCACAGCGAAUGAAGAUUCUAUUAUCCAUGAAAAAGUAUCUAAGUAAAACCUCCAUAUGCUAUUAUGAAAAUUUAUGAUGUCCAAAAACUUUCAUCCUUUUCUAUCUUGCUACACAUGAAUGUGUUCUGAAUCCACACUGGCUUCAAAAAUGAAAAUCGCUUUUUAUAAGCUUUCUCGAUUUCUAAGUCCUUUGUUCAUCACUGGCAUAGUUCCAUAACUAGUUAAGGUAUUGUUGACAAAUGUGACAAAAAUUAUCUUAAUACUCAUUUAACUGUGGCUACUUUUGCUAAUCCCUGUUUAAUCAAUUCCUCAUAGGUUUCAAGCUUUUGUAGGCAGUCAUCUGAUAAUAGCAAAUUAAUAUCAUCCAAAGAGAAAUAAGAGAAUGCCGUGAAUUGGCAAAAACUCAUAUAGCCUUCCCUUAAGUUACUUCCCUGCUCAUAUCUCAAACAAGUGUUAGCUAAUGUAUGCAAUUACCAAUGGAUGCUUUAUUAUUCACAUAUGUUAUGUUAUUAUUUAUAUAGCGCCAACAAAUUCCACUGCGCUUUACAGUGGGUGGACGAACAAACAUGUAGUUAUAACCAGUCAAGUUGGACUCACAGGAAGGAGGGGUUGAGGGCCCUGCUCAAUGAGCUUACAUGCUAGAGGGAGUGGGAUAAAGUGACACAAAAGGUAACAUCUCUGACUGAUCUCUCCAACAAGGGCAGUCCAAUACUAAAAAGCAAGGCACAAGCGAUUCAGAUAAUUGUUUUAUCGUUUAUCAGUACAUUGCUACCCAGUGGCAUACAUACCGGGGGGCCUCUCUCUCGCGCGCCCACCAACCUGCCCGCCCGGUGACCGGCCGCCCAGCAACACUACUGGACCCCAGGGAAUCCCCUCAGCUCUCCCAAAGGUAGGGAGGCUGGGGGAUUAAAUUUUUAAACUAACGUGUGUGUGUGUGUCUGUGUGUGUUAGUGUUCGAGUGUGUGUUCGAGUGUGUUAGUGUGUGUGUGUUAGUGAGUGUGUGUGUGUUAGUGUUAGAGUGUGUGUUAGUGUGUGUGUGUGUGUUAGUGUGUGUGUGUUAGUCUGUUUGGUGUCUGUUAGUGAGUGUGUGUUUUGUAAGUGAGUGUGUAUGUAUGUCUGUCACUGAGUGUGUGUCUGUCUGUAAAUGUGUGUGUUAGCUAGUGUGUAUGCGUCUGUUCAUGAGAGUGUGUGUGUGUGUGUGUGUGUGUGUGCCUGUUAGCUAGUCUGAGCAUUGCUUUAUAGCGUGAUAUGAUCCUAUAUUUUGGAUCCUUAUGUUAUGUGAUAUUCUUAUAGAGUGUACCCACUUAAUAAAGAUUGUUUUAUUAUUAUUGAUGGUUGUGCUCCUUACUCUAUUGUUAUUUACAUGUAUUUGGGCUUUUGGGGAUAAAGCCUUAUGUGAGUGAGCACCCCAUAUCGUAUCUUCAUAGAGCUCCACUUGGGAGCUUGCGUAUAUUUCAUAUUGAGUGUACCUACCUUAUUUAAUUAUUAACCCCUUAAGGACACAACUUCUGGAAUAAAAGGAAAUAUUCCGUCAUGUGUCCUUAAGGGGUUAAUUAGCUAGUGUGUACGCGUCUGUUCGUGAGAGUGUGUGUGUGUCUUCAGCACUUACCUUUCUCCUGCGCCGGACUCCUUGGCGCUUAGGAUCCCUCUGCCCAAUCCGCCUCUCAGCUCCGAAUGUGCUCGCAUUCAAACCGCCCAUAGGAAAGCAUUACUCAAUGCUUUCCUAUGGACGUUCAUCGUCUUCUCACUGUGAUUUUCACAGUGAGAAUCGCGGAAGCUCCUCUAGCGGCUGUCAAUGAGACAGCCACUAGAGGCUGGAUUAACCCUGAAACUGCUAUGUUUUCAGCUGCAGGGUUAAAACUAGAGGGACCUGGUACUAAGACCACUUCAUAGAGCUGAUGUGAUCUGGGUGUCUGUAAUGUUCCUUUAAGUGUACGUGUAUCUGCACUGGCGUACAUACCACGGUUGCAGGGGUCGCAGCCUUGCAACCCCUGCGACCAGGUGCCCGCUGACAGGUGUUGCGGCCCCAGCCUGCACAGAGUAAGCGCGGGGGUGGGGGGGCCCACGGAUACGUUUUCGCACCCUGGCCCCAUGGGUUGUGUGUACGCCACUGUUGUCACCUGUACUCCUCUCUAGUCUUAUAGAAAUAAGUUAAAACAGGACAUUGAGAAUAAACACAUACUGUGUUGGCUUUCCUUUCAGUUACACCCACAAAUGUUUCAAUCAAAUGUUUUGUCCCUUGUGCCAUUACAUGCUUAACCUGUGCUAUAUGUAUAUCGUAUCUGAUUGACUCCAGUGAAAAUGUUAAAAUAUCUGGUGUAUUUUCCCCUUUGAAUAAAAGAUAUGAACACCAAAAUGAUUGCUUUUGCCUUUUGGGCCUUGUAAGUGACUUAUAGCCAAUUUGUAAAUGGAAUUUGACAAAUGGAAACACAUUGGAUACAGAUUUUAGGAACCCUGUCCACACGUUUGAUGAAACCGGAGAUUCAGAUAAGGGAUAUAGAAGAAAAAGGUCUAGGGGGAGGCAAGAGAAAGUGUUUAUUACAUUGCAGAUAUCAUGGUAAUUGAUAUUGAGGCUGGCUGGGUGAUGUAUGAAAUAAAAUAUUUAAUUUUGUUUGUGAAGAUAUUGGGGAUUUGUGGAUGAUUCUUAUAAGUGAGAGAGAGAAUAUGGCUAGAGAGGUGGAGAGCCUCAAAGGGUUUUUGCAAUUCAUAAUUUAGUCAUUAACUUUUUCUUCUGUCUGGGAUGUGCAGGGUGAAACAAAUAAAAGAGAGAAAUUAUGGUUGAGGAAAAUAAGAUUGUAGCUGAGAUAGUUGCAUGUUAGAAUAGCUGUUAAAAAAGGUUUCAAUGUUAUAUGUGGCUUAUGUUGUGAGAAAGAUACAGCCGGAUACCAAAGGUAAAGAUUAGUGCAGAGAUUGUGGAGACUAUUUCCUAGUGACAGACAGAGUUAUAGUAAUGGGGAAUCGGCUUUUAGAAACAAUAUGUCACUACACAGGAAGGAGCUUAAUGGUGGUAUCAGUCCCACGUUGGAGGACAAUGCACAGUCAUGAGAUCAAAUGUAUUUAGAAUAAAUAGGAAUCAGUAGCUUACUCCCUUCACUAAUCAAACAUUUCCAUUCAUAGUAAACCUUAUGAUCUUUACAAUAUGAUUGUCUUGUUUCAAGUCUCACGUCAUCAAGCCUAGAGUUCCAGUGAGAAAGUCAUGCAUCCAUACAUAUUUUCCUUUAACUUAACAGAGCCUAAUACUCUGUUUAGUGUCACUUUCCACCAGGAAGGCUGAAAAGAAGACAUUUACCCCAACUUCCUGUACAUACGCAACGCAUUUUGUAUUAACACGUUAUGCUUUAUGACUGGAAGUUUUGUUUUUCUUUACUCAUCUUACAUAUUAAUAGAUAUAAAAGCUGCAUCUGUAAAAUUGAAUAAGUUGGCUAAUGGUUUUUUAAAUGUAUCCUGUAUAAAUUACUUUAUAGAAGCAUUUAAAAUAAUUAUAUAGUUAUUAGUUUCUACUUUUACUAUGUGUGUAGGUAUUACUGCUAUUUACUGCAGUUUUAUUAUUCCUAUUUAAAAAUAAUAAUAAUAAUAAAAAAAAAAAUAUAUAUAUAUAUAUAUAAAAUCUAUAUUACCAGAUUACCAGCACGUAGAUAGAUAGAUAAAUAGACACAUAAUUAGAUGGGUAGAGAUACAUAAAUAUAUACUGCUUAUGGCGGAAAGCUGUAUGCUAUAUUAUGUUUUAUUCUUACUUUGCUUUUUUCUUUAUAUCUCUGUAUCAUCAUUUUAGUUCACCUUCUUUCUUGUUUGUAUUAGACUGCUGUGCUUCUUUGAUUCUGGCCUGUCUCUUCUGUCAGUGCACUGAGUUCAUCCUUGGCCCACAUCAGGUUUGCUCCCCCUGCCUGCAUGAGGCCUGUAACACCUGCUGUGGCUACUGCUCCUGUGUCUGUGUGGGCCUUGAGGAAACUCCUGCUGAGGACCUCAACUUCCACUUUGAUUGUGACUUUGCCCUUUUUGAUUCUUGCUGUGAGACAGCUGAGUGCCUGGAGAUCUGUUUUGAGUGUUCUGAACUCUGUGAAUAUAGCUAGCUUAAAAAAAGGACGACCAAGGUCAAUGUUAAGUAAGUGAGUUUAUUUACUGUUACACUGACUGCGAGACUUACAUGGAUGGAAACAUCUAACCAAAAAUUAAAUAUUAAUUUCUAUUCCCUUCCCAGAACUUCACAAACUAAUUGUAAGCUUAAACACUGUAGCAUGAUUCUUGUCGUAAAACCUAACACAGUGACUAAAGUGCAUGAAUUAUGUUUUAACUGUAUAAUUCUGAUGGGCACACAUUAUCUUGUAUUCAUUGUAUAAGUUUAAUAAUACCUAGCCAAUAUGUAGAAUGCUCGUAAUCAAUUAUCCCACCCCCCCUCCAAAACAAAUUACUUAUUAAAUCAUAUUUACAUAAACUCAGCAUUGAAAUUGUACACUAUAUAAACAUUGCUGUCCUAGAAUAUAUAUUUGUAUUGUUUAUAGAAAAAUGCUUAACCUUACUUAGAAUUAUGACCUAUGCAUGUAUUUGAAUUCUUUAACUGCAGUUGAGUUAAAGGUAAACUUAAUUUUGUUUUCAUUACAAAAAGUUAGAAAUAAAAGCAGAUUUCUAUUAAUAAAUAGGAAAAUUACAAAAGAUCAGAACUUAAAAACUAUAGGAAAUUAUCUAUAAAUAAGCCAUAUAAAUACAAUAAAAAUUAAAAAAUUAAGAGGAUUAUGUACUAAGUCAUUAUUACUUGUUCUUCUACAAGAGGGAAUGCAGUAAUCCAGAUCCUGCAAACUGUACAAAGCUUAGAUUUGCCAAGAACUAAUAAUAUUUUAUUUUAUGCAGAGGUAACAUUGUACAGAGCUGCCCAUUGUUUUUGGCAACCUUCAUUUAAACAUAAUUUAAUACAGAAAAUAAAUUAACAAAAAGAGGUUGAAGAAUGACACAUCCAACAGGAUAUGAGUCACAUCCAUUAUGCAAAUUGGUGGAAAAAACAGAGUGUAAGGUGUGUUUAAGCAAUAAGUAAUCAAAUAUCGUCACUUAAUAUUGAAACGUGCAAGUAAACGAACAUUAUAUGGGCAUAACAAAAUAAUCUAGCAAAAUGUUGUUGACUCAUCACAAUUAGUAAAAGAGAAGAAAUGAGCAUUGAGGAUGGGCUAAACCAAGCUAAGGUGGACAGAGAAGGUCAAUGGAAGGCCUUGUGGAGCAGGGGGGAGGUUAGGAGGCAAGACCGAAAAAGGUAAAAUAAAAGCAACAUCAAGGGAGAUAUAGUCUUCUCCAAAAGCCCCCCAUCUAUUCCGAUGCAACUCAAACAAAAUUGGGCUUAGCCAUGAAAAGGCUGCCACCCACCUCUGGAAUGGUAUGUAAAGGUGAAGAUUAAGCCUUGUUUCCCUACACCAUAGAAGCUGAGAACCACCAUCUCAUUCUCAAACAAAGUUUGUAUUGUUUAUAUUCAAACUGUAAGAUGUUCUGUCACUGAUUGGUAGCUAAAAUACUUAAAACCUUGGAAUACUGGGGAGUGUUGAAUGUUUUUCUCAUAUGGAUUAUUGCUAUACUUUUUUGUAUCUCUGAGUACCUUAAUUUAUGUGUUUUUCCUUAAAGAGCUACUCGAAACAAAAAAGUGUUUUAGGAAAACACUGUUUUUGAUUAGAGUAACCCUUCCUUGUACCCACCCUAAAAAAAAGAAAUAUAGAUAACCGCACCUUCCUCUCCAGAGUCAAUGCUACGUUCUCCGUUAGCCUUAUCCUCUUCUGAUUAUAUCAUUCCACCACGUUGGAGCAGUAAGGGAUGUAGGGAGAAGGACAGGCUUGUUCCAGGCCGGCUAAUGACACAACAAUGAUGCCACUGGUACACCUUCAGCAGAAAAGGGUUUAAACUCUGCAUGUGCAAUAUUUCAUAGAGAAACAGUGCACAUACAGACUCCAGGCACCAUGAACACUUUAAUUCUGUGAAGGGUGCUUAGAGUAACCCUUUAAUGUUGCUAUUGGUUUUGGCAGCUUUCGAGGUAAUCUGUAUUCCCAUCCGUUCAUGAUGUCGAAGUCACAACUGGUUUGAUCCUCUGGAGAUUUAUUCCAAGACAUAUUGGAUUUUACAUUGUGCUAGUUGAGGCUAAUGGUAUUGUAGUUUCACUCUUGUUUUUUUUUUUUUUUAUCUUUUUUGUCUCUUUUUAGAAUCAUUUGAAGUUGUACUAAACAGUCAGUGUGGUUGACAUGCUUGCCAACUACAGCUAUUAUCAAAGUCUAUCAAUCCUUUCUCUACUGAUUUUUUGCAGAAAAUUAAAAUAUAUCCAUCACAGCCUGUUUUUUAAUAUAUCAGUAUACAUAGCUAGGAUAUAAUUUUAUGGCAAGAUGCAAUUUAUAAUUUGCUAUUCAACGAUACCUAAAAAUUAAAGUUAAAGGGACACUGUAGGCACCAAAAUAACAUUUUCUUAAUGUAGUCACACUGCUCAAUUCUCUGCCAUUGAAAAGUUAUAUCACCUUUUUUCUGUUCAUGCAAACCUAGCCACACCUACCCUGCAAGAAAUAAAAUCAGAUGUUUACUUACUUUACAAAUUUUAUCUCCUGCACUGUAAAUUGAACUUCAGUCACAUACAAGAGGCUCCUGCAAAGUCAUGGCUAUUAACAGUGCAGAAGAUAAGAUAUUCUAAAUUAAACAGACUGUGCAAUAAAGGAAGUCUAAAUGUUAGAUAUCACUGUACAGAAAAGUAAGUGUUUACAUUGCACUGUAGGGACACCUCCAGUAUCAGUCAUUAAGACGGCCACUUCAAGUGCUUCCUGGGUCCCUCUGCAUGGAGAUGCUGAACUUUCCCCAGUGAGAUGCAUUGAUUUAUCUCAAAGUUGAGAUGCUGAUUGGUCAGUGUGGCAUUUAGAUCCACCCCCGCCCCAAGUCCUUGGCUGAGAUAAUCAGAGUUGAUGAUCUCAUCCAAUCCAAUGCUUUGGAUUGGCUGAGAUCAUCAAUUAUGAUAAUGUUAGACAAGGAGGCUGAUCAGGUAUGAAGCAGGAAUAAAGGUGAGUUUUACAACUUUUUUAAGGGGGAGCCAGGGCACUAAAUGUUUUUUUACCACUACAAGGUCAGGAAUGCAUGUUUGUGUUCCUGAGCCUAUAGUGUUCCUUUAACCCCUUAAGGACACAACUUCAGAAAUAAAAGUGAAUCAUGACAGAAUAUUUCCAUCAUGUGUCCUUAACGCGUUAAUAGUAUAGUUUUCGCUGUACCUUAUUCUUCAAUUCUAAUCUCUUGACACUCUAGUGGAGGGGAAAAUAUACUUCUGAUGAUAGUUUAGUUUUUUUGCUCCCUUGCUGUCCCUAUGUAACCUAAGUCAGUAUUGUUAUUAUUACAGAUCCAUAUUCCAAGCAAAAUAUGGAAAACUUAAAACAUUCCAGAUAGCAUUGAGUUACAAACUGUUCAUUCGGUCAGCUUUGAAAUGUUUGCACAAAUAAAAUGCAAGGAAAUUGGCCCAUUCUCUUUCAUAACUGGCUAGUACUGAUCCAUUAACAAGUAACAAAGUGGCCUAUUCAUUAAACAUUGUUUGCGAGCUGGCAAUAGGCUUUGGCAACUUAAGAUCAAAAUGAAAAGAUCUUCAAUUAACUAUACAUAAGAAUUUGCCAGCUAAUUUCCUAAAUAUUACAGAAUUUUGGAUGGGUGUGCCCUUGCCACAUCAGUUCCUCUUGUUUCUACAUGCUAAAAAUGGGAUUCAGGAGCAAAAGAAGCAGGGUAAGCAUUAUAAGGUUAUAUAAACGGAUAGCUUUAAAAAAAAAUAAAAAAAUAAAUAGUUUUCUGUGAUUUUAAUGUUGGUACAGCAUUAUAUACCUUUUCUCCUUGGAGAGCUAAUCAACAGACACCUACUUUCUUUUUAACUUAUCUUGAAAAAAAUAUUUCUAUGAUAGUGGAAUGGCCUAGCGAGAACAUCUGUUGAGAUAUUUGGAAUAUAUCCUGUUGUUAGAAUUAGACUUUGGUCUGGACUACCCAAUAUAUAUGGCUCUAGACUGCAAGAUGUUAGUCUUCUAUUAUUGAUGAGUGCUUGUACCUCCUUCUGUUGGGUGAGAAUGCUCUCCUGAGACUUUCAGUGCUCUCUACCAUUGCUGAUCCAUUGUCUUUAGAGAAUAGGCAAUAUUGGAAGUGAAGCAUUUGUGAUAAAUAUCAUUUUUACUUCUCUUGCAGUUAGUGCAGCAUAGGGCAAGUAGUUCUUGGAUUAUUCUGUUAAGUCAUGUGGCUUAUAAUUAUAGUUAUGGAAUAUAUAUGGCUAGUGUAUUUGGCCUGUGGAAGAGUGAGGCCGGCUGACAUAGGCUAUGGUCAACAGCCUCAUACACACACAUGAACAAUUCAUGCCUCUUUGUACUAAUUUUAUAUUUUUCUCAAGGAGCUGAUACUGAUGUUCAGUCCCAAACUAUGACGACUAUAUUCUUCUGUCAAAAACAUUUUGUGAGGUUUAAUGUUUUACCUAAUGAUUGAUUCUACUUUCUUUAAGAAGACUUCCACAGUAAGUGCUAUCAGUAAACAUACUUCUAGCAACAUUAUUUGUAGUUUUAAACUUAGCCAUAGAAUCUUAAAAAAGAUAUGUGGCAUUAAAACAAAAUAUUUUGUAGCAAUGUGUCUAGCACAACAUCUAUAUUAAACCGAAUUCAGUAGAAACUGAAAUCUUUCAAUUUUUACAUGGCAGGUGCAUUUGUACAUAUGAUUGGCACAUUUGUAAACAACAUAUGCUGUUCCUGUACCUGAGCUGAGGUGCCGUGCUGUGAAUAUGAUCUUCUGCCUGAGUACUGGAUUCAGAGAAACUCUGUUUUCUGGGCUUAAGUGGCUGCUGAAUUACUCACUGUGGUGUGUUUCUGCCAGUGGGAUCUCCAGCAUUGCAGUAAAUGCAAAUUGGUACUCUUUCUGUGUUCAACUCUCGAACAACUGCUGGAGAUCCAGUAAUAUUCAGCGACGAUCUUUCUGUGUUCAGUGUUUUGCAGCUCUGUGCAUGUUGGGUAAUUGGGAGAGGACAAUGUGUCAGUUCUCGCCAAUAUAGAAAGGGGGUGAAUUUGUGACACCUCUGUAGUAUAUAUUACAAUAGAAUGAUAUAUGUCAAACUGCUACUUAUACAAAAACUUUAUUUUAUCAUGUUUACCUUUAUUAUACUGUUAUGUUAUACACAUUUAUAUUUUAAUGAAUUUAUUGCCCUGAAAAUGCACUACCAACAUGAAUAUAUAUAUACUGGUGGUCAUUUUCUUUUUUUGCAAAAAAAAAAAAUGGAAAUGAAGAGAUUAACAGAAUAUAACAGAAUUUUCCCAAUCAAAGUCAAAACCAAGAGUCCUUCAUGGCAGUUAACAGUAGUGUUCUUAAAGCUUGUUUUGGCUCUGUCGGAAUGCAGUUUGACAGUUCUGACUCAAAAUCAAUCUUUGUCAUGAAUCGUUGUGACUUAGUUGGUGUCUGAACUGGCAUGGAGCACUUCCAGUACCCGAGUUGCAAUGCUUUAUCUUACAGGCAGAUCAGUCAAUGUCUAAAUAUGACAGAUCUACCUGUGCUCAUUAAGUAGAUUCUGACAAUCUGCACUGUUGGAAGUUGUAGAACACGGAUUUCCAGCCUGUUCUAAACUAGUAAUACUAGUAAGAGAUUUGUCAGGCCAAGUACUCAUAACAUCAAGCUUUUAUUCAUUAAGUAGCCUGUGUUUCAACAUUUCCUAUCAAAUGUAAUUAAUUUAAAAUUCCACUGGUGCUGAAUUACUUCCUUAUCAAUUGAAUAGAACCCCAUGUGGUACACUUAUCACAGAUGGAGAAACUGUGUCAAAGAAGUCCAGUGUUGAAAUCCUCCCAGGAUGCACUGCCUCAUUUGCUUAUAUUAGUUUGAUACAAAUCUCAGGCUUCGACUGCAAAACUUACCAUUUCUAGAACAGGUGUUUUGCUGUCUCUCUACAUUUCUCUUUAAACAGCUGUUUAGAAAACAGGCAUUCCAAAUGCUACUUUUACCUGACCCCAGUGCAGAAAUAACCCAAACAGUAAGAACUUCCUGCAAUGUCUUUGAUAUUAAUUAAAAAGUGGUUCUAGGUAAUUCUGCUAUGUCAACCAAUAUGGACCCAUACUUUACAGACAACCAGCAUCAAGAAGACUGUAAAGGUCAAUUUAAAAUACCUUAGCCCAACUUUUGUUGAAGUUGAAUUAAAUUGCUCCUCCCAAACAUUCACUUCUUAAAGGAACACUAUGGUCACCAGAACAACUACAGUUUAUUGAAUUUGUUCUGGUGAGUAGAAUCAUUACCCUCAGGCUUUUUGCUGUAAACACGGUCUUUUCAGAGAAAAAGCAGUGUUUACAUUACAGCCUAGUGAUAACUUCACUGGCCACUCCUGAGAUAGCUGUUAGAGAUCCUUCCUGGGUUAUGGCUGCCUAAAAUGCAUCCAUUCAGUAUCUCCUCCCUCUGCAUGCUGACACCGAACUUUCCUCAUAGAGAUUCAUUGAUUCAAUUCAUCUCUAUGAGGAGAUGCUGAUUGGCCAGGGCUGUGUUUGAAUCAUGCUGGCUCUGCCCCUGAUCUGCCUCUUUGUCAGUCUCAGCCAAUCCUAUGGGGAAGCACUGUGAUUGGAUCAGGCCACCACUUCUUACGAUGUCAGCAGACUGCUUGUUUUUCUGAGGCAAACAGCAUGCAGAGUUACAGCUUCUACUUGAAUACAAGUAAGAUUUUUACUAUAUUUAUGGAGGCAUGAGGGGCCCAGGGGGGCUAGAUGGUGGGUCAGGAAUACAUGUUUAUGUUCCUGACCCUGUAGUGAUCCUUUAAAUGGAUUUUCUCUUAAAGGGAUGUGGUUAAACGUGUGUACUUUAUGUACUUUAAAAGUACCAAGUAUUUUUUUUCCGCUCAUAUUAAUUUAUUGUUACAUUGUUAUUUGCAAAAUGAAUUCGUAAAUAAAGAAUUCAAAAAGGGUUGUGGUUAAAAUAAUUUCUAUGUUUUAUUUAAGAUGAAAAAUAUGUAUUCACCUAAUUGUAAUACUUUUAGUCAGGAUAGGACUGUAGCUCCAGGCCCAUGCCCACGGAAUAAGUCCAUUGAUUAAAAAAAAAAAAACAACUUUAACUGCUUUUCAAAUUACCUGGCUAUCUUGCUUUGUAUAGAGGAAAUUAAGUAUGUGAACUUAGGAGGAUGUAGAGGAACAAAACUUGUGUUGACUGGUUAACUAUAAAUUACUUAAGGUAAAGCUGACUUUGCACCUUUUGCAAAUGAUCUUGCUACUUCGGUCUCUCUAACAGUGUGGCAUGUCCCCUUAAUUCAACACUCACUACAUCCAUUUUCUCUGACUGCAUACCAGGAGCUUCUGCCUGCUAGUAAGAAGGGGAGGAGUGGACAAGUGAGUGCUGAGGGACCCCAGAGAACUGUACUCAGAAAGUGUAGAGCGAGCGCAUCAUUCGAUGCAUUUGUACCAAGCUCAGGGUGCUGAAACAGCGUUGUCUGCAUAGUUCACAUUAGUUUGUUGGCCUGUGGACUUGGCAGGCGGCCUACCAUGCCUUUACACCAUGCUGACCUUCUAAUUCUUCAGAAAGACCUGCCCCCUUUCCAAGCGGAUCCACCCCUUUAGGCAGUGCCAGUGACUGGCCCACCCCCUUUAAUCUCGCCCACUGACAUCCGAAUGCCGAUGUUGGGGGUAUGGAUUUUGUUAGGAGAUGAAAGCGAUAUAUUAGCACAGGGUAUGUGUAUUCUUAUAAAUGCAUCCUGUGAGUUUCUUUCUGGCACCACCUCCACCAGAUACAGGACACUUGGGAGGUAUGAUGGUUUGAGUGUUUUUUGUCAAUAUGAUUCUGUAAUAAGGCAUAUCAUAAUUGUCAGCACCAGGCCCACUGGGCUCUUAAUCCGGCCCUGUUUUUAGUCCUUUGAUAAAUUGUGUGGCUUAUGCUUUGACAAUAAUCAGUCAAUUGUACAAAAAAUGUUUAAUAAGAUUUUAAAUUAUUUUUUAUAGGUGAAGUGUACAUUCUAUUGAAGUCUUCAAUGAUGCACAUUUGCUAGGCUGUUGACAUAGCUAUACAGGAAACAUUCCCUAGUGUAUCAAUUUUCUUUACAUAAAAUCAAAAUAGGAAAACGCAUCCAGCUGUUAUGUCUCCAAAAUGUAACAUUUCAAUUUCCUUCUGCAAUUCCUGUUUUCUACAGAAAUAUUAACCUUUUUCAAUAGUCCCAUCAGAACCAAGUUGCAAUUGCUCUUUCAAUAAUACUGCCAGUAUAGUUGUAUGUUGUUUUAUUUAUUUAAUUUGAGAUUUCCCAAAGACAACAGCAGGGCUCCUAGGCAGGCCUAAAAGUGACUCUUUACUUCAAGCCCAGAUAGUAAAUGGUAGACUCAUCCAGGGUUAAUUUCUGCUUGCCAUGGAUGAAUUUUCACUCAUCAAUGGCUAGUGAGUGAUUGGAAAUUCUGAGCCCUGUUACUAGUAGCAGUACGUAAGGCUAGUCUAGACUAACAAGGCUAGUCUCUGAAUCAAAAAUUGUUAGAAAUUAUCUGAUAAAUGGAAAAUUUUAUGACAGUAGAUGAUCUAGGAAGAUAACUAAGCUGGGUAAUUAUUCCAAUUUGGUCUAAAAUUUUAAAUGAUCUAGUCAAAUCCCGUUUAGUGAAUAUACCUGAUAUUAACUGACAUUACUUCUUUCUUUAUGAUAGGGUAAAAAUUGAUUACUUCACUGCUGUAUGUUGUGAAAUGCUCAAUAAUGUAAAACACAGGUUCUUCACACAAGAGUUUAAUAAGCAGAGAUUCCUGUUCUAUAUGAAAAGCACAUAAGAUAUACAGUUAAACAACACAGCUUACGUGCCAGAAAUAGCAUAGUGACAAGAGAUCAGUAUCUCCAUGUAUGCAAUAAAAACACAGUAACCUGUAAUUGGUUGCUUCUAAACCUACUCAUCCUGCUAUGGUCAGUUCAGUAUACUUCUGAAUCAAUCACUUCUGACCAUUCACCUUAAAGUUGAUAAUCCACCUUUACCUGUUUCCAUUAUCAUCAUUGAAUAGAUAAACCGGUUUCUUAUAAAACUACAUGGAGUAAUGAGCACAGACAUGUUCAUACUUAACCCUUCAAGCACACAAAGUCAUACAGAGGGCAAACAUGGUUGAUAUAAGAAUAAGAUGGCUGCUGAAGAGCUUUAGACACUUUCUCAACAUUCACAGUGUAUAUAUAUAUAUAACGCUAACACACUGGCUUCACGGGCAGCAUAGUGGUGGCCGAAUGGAGUGAUGCUAGUCACUUUAUUCCUAUAUUACCAUAACUGCAACUGCAGCGAUUUUAUUUACCAUAUUCCUAUUACCAUUACCAUAGCAACUACAGCGAUUGCAUACAUAUGUUGCAAACUUUAACAGAUAGUUUAAGUAUUUCACCUUAAAGGACCACUCCUCCAAACUUGAAAAAAAAAAAACCCCAAGGACUCUCCCCCCAGUUUUCUAGAUAUACCACCAAGAAUGCUUGCAUGCAUAUUUUAAUAUGCAUGCGCUUCCCCUCCUGUCGGUCCCCCAGCAGUUCUUGACAACAAUAUUGGAAGGCAGACGUGCACUAUUUGAAUGUGCCUGCUACUUCCAUUAGCUCAGUGUAGCUAAUGGAAGUAUGGAGUGAAUCUCCCUAGCUAUUUGAUUGACAGCUAGGGAGGCGUUUCUAUUUUGACAUAUAAAAGUGCUAAUUUCACAAAGAAAUUGGAACUUUUUAUAAAUGGGGAUUUUAAAAAGAAACUCCAUGUAGCAAUUCAGCAAGCUGAAGUGCUCUAUGGGUGUGGAGUUGUCCUUUAUAAAACAAAUCACUAUUAAAAGGACCACUAUAGGCACCCAGACCACUUCAGCUCAAUGAAGUGGUCUGGGUGCCAGGUCCAUCUAGGAUUAACCCUUUCUGCUGUAAUCAUAGCAGUUUCAGAGAAACUGCUAUGUUUACAUAUGGGUUAAUCCAGCCUCUAGUGGCUGUCCCAUUGACAGCUGAUAGACGUGCUUCCACGCUUCUCACUGUCACAGUGAGAAGAUGCCAGCGUCCAUAGGAAAGCAUUGAGAAUGCUUUCCUAUGGACUGGCUGAAUGCAUGCGCGGCUCUUGUCGCGCAUGCGCAUUCACCCGAUGACGUCAGAAGGAGGAGGAGAGUCCCCAGAGCCGAGGGAGCCCGGCGCUGGAGAAAGGUAAGAAUUUACCUUCCUCCCCCUUCAACCCGCUGGGAGUGGGACCCUGAGGGUGGGGGCACCCUUAGGGCACUAUAGUGCCAGGAAAACGAGUUUGUUUUCCUGUCAAAAUAGUGGUCCUUUAAUGAUCUUUUCUGUUACCUGAUUUUGUUUAGGGUUAGAGCUACAGCUGGUGUUAGGGCUAGGGUUUGCACGGUUACACACACAGGUCUGCCUAUGAUAGGUGUGAGUUCCACUCCCUGGCAGCAGCUAUGAUUUGCAGCUGUCGUUAAUUUAGUUCCUCUCUUGAUAUGUUGGUAGAUUAGUUUUGGCAAAAGAAUUUCACUAAUGAUGCAGAAUGCUUCCUAAUCCAAAAGAGACUUUAGUUUGGAUUUAAUUUUCUAUCCUAUUAAUAGUUCUGAAUGGAUUUGAAAAUUGGAUGGUAUAAAUAAUAUUUCUGAUGAUACUGCUGCUUUAAGACGCUGAUGCCCAAUGCAGGAGAUAACUCAACCAAAACUCUUUAAAAUGCAUAACAGCUAGGAAAAUGUUCAGCAAUUGUUCUUCUUUUUUUUUGCACAAUUACAUAAACAAUAAGACGCAGAAAAUCUGACAAAGCACACAUACAGUAAUUGUACAUUUUGUAUUGUAGAGUAUAGUACCUCCCAACAUUGGUAGUCCCAGAAUCGGGACUCAAGGGGGCUAACCAGUCACAGAGGGACAGUCCCACAAAAAUUGGAGCUAUUGGAAGGCAUGCAGUAGAACUUUUUAAACUAGAAAACACUGCAUAUUUUGUAUUGAUAGUGUAAAAUUAUACCAAAUUACAGUUUUAAUUUUAAGUUGCCCAUAUGUUUUUUAGGUAUAGUGUGAUAAAAUAUGUUUUGUUCAUAUUAACUUAUUUUAUUACAAUAUAACAAUGAAAUAAACAUUUUAAUAAUAACAUUGUUUAACCUGUUUUGUAUGUUUAUAUUUGACUAAUAUUAACACUUUCUAAUGUUCAUUUAAACUUUAUGAUGUAGGACUUUAAAGGAACCCUAUAGUCACCUAACAACUUUAGCUUAAUUAAGCAGUUUUAGUGUAUAGAUCAUGCCUCUCAGGUUUCACUGUUCAAUUAACUGCCAUUAGUUAAAUCACUUUGUUUCUGUUUAUGUAGCCCUUGCCACACCUCCCCUGGCUCUGAUUGACACAGCCUGCAUGAAAAAAAAAACUGGUUUCACUUUCAAUCAGAUAUAAUUUACCUUAAACAGUGUUAUCUCAGGAGACUCUUGCAGGGUCUAGCAAGCUAUUAAUAUAUCAGGGGAUAAGAAAAUCUAAAUUAAAUAGAACUUUCAAUAAAGGAAGGAUAAACAUUAGAUGACUCUUUACAGGAAGUGUUUGGGAAGGCUGUGCAAGUCACAUGCAGGGAGGUGUGACUAGGGUUCAUAAAAAAAGUGAUUUAACUCCUAAAUGGCAGAUAAUUUAGCAUUGAGACUGCAGGGACACAAUCUACACACCAAAACUGUUUCAUUAAGCUAAAGUUGUUUUGAUGACUAUAGUGUCCGUUUAACAAAUUAUUGUAUGACCAUUGUCUGUUUGUGAGUUUGUUCUUGAUAUCUUGAAAAGGAACUAAAUUUUCUUUUUCUUUUUGUUUCAUGUGAUCUACCUGUGCCGACCCCUUCUGCGCUGAACAUAUUAUUGAAGAUUGCUGUGUUCACUGUAUCCUUGCUUGCUUAUUUUGUGAGUUUGUCACACUCUGUAACAUGGUACUGGGACAGGCAACUUGUGGGAUCUGCACUUCCGAAGCAUGCUGCUGUUGCUGUGGAGAGGAGCUGGGAGAUGACUGUAACUGCCCUUGUGAUAUGGAUUGUGGUAUAAUGGACGCUUGCUGUGAAUCUUCAGACUGCUUGGAAAUUUGCAUGGAAUGCUGCGGAAUCUGUUUUCCAUCAUGAAACCUCAAAUUGGCUUGUUUGUUUCACAACUGGAGUUUUUUAUGUAUAAAAGAAACAUACACAAUUUGCACUGCUACCUGUUUUUGUUCUAUUUUUACUGGAGAUUAAUAUUUAGAAUAAGUCAAAAUAACCGAAUGCCGUAAAAAUAAUACUUCAGUUGAACAGAUUCAUCUACUGGUUUGCCAUGCGCCUCAAGGGUAAUCAAAGAGUAUGCAAAUGUAAAUAUUUAUAGACAACUGUUUGGAUGAAAUUCUACGCUUAAUUACGUGACCUAUUUUUUCUUAACAUAAGCUUUUGUGAACAUAGUCAAUCGUUUGUUUUUUUUUUUUUAGGUUGUAAACGACAAGGACAAAUUAACUGUACAUUUUAAAUAAGAUAUAUACAUAUAGAGAGAAAAGACAAAAAUAAUCAAUCAUUAUUUGUAUCCUUAAAUAAUUAUGUAUGGAUCCAUUCUUUCUCUGUAUAUAUAUUUAUACAUUUUAGUUAAAUGAUGCCUUAAAUAAAAAUGUCUUUGAGGGACAUCUCCUUAACUGAUCGCUGUGCCAUCUGACUUGAAUUAAGCAGGUACUGACUGUUUUUUCCCAGAUAUAACUAGCCCAACCUGUACUCUAUAGAGCAUUGUUAUGUUCUGUUAUAUCUGGGAGUGGUUCCCAUAUUGAUAUUCAUCCAGGAUUCUGCAAUUUCUAUGUUGAUUUCAUAGUUUCUUAGUUUUUUCAACAAUUGUGAACAACUAAGCCCGUGAGAAAAAUUAUAGGACUGGGAAACACACCUACAUAAAGCUCUUACUUGGCUUCUACAUCUUUUAAAUAUGCUAUAAACUAUAACAUUGUCUUUUAAAAUAGUCACUUUAAGCAUAUAUGCAUCUUACUGCCUAAUGCAGAUUUAUGGACAUUUCCUUCUUUUAUGUUCCUUUAUAAUGGAACUAUAGACCGAAACCAUAUAAAUCUAAAAAGUGUUAUCAAAUUGUUUUUUGUCUUGUUUUUUUAAACAUUUUUUUAGAAAUGCUCCAGAAGAGCACUUAUCAUUUUCUUAUUUUUGUUUUGUUCGUUUUUUUAGUCGUAUUGGUACUAAAGAGGACAAAUAAUGCAUUGCUAGUAAUCUUUUGUGCAAUUAGAAAUGUUUGCAUAUAUUAGAGGAACAGUUGAAAUAUCCUUUAGUUUUCAGACUAUUUCGUAAUGUGUCCCCAAGCAUCUAUUUUAAAACUAUGCUAAAUAACAGUACUAACUGUAUACUCAUUUAGAUACAAGCAUUCCUUCCAUCAUGAGCUGUUACAUUUAUUCAGUAAUAAUUAUUUGUGACUGAGUGAUCUAUUUCUAGCAAUUUAAUUAUAUCAUGCCAUGCUACUUAUUCUGCACUAGAAUUAUUAGCAAAUGUGUAAUAUUUAUUUCUGUAGCAGAGAAUACAAGUGUAUGUUACAAAAAAAAAUCAUAUUUAUAUUUUUUCUUUUUUCUGGAUGAGGUGCUUAAGAUAAAAUACAUUAGUGCCUUAUUUUAUAGAAUCGUGCAGAACUAGCAUUUGAGUUGACAAUGUGAAAUCUCUAUUGUAACCGUUUUAUUGCCAGAUUAGCAAGCACUUUGCUGUGUUGGUCCCUAAAAGGUUUUUUUUGUUUUUUGUUAUUUUUAUGUGGGUCAGCUGGACUCUUAGCAGUGCUCAUGGUUCUUUUUGUUUUAUGUUGUUUUAAUUACUGUUUAUAUAUAAUAGCACCAGACACUAUUUACAGAGGUCUUACAAUUAGGAUUUGUUUCCUAACUUUAACUGGAUUUAUACUAAACAUUAUUUUAAAAAUAAAGAAAAUUAUUUUAAAUUU
Pelobates cultripes (western spadefoot toad) is the source of this 93430-nucleotide messenger RNA. The record is from the annotation of a GenBank genome assembly. Lineage: Eukaryota; Metazoa; Chordata; Amphibia; Anura; Pelobatidae.